Pelobates cultripes (western spadefoot toad) is the source of this 92769-nucleotide messenger RNA. The record is from the annotation of a GenBank genome assembly. NCBI's taxonomy places the organism in Eukaryota, Metazoa, Chordata, Amphibia, Anura, Pelobatidae.
GGUCAACCGACGUGUGACGUCGCUGAGCGGGUAUGGGGUGUCGUCUUAGCGCCGCUGGGAGGUGGAGGCGGUGAAUGAGACUCUGCGCUGAGUGUCUGCUUCAGGGGGGGACAGAGAGCGGGGUCACCGGGCUCCCGGACACACAGGCAGCGGGCUAUGAGGUGAGCGAGCUAUCCAGGGCCUGCGGGAGGAGGAGGAGGAGGGGAGGGAGAGACCUUCUAACAGCCUUCUCAAACAUGGACUACAUUUCCCAUGAUCCUCACCCAUCAUUCUGAGUGCCUGAGCAUCAUGGGAAAUGUAGUCCAGAUCUGCUAGGGCAAUGGAAGGUGAGCCUCUCCUGUGUAUGGAGUAUAAGAAGUGAUGGUCAGGGAUGGAGGAGAUCCCUGGCUGCCCUGCUCUGGGUGCUCUGUGUAUUACAUGCAGCCCUCACUGGGAUAACACCAAGGGCUUAUACAGAGAGCAGGGAAAUACAACAGGAUGCAGCCAUUGAAGGCUCCCUGGACCAUAAUAUAAUGAGGAUACAGUCAGGAUUUAUACAGAGAGCAUUGAAAUAAUGCAGGAUGCAGCCAUGGAAGGCAUGGCAGUCACUAUCUCACUGAGUCUCAUCCCUGGACCAUAAUAUAAUGAGGAUACAGCCAGGAUUUAUACAGAGAGCAUUGAAAUAAUGCAGGAUGCAGCCAUGGAAGGCAUGGCAGUCACUAUCUCACUGAGUCUUAUCCCAGGACCAUAAUAUAAUGAGGAUACAGUCAGGAUUUAUACAGAGAGCAUUGAAAUAAUGCAGGAUGCAGCCAUGGAAGGCAUGGCAGUCACUAUCUCACUGAGUCUUAUCCCAGGACCAUAAUAUAAUGAGGAUACAGUCAGGAUUUAUACAGAGAGCAGUGAAAUAUAGCAGGAUGCAGUCAUGGAAAGCAUGGCAGUCACUAUCUCACUGAGUCUUAUCCCAGGACCAUAAUAUAAUGAGGAUACAGUCAGGGUUUAUACAGAGAGCAUUGAAAUAAAGCAGAAUGCAGCCAUGGAAGGCUCCCAGGACCAUAAUAUAAUGAGGAUACAGUCAGGAUUCAUACAGAGAGCAUUGAAAUAUAGCAGGAUGCAGCCAUGGAAAGCAUGGCAGUCACUAUCUCACUGAGUCUUAUCCCAGGACCAUAAUAUAAUGAGGAUACAGUCAGGAUUUAUACAGAGAGCAUUGAAAUAUAGCAGGAUGCAGCCAUGGAAGGCAUGGCAGUCACUAUCUCACUGAGUCUUAUCCCAGGACCAUAAUAUAAUGAGGAUACAGUCAGGAUUUAUACAGAGAGCAGUGAAAUAUAGCAGGAUGCAGCCAUGGACGGCUCCCUGGACCAUAAUAUAAUGAGGAUACAGUCAGGAUUUAUACAGAGAGCAUUGAAAUAUAGCAGGAUGCAGCCAUGGAAGGCCUGGCAGUCACUAUCUCACUGAGUCUUAUCCCAGGACCAUAAUAUAAUGAGGAUACAGUCAGGAUUUAUACAGAGAGCAUUGAAAUAAAGCAGGAUGCAGCCAAGGAAGGCAUGGCAGUCACUAUCUCACUGAGUCUUAUCCCAGGACCAUAAUAUAAUGAGGAUACAGUCAGGAUUUAUACAGAGAGCAGUGAAAUAUAGCAGGAUGCAGCCAUGGAAGGCAUGGCAGUCACUAUCUCACUGAGUCUUAUCCCAGGACCAUAAUAUAAUGAGGAUACAGUCAGGAUUUAUACAGAGUGCAUUGAAAUAUAGCAGGAUGCAGCCAUGGAAGGCAUGGCAGUCACUAUCUCACUGAGUCUUAUCCCUGGACCAUAAUAUAAUGAGGAUACAGUCAGGAUUUAUACAGAGAGCAUUGAAAUAUAGCAGGAUGCAGCCAUGGAAGGCAUGGCAGUCACUGUCUCACUGAGUCUUAUCCCAGGACCAUAAUAUAAUGAGGAUACAGUCAGGAUUUAUACAGAGAGCAUUGAAAUAAAGCAGGAUGCAGCCAUGGAAGGCAUGGCAGUCACUAUCUCACUGAGUCUUAUCCCUGGACCAUAAUAUAAUGAGGAUACAGUCAGGAUUUAAACAGAGAGCAUUGAAAUAUAGCAGGAUGCAGCCAUGGAAGUCACUAUCUCACUGAGUCUUAUCCCUGGACCAUAAUAUAAUGAGGAUACAGUCAGGAUUUAUACAGAGAGCAUUGAAAUAUAGCAGGAUGCAGCCAUGGAAGGCAGGACAGUCACUAUCUCACGGAGUCUUAUCCCAGGACCAUAAUAUAAUGAGGAUACAGCCAGGAUUUAUACAGAGAGCAUUGAAAUAUAGCAGGAUGCAGACAAGGAAGGCAUGGCAGUCACUAUCUCACUGAGUCUUAUCCCAGGACCAUAAUAUAAUGAGGAUACAGUCAGGAUUCAUACAGAGAGCAUUGAAAUAUAGCAGGAUGCAGCCAUGGAAGUCACUAUCUCACUGAGUCUUAUCCCAGGACCAUAAUAUAAUGAGGAUACAGUCAGGAUUUAUACAGAGCGCAUUGAAAUAAAGCAGGAUGCAGCCAUGGAAGGCUCCCUGGACCAUAAUAUAAUGAGGAUACAGUCAGGAUUUAUACAGAGAGCAGGGAAAUAAAGCCGGAUGCAGCCAUGGAAGGCAUGACAGUCACUAUCUCACUGAGUCUUAUCCCAGGACCAUAAUAUGAGGAUACAGUCAGGAUUUAUACAGAGAGCAGUGAAAUAUAGCAGGAUGCAGCCAUGGAAGGCUCCCUGGACCAUAAUAUAAUGAGGAUACAGCCAGGAUUUAUACAGAGAGCAGGGGAAUAUAGCAGGAUGCAGCCAUGGAAAGCAUGGCAGUCACUAUCUCACUGAGUCUUAUCCCUGGACCAUAAUAUAAUGAGGAUACAGUCAGGAUUUAUACAGAGAGCAUUGAAAUAAAGCAGGAUGCAGCCAAGGAACGCAUGGCAGUCACUAUCUCACUGAGUCUUAUCCCAGGACCAUAAUAUAAUGAGGAUACAGCCAGGAUUUAUACAGAGAGCAUUGAAAUAAAGCAGGAUGCAGCCAUGGACGGCUCCCUGGACCAUAAUAUAAUGAGGAUACAGUCAGGAUUUAUACAUAGAGCAUUGAAAUAAAGCAGGAUGCAGCCAAGGAAGGCAUGGCAGGCACUAUCUCACUGAGUCUUAUCCCAGGACCAUAAUAUAAUGAGGAUACAGCCAGGAUUUAUACAGAGAGCAUUGAAAUAAAGCAGGAUGCAGCCAUGGAAUGCUCCCUGGAACAUAAUAUAAUGAGGAUACAGUCAGGAUUUAUACAUAGAGCAUUGAAAUAAAGCAGGAUGCAGCCAAGGAAGGCAUGGCAGGCACUAUCUCACUGAGUCUUAUCCCUGGACCAUAAUAUAAUGAGGAUACAGUCAGGAUUUAUACAGAGAGCAUUGAAAUAUAGCAGGAUGCAGCCAUGGAAGGCAGGACAGUCACUAUCUCACGGAGUCUUAUCCCAGGACCAUAAUAUAAUGAGGAUACAGCCAGGAUUUAUACAGAGAGCAUUGAAAUAUAGCAGGAUGCAGACAAGGAAGGCAUGGCAGUCACUAUCUCACUGAGUCUUAUCCCAGGACCAUAAUAUAAUGAGGAUACAGUCAGGAUUCAUACAGAGAGCAUUGAAAUAUAGCAGGAUGCAGCCAUGGAAGUCACUAUCUCACUGAGUCUUAUCCCAGGACCAUAAUAUAAUGAGGAUACAGUCAGGAUUUAUACAGAGCGCAUUGAAAUAAAGCAGGAUGCAGCCAUGGAAGGCUCCCUGGACCAUAAUAUGAGGAUACAGUCAGGAUUUAUACAGAGAGCAGGGAAAUAAAGCCGGAUGCAGCCAUGGAAGGCAUGACAGUCACUAUCUCACUGAGUCUUAUCCCAGGACCAUAAUAUGAGGAUACAGUCAGGAUUUAUACAGAGAGCAGUGAAAUAUAGCAGGAUGCAGCCAUGGAAGGCUCCCUGGACCAUAAUAUAAUGAGGAUACAGCCAGGAUUUAUACAGAGAGCAUUGAAAUAAAGCAGGAUGCAGCCAAGGAACGCAUGGCAGUCACUAUCUCACUGAGUCUUAUCCCAGGACCAUAAUAUAAUGAGGAUACAGCCAGGAUUUAUACAGAGAGCAUUGAAAUAAAGCAGGAUGCAGCCAUGGACGGCUCCCUGGACCAUAAUAUAAUGAGGAUACAGUCAGGAUUUAUACAUAGAGCAUUGAAAUAAAGCAGGAUGCAGCCAAGGAAGGCAUGGCAGGCACUAUCUCACUGAGUCUUAUCCCAGGACCAUAAUAUAAUGAGGAUACAGCCAGGAUUUAUACAGAGAGCAUUGAAAUAAAGCAGGAUGCAGCCAUGGAAUGCUCCCUGGAACAUAAUAUAAUGAGGAUACAGUCAGGAUUUAUACAGAGAGCAUUGAAAUAAAGCAGGAUGCAGCCAUGGAAGGCUCCCUGGACCAUAAUAUAAUGAGGAUACAGUCAGGAUUCAUACAGAGAGCAUUGAAAUAUAGCAGGAUGCAGACAAGGAAGGCAUGGCAGUCACUAUCUCACUGAGUCUUAUCCCAGGACCAUAAUAUAAUGAGGAUACAGUCAGGAUUUAUACAGAGAGCAUUGAAAUAAAGCAGGAUGCAGCCAUGGAAGGCAUGGCAGUCACUAUCUCACUGAGUCUCAUCCCUGGACCAUAAUAUAAUGAGGAUACAGUCAGGAUUUAUACAGAGAGCAUUGAAAUAUAGCAGGAUGCAGCCAUGGAAGGCAUGGCAGUCACUAUCUCACUGAGUCUCAUCCCUGGACCAUAAUAUAAUGAGGAUACAGUCAGGGUUUAUACCAAGGGGAGAGGAAUAAAACCAUGAACUCUGCAAUGCAGCUUCUCAUUCUUGACAGAUUGAUUUCCAGGGCUGGCAUGAUAUAAAGGAAUUUUCCUUUGGCCCAAGUCAUGAAGGGAUUAUUACAAGAAUAAAAACCCAAUUUCAGCACCCUUCUAGGCUUUAUGGAUCCAAUUUAUGUAAUAUACUCUAAAAGUUGCAGUGUGAAUCAUGUCUUCUAUAUAGUGAUAGAAUGAUGUCAGUAUACUUGCUAAAGCUGCUUAGAGCCACCCAUCCAAGCAGGCCUAGUAGGGUUUCGGUGUUUUUCAGAAAUAAUCAAAAAUAAGAUGGGAUGUCAUGCCUUCCUUGACCGCAUUAUGAUGCUACUGGGAAUACAUUGUAUCUGUCAUACAGAUUUAAGAAAACACUUUACACUUACACAGUAGUAUUUGUAAAAGUUACAUUGUAACAAUAAACAAUGUGACCAAAUACCAAUUUUAGCAUCAGCGAUUGGUAUUAACUUUGUACUGUUGAGAUAUAUGGCUUAAUUUGUGUGAAUCAGCCCUAGUAAUCAUAAUUAUACGCUUGUCAUAUGUUUUUAAUCUUUUUUUUUUUUUUUUUUUUUUGCUUUUUUUAUCUUCAAGACUUGUGAACAUCCCCCUACUUUAUUUUUAUUACAAUGUUUAUUCUGGUCUUUAACAUAACAUUUCUGUUCCAGGUACAUACUGCCCCUUUUUUUUUUGUAUGGAAAUGUUGGCUCCUGAUGCCUGUUUUAUUUGUUGAAUUUCAAUACUAUGCUAAUAUUUAUCACUUCCACUUAGUCUGUUCCAAGUUAAUUUUGCUCUUUUUGUAUAGAAAUCGCAUUAGUCCUUAGUCUCUGUAUUUCAUGCAAUGUCGUCUUGUCUAUAAUGCGCUAUCAGUCCUAUCCCUAUUCACUUUUUUUUUCUUCUGCUUAUUCAUGACAUUAGUACAUGAGAAUUGUUGACCUGGGCUCCUUGUCACACUUCUUAAGUAUUUUACUUUUAUCCCCAAUUUUAUAUUCUAUGACCACUGCUUUUGAAAUGCAGUGAUUUAGUCUUUUGCAUCAAAAUAAAAAGGCUUUUUUUUUUUUUUUUUUGACUGAGGUUUAAAUUGCCAUGUGUACAAGGCGAAGUUCAAGUUUCUAGGAAAAAAAACCCAAAUCAAGCUGGUAACCAUUUCAAAGCCCAAGUAUGUUUUAUGAUUUGGCUAUUUUUGGGCUAAACUUUAGAAAUUACCAUUUGAUUCCUGGUAAUGUCCAUCAGGUCACCCCAAUUCUUUUGUUUAUAACUUGUCAGUGUAUCCAUCAGCUCUGCAUUAUAUUCUGAUAGUGUGGUAAAGCGAAAAAAACACAAGACGCAGAUUAUCUACCAUUGCUGUUUGUUGAUUUUUUUUCCAGUCUCACUUUUUCCGUUCACAAAUUCCUCUGCAUUCUCAGGAAAUGUCCUUGUUGACCCCUUUAUUUCUGGAUUUUAACACCUUAUGGCUAAAUCACUAACAAGUACGGGUGAUUUUAUAAUUUUACUUCUUCAUUACAUAUUGAAUUCACCGAUAUUUACUAUUUACAUUUUUGCCAUUAUUGAAAACCGGUUUGUACUUUAAACGGUUACUUUUUAAACUAGAGUUGUAAAAUUCAUGCCAAAAUAUGAGGGUUGGAAUUAUUUUAUAAUAAUUCGGUUCCAUUUAAACACUAAUAAAUACGUUUAUGGUCUUGUUCUGAAUUUUCAAUUCCCCUUUUAAUUUCCAGUUUUAGACUGUGAUAGCUUAUCAGACCUUUACAAAUGAGUCCUAUAUUGCUGCUCAGCGAUUGUUUAGGCGGGCUGGGCAUUAUAGAAAGCACAUGUUUGUGGAGUGAAUAUAUUUGAUAAUGCUAGUUUUGAAAUAUGCGCCUUUCAUGGAUUGCUUUACUUUAUAACCUGUAAAAGGGAUUCAGCGAACACAAGGCAGCCAGCAUUUAUGAAAUGCAAAGUGGUCAAUACAUUUUGCUAUGAAAUUUUUAAAAUGCUCUGGAGUAUAUUGCAUUUUCCUAUAAAGUGUGCUAGUUUGUUUUAGAAAUUUGCUGGAUUCUUUAGUCCAUGUCAUUAUGCCAGAUUGGACUGCUGUGUUGGAAUUAUUGUAAAAGUUAGAAUAGUCUGAGAAUGUAUAUUGCCUGUGAUGGAAUUUUAGGGAUACUGAAUGACUUUCUAUCUUUUAACAUUUUUACUUCUUUAUCUUUGGGACGAAAUUUCAUCCCUCACAUUAAUUUUGCAAGAAACAUGCUUGUUCCCUACAUAGUUUUUGAAGAGCUUUUAUAGAAACAAUAUGACUCUAAUGCCCUCCUCUCCAUAUAAUAAAAGUGAUAGGAUUUUACUCUUUUCCAAUACCAUCUGGAAUGUUUCCUGGGGCACUGAAGUGACUAAACAGAUUGGUCAUUACUCGCAACUUAGUUGGACUGGAUAGUUGUGUUCUUUUGUUGUUUUUUUUUUUUUUUCUUUGCUGUGAUUUUAUGCGUCCUGUUUUACUGAAAAAUGUGACUGUAAAAUAUUUCAUAUGCAACACUGUUGUAUCGUGCUUUAUUAUUGAUGCUAUCAUGCAUGCAAUGUCAAUUAGAUUUUUUUUUUAUUUUUUUUUAAUGUUUGCAUUAUUUGCAAGGAAUGCUCAAUCCUAACUCUGCCUUCACUUGAUCUUUCGGGGAUUGGCUCAUGUACUAUUUCUCAAUAUAGUACACUGCAUUCGAGUGUACAAAUGGCUUUUUUUUCCCUUUCUAUUUAUUGUAGUGCUUUAAGGUCAGUCUGUGGCAGAAUAAAUCUGUGUAAGCAUUGUUUUAUAUUGUGGAUCUAUAAUACCCUGGAGUUUCGUUCAUUAAAUCAAGGCCAGAAAUUUUUCAGCAGUCUUGAUGUAGUGAUCUACAUUCUCAUUAAAGCUCUCACAGCCACAGUGCCGGCAAAGCAUCAGGGGAGAUGUAGUUCACAACAUCUGGAGUGCCAAAGGUUGCCUACCCAUGCACUAAAUAGUGAAUUGAAAACACAUUUAAAAUUUUUAGACUAAAAUAACAAACAUUUGGGCAAAUUCUCUAACUCCACGUUAAGCACAGCACAUGCUGGUAACAUUUCCAUAAAAUAACAUGUUUUUAGUAUUCUUGGAUCUUUGUAUGGACACAUUUAAUGUUGCUUUUGUUAGAUCAUUCCCUUGCCUUCCCUUUAAAAGUUAGCACAGUAAGGGGCUGCCUGCUUUUAUAUCAUUUGAAUGAUUUCUGAAGAAGAUGCAGAUAAAGCUUUUCGUAUCCUAUUGCCUGCUUAGACUUCUACAGUGCUAUUGUUUUUGGCUACAUUUUAGAGACUCCUAGAUAAGAAUGUACAAAAAUCUUUUGUCUGCAUUAUACUUCUUUGCAGUCAGCCAUUGAAUCGCCAGUGCUAUUGAAAGUGCCUUAGUUUAGUGAUUUGCUAUACAUCUACAUUCUGAUUCUCAGAUUUGCAUCCGAUAUUGCUAGUUCAAUCAUUGCCAUUUUUUUCUCUUAACAAGUUUAUAUAUUAUUUGAAGGGAUAUCCUAAGCACCGAAACAUCUUUUAUCUUCGUGAAGCAGUUUUUGUGUAUGGAUCAUGCCCCUGCAGUCUCGCUGCUCAAUUCUCUGCCAUUUAGGAGUUAAAUCACUUUUGUUUCUGUUGAGGCAACUCUAUUAAUUGAACUUUAGUCACACAAAAGGCUCUAGCUGGCUAUUGGCAUAGCAGGAGAUAAUAAAUGAUAAAUUAGACUGCAAUAAAGGAAGAUUUAAACAUUCAAUCUCUCUACAGGAAAUGUGUAGGGAGGCUGUGUAGGUCACAUGCAGGGAGGUGUGGGUAGGGCUGCAUAAACAAAGUGAUUUAAAGAGAUGUUCUGGUCACCAUAACCGCUUCAUGUAAAUGAAGUUAUGUUGCCAGGUGGCCCUCUGGGUGCGCUUUUACCUUAAGGGAUUAACUCCAAAGGUUGCCUCCAGCACCAAUCUCCAGGUCAUCCAAGUAACACCUGGCACCUGAAUCUGAGUAACAGGAAGUGCUGAGUGUGGCCAUGCAAGGGCGUUGCUGAUUCGCUAGAGUGGUCAGCAAAAAAAGUACAUAAUUCCUUAAGCUGAUUUUAUUAAACUGGUUGUGGACAGGGACUGCGAGGAACGGUUCUGGAAUGCCAGCUUUCGGGUCAAACAGUUUGUGAAUGGUAUAACCCCUAAAAAUAAUGAAGUGCCAAGGACCUCCUGGCACCAUAACAAUUUUUUAUUGAAGUGUUCCUUUAAAUUGUUAUGAAUUUAGUUUUCCUUUAAUUUUCUUGGCAGCUUGCGAUGUCUUUAGUCAAAGAUUGCUGUCAGGUUUUUCUUGGAUGUACAUUGUUACCUAGGGCAUGUAUUUUACAUUGUACACAGAUAAUUGUGUUAUUUUUAUCCACCAUUAAUUGCAUUCUGUCGACAUUAAAUACAUCAAGCCUGGUUGCUAGGCAGUGACAUUUUCCCUUUUUCCUGUUACUUCAACACUGGCAAGUCAUGGGUGGUUUAUUUUAACAACAUGCAAAAGCUUAUAUAAUGAUGAUAAUUAUCAUAAGGAUAUCAUUAUUAUGUGUAUUGUGUGCGUAUCUAUCUCUGUUAGUGAUCUGCAUAUUAGAGGAAAAUAAUAACCAUUGAGCGGUUCUGGAAACAUCAUAACAAGCCAGAAGAUCUACGGCAGAUGGCAUAAUUUUUCCCCGAAUGCGUCGUUUUUGUUUCUCAUCUUGCAUCAUCUUUAGGCUGUAGCAAAUGUGUUAGGGUAAUUAAGGGGUUAAAGCAGCCUAUGUGACCGCAGCACUGGGACUUUGAGAGGUUCAUUCAAGACAGCAGCUAUUUCAGUUUGGGAACAGGCUGAAUUAAAAUGAUGGAAGCUCUCACUAAUCUCAGGCAGUCUGGGAUAAACAGUUAGCCUAGCCGCUGAACUUACGUCGCCAGAUGUUGUAGAACUACAACUUUUAGACUUGUAAAAACAUAAUGGGAAUUGUAGUCCUACAACAGCAGAGGAUUUACGAUUAACUACCCUGGAUUAUUCAGUGCUUGUCCUAAGAUUUUUAGAUCUGCCGGGAAAAUGGUCAAGCUGUUAUCGUUUUUUCAUUUAAAAUUUGUUGUGUUUUUUUUUACCAUUUGUUCUGCAGCUCUUUAUGAUUAUGAUAGCGUCUAAUCCUGCUAAACUUUUUGGCACUCCCAGAUCUAGAGGAGAAUCAUAGGAAAUUUAGUUCAUGCCUUUGCAGUGCUAAGUUUAGCAAUCCCUGAUCUGGUCUGUUUAUCCAUCAAAAUUUACUCUCUUUCAACACAUGAGUAGUUGUUGUGGACAUGGAAAACUUGAGAUGUAAUGAUUGAAUAAAUGCCAGCAGCGUGUAGUGUAUUCUCAUGUCCAAUGUAUUUUAUGCACAGAAUGGGACAUAAGACGAUCCGGAAUAUGUCGUAAAUUGCUAAUUACUCUGGAUGUGCAGUAUUUAAAACUCAAACUGAAACAUUGCACAUCCAGACUCCUGCCACCACAUCCACUUAAAAAAGCAGAAGUGGUAAUGCUGAUUGGAGUAACCCUUCAAAAUACCACUUCUCUUGUCAUCCAACUUUUUAGUAAUUCCUCUGUAGAAGAUGAUUUAGUUUUGUGUGUUUAUAUGAUGAAAUUACAAGAACAAAAUUACUUUUGGAGAAUAAAUAAUUGAGGGUAAUGAUAGCUUUAUGGUCAUGCUUAUGAAAAGAUUUCUAAAUGGAAAAAUAAAUGACAUUCAAUCAGUUAGUAUGAUUGUCAUAAAGAUUAUUUAUUUUAUAAAAGAGACAGAGCCACUGUAACAUGGUCAUGGUGCUUGCUGUUGGUGUGAUGCUGUGUUUCAGUAUAAAAUGCUGAAAAUACAGAGUUUAACCCCUUUGCUGCUGAGGACCGCAUCAUUAGCCAGCCUGAAACAAGAAGUCCAGGCUGGCUAAAGUCCGUUCUGUGCAUUUUUGCUGUCUGUCGUCUGAUAAACAUUCUCCGCUGUAGUUACCCUUUGAGGUACAGCAAUCACCCGGGUUUUAUCAGCUUUUUCACAGAACAGAGUUUGGGAAUUACAAAACUUCUGGAAUAAAAGGGAAUCAUGACAUGUCACACAUGUCAUGUGUCCUUAAGGGGUUUAAAACCAAUAUAAUUUAUUAGGUAACUAAUUUUUUGAAUAUUUUUUUAAAGGGACAGUCUCCGCAUCAAAAUCACUUACAUUGUUACAAUCUGAAUUUACGUGACUUAAAGCGGCGUUGUCAUCCUCACCCAAACUGAGCAUUUCAUAAAGAUAAAAUCAUGAAAUUCUCAUAAAAACUUAGAUUCCAACAGAGUCAAAAGUUAUCGGAAGACAAAGUAGGGACUCCUGUUGCACAUGUGAUACUGCAGCGCUGACGUUGGCAACUGAAGCGGACAUUGUGGAAAAAGAUGGCGGCCCUGCGAGGGGCUGGUUUAAGGAAGUAAAAGCUACCUUACCCUGCAUCCCCUGGGGUACAGCACAGCAGUCACUAUCUGGGGUGAUAAAAUGCGACAGAGCCGCUUUAAUCUGAAUUGGGAAAACUGAGGCAAAGCUAGCCAUAUUGUAAUUAUUGUUGAGUUGGGGAUUAUAGCCCAUAGUUACAUAGUUACAUAGUUACAUAGCUGAAAAGAGACUUGCGUCCAUCAAGUUCAGCCUUCCUCAGAAAUGUUGUUGCUGUUGAUCCAAAAGAAGGCAAAAAACCUGGUCUGAAGCACUUCCAAUUUUGCCACAAACUAGGAAAAAAUUCCUUCUUGACCCCAAAAUAGCAGUCAGAUGUCUCCUUGGAUCAAUCAGCUAUUACCCCACUAAUUAGAAAUUAUAUCCCUGUAUGUUAUGUUUUUGUAAGUAUUUAUCCAAUUUCAGUUUAAACAUCUGUAUGGACUCUGACAAAACCACCUCUUCAGGCAGAGAAUUCCAUAUCCUUAUUGUUCUUACUGUAAAAAAACCUUUUCUUUGCCCAUGCUUUUUCUUGAAUUCUGUAAGCCAGGGGUGCGCAAUUUUAGAUCCACUAUUUUGCAGAACUACAACUGCCAUGAUGCUUUGCUAUUUUAAAGGCUGAUAAACCAUCAUGGUAGUUAAGGUCUACUUUUUGCAAGCCAUGUUAAAUACCAACAUGUGCUUCCAUGACAUUGCCAUAUCAGAGAAGAGUCCAGUCAUCUGUCACUGCUCAAACAUCCCCCACCCCCCUUUCCCAGCCAAACUUGCUGUGCACUUUAUUUCCCCCAUCUUGCAUAUUUGUUGCUGGAUGCACCUCAAACAGCUUGUUUAUAAAAAACAAAAAAAACUGACGAUACCUGCUAACUCUAACGGGGCUCCUACCCUCUUGGAGACUUUCACAUUAGGAAUAUGGUGAGUAAGGGACUGGGCAUGGGUGCUUGGGAGACGGUUUAUGUCACUGGUUUGAUGCAGAAUUUGAAAACCGUGAUCGUAACAGUGCUACCACCAUAACCACUGCACUGGUGUUUAGAGUGUCCGUUUAAUCAAGUAGGAAACAUACUUUUGACUCCAGGAAAUGGAGCCAUGUAGUUCAGCAUUGUGCAACAAUUCCUUUCUCCCUCUGCUGGAUUUGUGCUUACUGCUUAAUUUACAGUUUUGUGUUUGGAGUUAUUAGUGGUGGUUGUACAGUUCAUGCACACAGCGGACACGGUCUACUUUAUAGUAAGCUAUGAAUAGUCUGAGAGAGAGGAGGGUGUUUCUGUGGUAUGCGCACACUUACAUUUUACAUGGAUGGACAGAGGAGGAAGCAUAGUUCUUAUGGCUCCUUGGAUUGGUAUUUACAAGUACGUUUGCCUUUCACCGCAGAAUAAUUGUUAUGGUGUUGAGACAAACUGUAGCUAUGUGUAUUGUUCAUAUAUGAUUUUAAUUCUCUCUUGCCCUAUGUCUUUGAUAAUCCUAUAUUUUCCUUCAUACCAGAACACCUGAAACCUUUUCAGCAUGUAUUCUUUGCUGUGUGUACAGAAAAGGAUAUUGGCUAUUGAUAUGAUGGUGGUAAAGUCCUAGCUGUCCAAUACUCGGAGUCUGUACUAAUGAUGUAUCUGGGUUCCCUCUGAGCAGGCUGCUCUCUAGGCUCUCACAGAUGGUUCCGUUUACUGUGUGAUAUUCCACAUGUAGAGGGCUUGACAUUUCACUGUCUCUAGAAUACUCUUACUGACAGAUUUCAUACACCUGAAAUUCUUUUGCUCCUUUACUGUAUAUUCCCAACCUGGAUCCUCAAGUAUAAACAGAUUCCCAAACCCUCUGUCAUAAAGAUUAAUGUAGAAAGGCUGUUACAUGUUAAGAAGUGAUUUUGGCAAAUACACCUACAAACCAUCAUCGUGGUGUGUCGUCAGGGAUUGAUGUUCAAAUAUUGUAUUUUCCCUGCUGCAGUAAAACCGCACUUGUUCUAUUCAUCCAACUGAUCAGAUGGUAGUUGACAUUAGAGACGAAUAGAAUGAUGAGAGUGAUUUUAUAGCAUUGCUGAUUUACAGUAGAUGGUCACCUUGGAUAUCAUACAACUGUGACGUGUUAAAGGAACACUCUGAAACCAUAACCACUACAGAUGAUUCCCUCGUACAACCACACAGCAAUACAAUGCAACAGACACAACUCAUAAACAUGGACCGUUUUUGCUUAUUUGAAAAAAAAUAAACAAGUGUGGUGAGUCCAUCAGAUAUAGAUAUAUUUUAAAAAAACAUUUUUUUUUAAAUCUUUUUGGAGAAAAAUCACAAGUCAGUGGAGGUUCUCAGAAAAAACAUUUUUUAAAUUUUAUAUACUGGGCUUGAAUUUAAAUCCUGAAUAAAGCUUGUGCUUUUAGGUCUAAAAUAGUCAGAUUAAAUGGACCAGCUGGCUUUUGUUUGUCAUGUCUUUCUGAUUCUAUGUAUAAUGCACAGCAAAAUUGGGCUAUCUAUUCUUAAUAUCUAGCAACACAUCAACCCGUAAGCAGCUUUGUAGGAGCGUGAUCAUGAGAGCUGAAGUAAUUUGGGUUAAUGGGUUAGUGCUUCAUUUGUUUAAAAGGGAAAUUACAGGUGGGUGAAAGGCGAUCAUCCUGAUUUAUUGCAGUAAAAAUCCUUUGCUUUGAAUCCUUUGAGACGUCAUACAGCAGGACACAGCUUGGCUGUCAAAACUUUGUUUAAUAGUUAGACCACUCUGGGAGGGUACGAGGGAAUCAUCAUCUGCAGUGGUUAUGGUUUCAGAGUGUUCCUUUAACACAUCAGUUUUAUAUCGAAGUGCACAUAUACUGUGAGUAUCCUGUGUCUUCCAUACUGGUAUCAAAAGGGGCUUGAACAUGCGCCAUAUAGCUGUGAUUUCCCAUUUACUUCAGGACUUCACUAUGCAUGCAUGCAACUCCCGUUUAUUUUAAAGGGGAAGCACUAGUCACAGGAAGUGUAUGUGUGUACAAUGCUGUAGAGUACCAUUACUUUGGGUAAUUGUAACGUAACAUCCCCUGGAAGUAACAUCUUCAGGGCGUACUUGGAAACCAGAUAUGUAAAUAUUUCCUGGUUAAAUACUUUAUAUUAUCAUAUUUUAUGAUCGCUACUAUGUAUGCUUACUGCUAUCCCAUUUAAAUCAAUUACAGAAAUGCUCCAAUGGUCUGUGCUUUUUAAUUUGUUUUGGGUGGGGGCAAACGGGUUAAUGCUAGGUAGAUAAUAAACCGCUUUAUGCCAUAUAUCUUUAGAUUUUUAUUUUUUGCUUUUUACCAGAUACCAGUGUAGAAGAUACAGGAUAUUCAUAGUAUAUGUGCACUUAGAUAUCAUAAAACUGACACGUGUUAAAGGAACACUCUGAAACCAUAACCACUACAGCUGAUGAUUCCUUCGUACCCUCCCAGAGUGAGCAGUCUAACUAUUAAAGUUUUGACAGCCAAGCCGUGUUCAUGCAAAUUUUCACUUACCUCAAAUUGCUCCCAUAUACAUUUUACAUAUCAUAUGAUACAUGGUGUAUUUAGUGUAAAAUAUCGAAAUUUAAUCACAUUUCCUCUGUUCCAGCGUCGCCAUCUUAAAGCUUUGUGGAUGUUACUGUUAGUGUAACACCCACCUCUGGCCCAUCCAUCGCACCUCAAGUGCUCCUCCCACUGUCUUCUUUGAUUCGCCCAAAUUGAGAAGCAUCCCCUGCAGGAAAAUCUCGCCAGUGACGUUUGUACCCUGGCUUCGUUGCCGGCAUCGGACUGGAGUGGCAUCAUGUCACUCAGUUUCUAUGCUAGAAGCGCUGGAUAGGGAGUUUCCAUAGCAACCACAGCACAUUAUGGGUGGAGAGUAGAAUGACCUAUGGGAGAUUUUUAAAUGUUUUUUUUUUUUUCAUUUCUACUAUACUGUACAUUUGCUAGCACAAUGUAGUGAUAGAAUAUUAUGCUCCAUCUAAUGAGCAUUACGUUGUUUGGGGCAUGACAGGUGCCCUUUAACCCAUGUGUUACAGAUCAUGUUUGCAAAUAUCCAUUUUGGACAUAAAUUAUUUAACAUGAUAGGGACUCCCCCCAAUUUUUUUAUUUUAUUUUUUUUGCUCCUAACUAUUUGGCCUAGGGCUUCUUUACCUACUACUCCGGUAUGUUAAACAUGUUUUGUUAGAAUUAAGUGUUUGUCUUGUUUACCUAUUGUACAGCACUGCGGAGUAUGUUUGCGCUAUGUAAAUAAUUGUAAAUCUGAUUAGUCAAAAAUAAAUAAACGGUAUUCAGUCUAUACUGCAUUAUUUUGCAUCUGAAUGAACUGGUCUCCGAGAACAUUAUUUUGUUUCAUUUAUACUAUUGUUUGGAGCGACACCUAUUGUAAAGUAUAUUAACUUGUAAAAAAAAAAAAAAAACACUCUCUACUGCCUCACAGCACUAAGAUCAGAUAGAGAAAGAAGACUGUGUAUAAUAUAUAAUUAAAGACCUAUUGUAAGCCCCCUGCUUUUGAAUGAAGGUGAGCACAUUGUUUUAGCUUUCUGUAAUUAAUUGAUACAACUUGCAAGCUAUGUGUUUUCAAUGGAUGCUGUAAUAGACGAGAAUGAGAUCUUGGCAGGAAUUCAGCGUAAGGGAGGUUCCUCUGUAGUGAGUGGGAAUAGAUUUAGAUGGAAAUUGGCGUUUAAUGGGGCAGAAAGGAAACUGCCUUGAACCAAGAGAGGGUGUCGGCUAAACUCUUUUUUAGGGGGUUGAAUGGCCUGCUCAGUAAAAUGUGUGCCCAUUCUGCAUGCAUAGUGAAGUCCUGAAGUAAAUGGGAAAUCACAGCUAAUUGGUUUACUAUCAAUGGUAUGUUCUGUUAUUAACCAAUAUUUCCAGACGUGUGUUUGUGAACAUGUUUACGCUGCUGUCUAUACCACACCUUUAUAUAAUGUAAAGAGCUAACUUGAGAGACACAUAUUUGCGUUUCUACUGCACAGUAGUCAAAAACUGCUAUAGAGACCCGGUUAGCUAGCUCUUAAAUAGUAACCCAUUCACUGCCAGCAUUAGGUAUACACAUUUUUCACAUUGGGGCACUGCAGGCACAAUAACAACUUAAUCGCAAUUAAGCUGUUAUGGAAUGAGCAGGCCCUGGGUGUGAUUUUACCUUAACCCCCUUAAGGACACAUGACAUGUGUGACGUCAUGAUUCCCUUUUAUUCCAGAAGUUUGGUUCUUAAGGGGUUAAAGGGCUAAAACGAUAAACUUUUUAAACCCAAACAAUGGAAAAUGACGCCCGAUCGCUCUGCUCAUCUACUUCCGUUCUUGGUCUCAGGCUUCAAUCAGGACAAUUACAAAUUUUACAAUGAAAAUUUAAGUGAAAGGGAUACUUUGUGCACUCGAACCAAUUCUCCCCCCUUUCAACCCUGUAACUGAAAACCUUGUUAUGCAGAAUGUCAGUGUUUUCAUUGACGGUUUAAUUGCCUCUAUUGGCUGUCACUCACACUUCAGAGGAAAUCUGAUUGCACAGACUGCACAUGCACACUAGAUUGAGAUGUUUUUUAAAAAAAGAUAGCCAUCAGGUCACUAUAGCAUUAGGAUACAGAUGUUUAUUCCUAAUGCUAUAGCAGGGGUAGGUAACCUUCAGCACCUCAGAUGUUGUGGACUACAUUGCCCCUGAUGUUUUGCUAUCAUCAUAGCGAUAAGAGCAUUCUAGAAAUGCCGAAGGUUGCCUAAGUCUGCACUUCUUUCACCCCUUAAGACCGGAGGGGGUACAAUUACGCCCUAUUUUAGGCGGCUCUAAAGGCCGCCGAGCGUAAUUGUACCCCCUCCGGUCUUUCAUCACUUACCAGCGAUCGCGGUGGGAGGGACUCCCAGGGAGCCCCCCCGCGGCAGAUCCUCCUCCUCUCGUGCCCCCCGGCCAUGUGAGAGUGAGGUCCUCACAAUCCUCACAAGGCUGGGUAGGCUGCCUUGUGUGUGUGUGUGUAUAUAUGUAUAUAUAUGUGUAUAUAUAUGAUACACAAGAUCCAGCGCACUCACCUAUCCACUAAACAGCAACUUCAAUGUUGAAAGAUUUUAUUUGUUUUUUUAAAAACACCUAAUCUAGGCAAAAAUAAUGGGGGUUUAGUUACAUUAUAUGAUCAUACAGUGCAUAAGCCUGCCACAACGUCAAUGUACCCCAUCUUUGGCAGGUCCUACACUAACAGCCUAAUGUCUGCUCUUAUGAGAUUAACCUACUUGGGGAAAGAAAUUCCAUCUGGGGCUCUCUGCAGUACAAGGCUAAAUAGUGUAUUGGAUGAGGCCCCUGCAGCACCCCCAUUUAUGCAUGUUAAGGUGAGUGCAGCCAACCCCCUCUUGUUUUAUAUAUAUUUGGGAGUCUAGCCAACUCCUUGGUUUUGCACCCCUCCCUGUCACAGGUGCCUCAUCCCAGGGCCCUAUUUAGCCUUGUACUGCAGAGAGCCCCAGAUGGAAUUUCUUUCCCCAAGUAGGUUAAUCUCAUAAGAGCAGACAUUAGGCUGUUAGUGUAGGACCUGCCAAAGAUGGGGUACAUUGACGUUGUGGCAGGCUUAUGCAAUGUAUGAUCAUAUAAUGUAACUAAACCCCCAUUAUUUUUGCCUAGAUUAGGUGUUUUUAAAAAAACAAAUAAAAUCUUUCAACAUUGAAGUUGCUGUUUAGUGGAUAGGUGAGUGCGCUGGAUCUUGUGUAUUGUAUUAUUUGGCCCCCAGCAGCACCCCCAUUUAUGCAUGUUAAGGUGAGUGCAGCCAACCCCCUCUUGUUUUAUGUAUAUAUAUGUAUAUAUAUAUAUAUAAUGUGUGUGUGUGUGUGUGUGUGUAUAUACACAUAUAGAUUCACAUACGUGUGUGUGUGUGUGUAUAUAUAUAUAUAUAUAUAUAUAUAUAUAUAUAUAUAUAUAUAUAUAUAUAUAUAUAUUUUUUUUUUUUAAUUCUACAUAUAUAUUUAUGUAAUAUUUUUACAUAAUUAGGUAUCUUAAUUACAAUUAACGGGACCUGCCUGACAACCCAUGCCGAAAGUAAAGGGAAUCUAAUUUGCUAGCACUAUAUUUAACCCUAUAACUUUCCAAGACACCAUAAAACCUGUACACGGGGGGUACUGUUCUACUCGGGAGACUUUGCUGAACAUAAAUAUUAGUGUUUCAAAACAGUAAAGUGUAUUACAACGAUGAUAUCGCCAGUAAAAGUGACGUUUUUUGACUUUUUCAUGCACAAACAGCACUUACACGGAUGAUAUUGCUGUGAUACUUUUUACUGUUUUGAAACACAAAUAUUUGUGUUCAGCGAAGUCUCCCGAGUACAACAGUACCCAUCAUGUACAGGUUUUAUGGUGUUUUCAAAAGUUACAGCGUCAAAUAUAAGGCUUGUGUUUCAUUUUUUUCACAUUAAAAUUCGCCAGAUUGGUUAUGGUGCCUUUGAGACCCUAUGGUAGCCCAAGAAUGAAAAUUACCCCUAUGAUGGCAUACCAUUUCCAACAGUAGACAACCCAAGGUAUUGCAAACGGGGUAUGUCCAGUCUUUUUUAGUAAACACUGGCCAAAAUUGGUGUUUUUUGCCUUUUUCACACAAACAAAUACGCUAACUUUGGCCAGUGUUUGUGGCCAAAUGGCUACUAAAAAAGACUGGACAUACCCUAUUUGCAAUACCUUGGGUUGUCUACUAUUGCAAAUGGUAUGCCAUUAUGGGUGUAAAUUUCAUUCCUGGGCUACUAUAAAGUCCCAAAGGCAAUGUAACCAAUCUGGCAAAUUUCAAUUUCAAAUGUAACGUGCUAUAUUUGACACUGUAACUUCCCAAAACACCAUAAAACCUGUACAUAGGGGGUACUGUUUUACACGUGAGACUUUGCUGAAUACAAAUGUGUAUUUUAUUGCAGUAAAAGCAAACAGUAUUAUGACAUUGGCAGUUAAAAUGUCAUGUAGAACUAAAAUAAUCUAAAAAAAUCUUAUUUUCUCCCAUUUUUUUCAUAUUAAAUUAUGUUUCAUAGCUAAAUAUUUGAUAUUAAAUGAAAGCCCUGUUUCCCCUGAAUAAAAUGAUAUAUAAUAAGGGUGGGUGCAUUUAAUAUGAAAGAGGUGAAUUACGGUUGGACAGACAUGUAGCGCAAAUGCCAGGUUUUGUUUACAUUUGCAGGGCUCUCCGUGAUCCUUAUAACCGUCUGGAUUCAGUGUGGUUCGAAUUACUGAAUCAUAAUUGACUGCGUUGUUAAUGUUUACUUUUACUCUUGUUGAGUAAUGCUGAAAACAAGGGGAAAUGUAACACUUGGAAUUAUUGCGUAGCAGGUGACACAUUUGUGGCCGGGUAACAUUCCUCAGUAGUUUUGUAGCGAAGCAAGGCUUAGUCUCUUACUUGGCAGGUAGACCUUGGACUAAACGACACAUAAAAUUGCAGUUACUAGUCGUUAGUGUUACCCACAUUUCUUUUAUUUGAUGUUUCUUUAUAUAGCGCUCUUGUCCUGAGCAAUUUACAGAUUAAGAACAAAGAAUAUAGGAGUGUUUACAGACAGUGGGAUAGGCCGGAUAUGGCCAAAGGUAUGUGUAAGAGUUGUUUUGCCUUCCAUGCCAAUUCCAUGGGCAUUAGGCACAGUUCUUGUGCUGAUGUUGCAGUUUGGAAUUCUGCUUUCUUGCACAUGCUCUGUGAAUCUGUGUGGUCUACAUCUUCUCCACUGGGCUGUUGUUGCUCCUAAACACUCCUUGUAAAUGUGUGGCCGCAUUCAGCUCUCUCCUGGGAGUAGAGAGCACCGUUCAGCUUGUUAAGGAAGACACACUCCAAAUUCGUCAAAACUGACACAACCAUCCUGAAAACAAAGUUUCUGGGCUGGCUGACUAACAGGAGCUGGAAGACUGCUACACCAUGAUAAAAAUGUUAGAUGGCUGCUCUAAGUGCAAGCUGUAGCGGUUACGGUGCUAGUUACUGGAAAGGGCUCAAACCCUUUGCAAAUUGUCUGAUACUUACCUGUGUUCCCCCUGGUGUCCAUGCAGCUUCAGGCCUCUUCUGCAAAGCUACAAUGGGAACUGAUUUACCCCUUUGGCUGUGUCAACGUUUUGCAGGUCAUUCAUUGCUAGAUGACUUGCAAACAUGCGCAAGCUUCACUUAGCCAAAGUGAAAAUCCACCUUUUUUUAGUUAUAUGGAGAAGAGAUGAAGCCUCAUGGGCACAUGAGUGCACCUAGGUAAGUGUCAAUCUGUUUGCAAAUAGUUUGACUACCUAAUCUUGAGACUCCUUGUACCAUAACCACUACAGCAGGCUGUAGUUCUUAAGUCUCCUUUAUAAUAUAAUAUAUUUUGGCAAGAAGGAUUUCCAGAUGAAACUCUGCACUGACCAGGUCUUUGCUUAGAAUGAACUUUGAACAGUGCCAGCUUUAACUGAGUCUGUUUGUGAGGAGGAAUAAAACAUUUUAAAUUACCAUUCUGACAUAGUGAAUAACCCGGGUAUAUAAGCAACCUAUUGCAGAUGCUUGCUUUGUCGAGAGGCUGAACCAGCGAGUCUUGUCAAAUGUCUUAUUAUAAAGUUAAAGGACCACUAUAGGCACCCAGACCACUUCAGCUUAAUGAAGUGGUCUGGGUGCCAGGUCCAGCUAGGUUUAACCCUUUUUUCUAUAAACAUAGCAGUUUCAGAGAAACUGCUAUGUUUAUAUUAGGGUUAAUCCAGCCUCUAGUGACUGUCUCAUUGACAGCCGCUAGAGGCGCUUCCGCGAUUCUCACUGUGAUUUUCACAGUGAGAAGACACCAGCGUCCAUAGGAAAUCAUUGAGAAUGCUUUCCUAUGGACUGGCUAAAUGCACGCGCGGCUCCUGCUGCGCAUGCGCAUUCAGUUGAUAUCGCUGAGAAGGAAGAGAGUCCCCCGCACGGCGCUGGAGAAAGAGGUUAGUCUAACCCCUUCCUCUGACUAGAGCCUGGCGGGAGGGGGACCCUGAGGGUGGGGGGACACCGAGGGUGGGGGUACCCUCAGGGCACUAUAGUGCCAGGAAAAGGAGUAUGUUUUCCUGGCACUAUAGUGGUCCUUUUAAUGUCUAUAAAAAUGAAAAACCCUUGGCGGACGGAGACAACUUUGCCUAUGUGAGUUUCAUAUCAAUAUAAAUUGUAUUGCAUGUAUCUACUGUAAGCAUUUUGUACUGAUAUUAUGAUAUUUUAUCGGGGAACAUGUAACACCCAGUAUUCCGAUGUCAUAUCUCUGUCUCCCUGCCAAGAUGAAAAAAUAAUUCUAUAAAAAAAAUUUACAUUCUGAAAUAGGACUACCUGGUACCAUGGAAGAUUGGUUUAUAGUAUACGUAUAACAACGUAAAAUUUCUUAUUGUAAUCAUGUAUUAAGGGAAUACUGUAAAUCUUGUUUUGAUUUGUUGGCAGUAUCCCAUUCAUUCUAAAUAUUAGCGUUUGAAAAAACAUCUCAAAUGUAAUAAACAGAUGCAGCCUUUGGCUUUCCUUUUCUUCGUUACUGAAGAUGGAGCCAAAUCUACCUUUGUGCAGGGAGUCUGGCUGCUGUUAGCUUCAUGGCCCAAAGCCCAUGGAAGCUGUGCUGAAAGUCAGGAUUAUAUGAAUACAGAUCUUGUAAAAUUGGUUCAAUCAAUGUUUGCUCAUAUUUAGUCACAUUUGUCAGGGUUAUUCACUAAACUGUUAACGGUCAGGAGAAUAAAAUUCUCCAAGUCUGCAAAACGCGUUGAGCAUAUUGACAAGCCUCACAUGUUAAUGUAAAGUGUGAAUUCGGUAUUGGCAAUAUGGCGAGAGCGGAACCAGGCCAGGUGACAGUGGAUUGUAGUAUUCAACUUGUUGCUUAGACUGCCCUCUAUGCAAUUCUAUGCUGAAUUAUAGAUAAUUUGUGGUUUUGUGAAUAAUCCUGAGUUCAAUAGCAGCUCUGCUCAGGGACCUAAAUGGAUACUAUGCGCACCAUAGUCUAUAUCAGGUAUAGGCAACCUUCGGCACUCCAGAUGUUUUGGGCUAUACCUCCUAUGGUGCUUUGCCAGAAUUAUGGGUGUAAAAGCAUUAUGGGGGAUAUAGUCCACAACAUCUGGAGUGCCGAAGGUUGCCUACCCCUGGUCUAUAUAGUGUGCUGUGGUGAUCAUGGUGCCAGGAGUUCCCCGGUGUUAUCAAUGGUAAAAUGUCUGUCUAUAUCUCUGGAUGCGGUUUGCAGUUUCUUGUACCUGGAAGCGCCUGAUAGGAACCGACGUUGGGUGAUUCCUGCCUUUUAGGGAUAGCUAAUUAACUGAGGUCAUCAACUGAGCAAUGAGCCAGUGUGCUAAGCCUUGGUAAGUUGUGAAACCUUGUGUAGAUUGACAACUACCCUUGUAAUCCUGGCACCAUAACCCCCACAGCUGACUGUAGUGGUAAUGGCACUUGGCAUGCACAUGAGGUCCCCAAUGCUUAUAUUGCCUUACUUGACAUUAUCAUCAGAGGACAGUAGUGCGUGGAUGCUAAAAAAUUUAAAUAUCGUAUACACAUGCUAUUUGAUAUUGUGUGUUAUUACCUCAGUAAUAGCGUUUUGAAAACCACAUGUGAUUAGAAACUUAUCACAAUCUGUAGAUAAAAUAAUUUGCAGAUGAAAACUGGACUCUUUCACGUUUAUGUAUGGCUUUUAUUUAUUAUUUUUUUUUAAAUUCUUUAUUUGUCAGUGCUCAAAUGUGAGAAACAUGGUGUCGUGUUGCCACGACGACAUUUGCAUACUAUAGGUAACAGCGUAUUAAACAACAAAUGCAAAGCAGGUAACAAAGGCACAGUUUUAAAAUGACAUUAACUUGUAAAUAGUGGUGAUGAGUAGUAGGGGUCUGUGUUCAGCUCUCGGAGCGGUCCCAGAUGUUGGGGAUUGUCCCCCAAACUGGUGUGGGGCAUUAACAGAUCCUUAGGCCCCAUCUGGUCAUCCCGUCUAGCGGGCCAUGGAAUUUGGGCUGUUAGAAAGACAUGCUACCGGUUUCAAAGAGCGAUUAUGGCCGCCGUCAGCUGCUGGUGGGGUCAGUUAGGGGCGCUAUCUCGCUAGUGGUGGCCGGGCAGCAUGCUUCCUAGAACGCUAGAGGGGUUCCCUUUAUUGGUUCCUAGUGUGAUUCACAGUGCCUUAUCUAUUACCGUCUCUGCCCCAACACCUCCCCUACUACAAUGCCCUUUGUAGCCGGGUAUCAAGGCUACUGCUGGCUUCCUGAAGCUAUCUACAUGGCUUUUAUUUUUAAUUAUUUUUUUUAUUCUUUAUUUUAUACAGACCGGCAUAUAUUAUACUUUUCAUUCGUCCUUAAAUAUACAAUGAUCAGCUAUAAUGACAGCAGGGAACAUCAAAUGACUGCACUUUUUAUAACAAUGAGAAACAAAAUGAAAAGAGAAAUGUCCGAUAAUAAGUAAGAGAACAAAACUGCAAACAGAACAAACUGACUGAGAGAUUAGAGAAACAAGAUAAAUCAAAACAGUAUAAUGCUAAGUCGCUUUAACUCAGACAUGCUUUAGUACGGUGCUGUUACAAAAAAAACCUGAUCACUGUCCGUAUACUUAUACCACACUGUAUAUUGUAUGCUGGAAUGUCCGUCAUAAAGCAGGUUAAAUAUAAAUGGUAUUGUAUGUGUUUUGUUUGGUGUGGUUUUAGUGUGCGGGAGUUAAAGGGUCACAGCUGGAAUUUGUCGAUGAUGGAGAGAAGGGGACAACUGCACUAAAACAAACCUAUGCUUCCUGAGAAAUAUUGCUUAGACUGCAGAGUGGCUAGUGCAGGCUUUAACAUGGAGAAAUCUAAAGUAAAAAUCAUUCUUAUCCUCCUUCUUGCCAGACCCCAGUGUGACCCUCGCUGACUAUGCUGUUUCUUGCUAGAUCCUUCCCUUUCCUGUCAGUGUGUUCACAAGGCCCAGCUCUUGCAUAACUCACUCCAGAGAAAACACUGACUAAUAACUGACUUGACACAUUCUAUCAGGGCACGUUUCAAGCUACAAAUUUCUGCACAAUAAGUCACCCCUUGCCAUGUCUUUGAUUGGACUAGCGGGGUGUUUGGCAAUGUUCAUGCGCUAAUGCAACGGGUCCUUUUUAAAAAAAAAAUAAAAAAAAAAUAAUAAAAUACAUUUUUUUUCAUUAAAAUAUCGAUGGCAGAUUUUGGGAAUACAGAUGUUCGCGCUGGCUGAGCGUCAAAACACAAAGACUGUGAACUACGUGUCCCACGCUGCUCGGCCAAACGUCUGCAGGGCUGAGAAUAGCCACGAAGAUUUUAGACUGAAAUGUACAGCAUCUUUAAACAGAGUGACGGAUGGACUACGUUUAGGGGCAAUCUUUAGUUAGAUCUUCAGAACUACAACUCCCAUGACACUCUGACAGCAGAAAACUAGGCCACGAAUGGCUGAUCUGUACUCCAGCUGUCUGUGCAUUACAGGGACCUGGGUAACCCAGCAGCCCUUUGGUAAUAAUAUGUCAAACCUAUUUCCCCAGUGACUGGGCGGGACACAGUUACAGGGUACACCGCUUUUUAUGCACAGACCCCCGCAGGGGGUCUCCAUCCAACACAAUCUCAUGCAGGAGGGGGCUGGGGAAUAGAUAACCAUCUCCCGCUCUGGGAGAUAUUAACACGACACAGGGACACGCAUGAGUACACGUUGAACUUUGGGGCUCGGCGAAUCGGGACGGGAAGGGGGUUUAAUUUAUACGGAUGAAUAGCCCUGGGUCACCCCUAGGAUCCCUGCAAAAAGCAGAGCGAUCGGAUGUAUAGAGCCAGAGAUAUCCACGUUGAAAGUCUGGGGCUCAAGGCUCUGUACAUCCCCGAAAUUAGUUCCAUGGUGUUGCUUGGUUUAGUCUGGCGAAUUCAAACUUCGCCCCUAAACCAAGCAACAAACAGCUGAAAGGCUGUGAACAAAAUCACGCCAACCCGCGUUCGGUGGAGGAAGCCGUUUCGCUGCCCAAUCCUAGAAAAAUACCUGAAACUCUGCUGCACCAAUCGGUGCUCGGGGAGGAGAGAGGUUUCGCAGCCCAAUCAGACGGAAGGGUGCGAAACCCAGUUUGAGCAAGCUCUCCUUCUCGGAUUGGUCGUCCGCUUCCUGCGGUGACCAACCAAGUGAAUGGCGCGAACCCAGUUUGAAUGGGUGCUCCUUCUCCCAUUGGUCGGUGCGGACUCUCAUGCAGCCAGCGGGAACCAUGUGGCCGUGAGAUCGACUCUUAGCCCCAGGGACUCCCCCUCUCUCUGGUGGAUACCCACACUUGGGUAUCCUCCGGAGAGCACGUUCGCCUGGGUAACCACCAGCCUAGCCUCGUAGCUUCCAUGUUUGAGAGUGGCAAGUGAUUACAGUUCCGUUAGGAGCAGGUAGGAUGAUCCAUGACACAGGGAUCGAAGACUGUAUACUCAGGCCGUUUUGGGAGUCGAAUGUUCACCCUGGCAGGGGGAAGCACGCGCUGCUCGUUCCCUUGCGGUCUGCGGUUUUCACACCUCGUCAUGAGGUGUAAACAUUCUAAAUGGAGUGCCGGGGUGGUCCGGCACAAGGGGCUCUGUGCGCCUGAGUGCCCCCGGGAGGUCAAAAGGUAUUUUGCAGGGUUUACAGUCAAAAUUACUGAAAGGAAAAGCUUAAAAAGGGGAAACACACAUUCUAGGGCACAUCCACACAUAUAAAAUGGGGCAAUUAACAGUUUAGGCGGCGGUCCCGCCACAAGUUCCUUAAUGUUCAGCCAGGAAAAACAGACUUCAUUUGUAGUGUCUGUGUUUGAUUUCUGGCGUAAAUGAUGUACAUUUCACAUUCUGUUGCAACUAAACAAAAAACAGAAAUUUUUACUUACCGUAAAUUCUUUUUUUUUCUUCUUAAUAUGGUGGCAGUACUACUGGGUUUUGCUCCUCCCUGUGGACAAGACAUCUAACAAGUAAUUAAAGAUCAAAAAGACAUUCCCCCUUGCCCUAUAAAAUGCCGUACCGCAAAACCUACCCCAGUACGUGACAAGAAAAAGAAACCGACAAAAUAUAUACUGCAAAAUUUCUUUAAUAAAGAGGAAGGGAAGCAGUAAUGCCACCAUAUUAAGAAAUUUUUUUUUUCUUUCAUAUGGUGGCAGUACUACUGGGAUAUAGCAAGAUCCCCAUCUGGGCGGGACUUAGGCCACCACAGCUUGUAACACCUUACGCCCAAAAGCUGCUUCAGAGGCAGAGAAUAUGUCUAGCCGAUAGUGCUUGAUAAAAGUGUUAAAAGACGAUCAGCAUGCUGCCUUGCAGAUGACCUCUGGAGAUGCAAGUGCUUUUUUUGCCCAUGAGGUAGCCACUGCUCGGGUAGAAUGGGCCUUAAGUGUAGCUGGAGACUGAAGACCUGCUGUAGAGUAUGCCAAUUCUAUAGCUUGAAUGAGCCAACGGGAUAGGGUACCGCAGAAAGCUACAUUCCUCUUGAGGUGACCCUGAAAAUAAUAAAUAUAUGAUCUGAAUUCUUUCAUUCUGGUUAGGUAUACAAAUAAAGCUCUUCUGACAUCCAAUUUCUGCCAUUUGAGCUCUUGAGGAGAUGAAGCUUCGCUAUAAAACGAAGGUAAAAUAAUCGGCUGAUUAAUAUUCUUAGAAGAUAACACUUUAGGUAGAAAAGACGGUCUUGGAUAAAGAACAACCUUGUCUUUGUGGAAAAUUGUGAAUUUAUCCGAGGAGGACAGAGCGUGAAGUUCUCCCACUCUUUUAGCCGAUGUGAUGGCUACCAGAAAUGAAACCUUAAGAGACCAAAUUUUUAAUGGAACUUCCUCCAAAGGUUCAAAGGGAUGAACACUAAGAGCUUGUAGGACCAGGGCUAAAUCCCAAGUUGGAAACACCGAUCGUCUAGGAGGUCGUUUGAGGCUGAUGGACUUGAAAAAUCUUCUGAUGAAAACAUUGGAGGCCAAAUCCCUAAUUAGAAGAUAACCUAAGGCUGAUAUUUGAACUUUGAGCGUGGAGACUCCCAGACCAGCUGCAAAACCGUCUUGUAAAAAAUGGAAAAUGUUAUCUAUGGAUAGAUGUAAAACCGGGCACUGGUGUUCUUUACACCAGUGGAGAAACUUAGACCAAAUCCUAAAGUAGAUCUUAGACGUAGACUUCCUAGUAGCGUGAAGUAAGACCGCUAUUCUGUCGUCUUGUAAACCGUGGUUACGAAGGAUUAGCCUUGCAGUAGCCGAGCCGUUAACCUGAAUAUUUCUACAACUUUCAAGGGCAGGUUCCUGUUAACAAUGAGGAAGUUUGAUAUGAGAAGUUCCCAAUGAUUGAUGGCCAUCUUCUUUAUAGCCGAAAACCAGACUCUGUUUGGCCAAUAUUGGAUUAUUGCCAAUACUCUCGCUCUGUCUGUUCAUAAAAAGGGUUAAAAGACCAUUCUUUUUGAUCCCACUUCCCUCUGCUUAGAUCGUCGGCUAUUAUAUUGUCACUGCUGAAAUGUCUUCCAGAUUUCUUUGUGACCACUCCAUAAUUUCUGCACAAAGACUGUAAAGCUUCUUUACUUUGGUUUCUCCUUGGCGAUUGAUAUAUGAGACUACUGUAUGAUUGUCUGAAUCUUCACCGCUCUUUGUAGUAACCAAGGCCUGAGGUGAUGUAGAGCGUAAAGAACUGCUAAUAAUUCCCUGAAGUUUGCGGAUUCUUUCGCCUCCCUGAAUGACCAUCUUCAUUGGCACAUGGUGGAGCCUAAAUGAGCUCCCCAACCUGUCCUUGAAGCGUCUGUAGUGACUAUUAUCCAGUCUUUUGGAUGAAAAGACAAUCCUCCUGAAAGGCACUCUGAGGUUUUCCACCAAGUAAGCUGAGUCUUUACUUGAGGGGAUAACAAGAAAUUUUUGUCUAAAUUUUCCUCCUUUUUUGACCAGGUAGUCAGGAUGUUCCAUUGUAGAGGUCUGACCUCUGAUCUUGCCUAUUUGACUGCUGGGAAAGUGGCAGUUAGAAGACCCAAAACACCCCUGGCCUGUCUGAAGGAACAACUUCCCAUCCUUUGGAGAUUGGAAAUCGCCUCUCGGAUGUUCCUCUUUUUUUCGUUUGGGACGAUGAAUCGACAUGGAGACUGAAUUGAUCUUGAAUCCGAGAAACUCUAUUUCUCUUGUUGGAAUGAGAACUGACUUCUUUAGGUUUAAGAUCCAGCCAUGAUAUUGAAGAACCUAAGUAUGUGGCAUGAGAAGCCAGUCGUCCAAAUAAGGGAUAAUCGAUAUUCCUCUUUCCCUCAAAUGAGCUGUCAGAGGAGUCAAGAUCUUUGUAAAUAUCCUUGGGGCGGAUGACAGACCACACGGCAGAGCCUUGAACCUGAAAUGAACGGUGGAUCUUCCUCUUUUUAUCGCAAAUCUUAGAAAUUUUCUUGAAGCGGUUGCAAUCGGAACAUGCAGAUAAGCAUCCUUCAAGUCUAUUUUUACCAUAAAGUCGCCUCUUUGUAACAGAGGACAAAUAGAAGCAAUUGACUCCAUGCGAAAUCUUUGAUAAGGGAUAAACCGGUUGAUGUUCUUUAAAUCCAGAAUGGGACAAAAAGAGUGGUCUGGUUUUGAAACCAGGAAUAAUCUUGAAUAAACUCCCCUGAAUCUUUCUUGUUAUCCCCUCAAGUAAAGACUCAGCUUACUUGGUGGUACUCUUUCUAUCACCCUUUUUUGCAACAGAAGCAUGGUUUGAGAAAAUAGGGCUUGUGAUCGCUUUGAAGACUGGUAGGUUGAUACCAGAAACUUUGCUCUUGGUUUCUCCGUAAAUAUAAGACUUAGAACCCAAGGAUUUCUUGUGAUUCUUUCCCAUAUUGGGAAAAAACGUUGGAGCCUUCCUCCCACACUUCUGGCGUCAGAAAUGUCUAUCUUUUAUCUCUGAAGGUUCUUUUAACAUCACCUCUUUGUUCAAAUCUCUGAUUUUUAUCCCUUCUUUGAAAAAAAUGCGGUGUCUCUCUUGAUAAGAUCUCCUAUAUUUAUAAUGGUAAUUCCUGUAACCUGAUCUCCAGGAGAACUUCUUAUCCUGAGGAAGCGCCUUUUUGGUUUCUGACAAUUGCCUAAUAAUCUCUUCUAAAGGAGCCCCAAAUAACUUAGUUUUUUUUCUAGUGGAAGCUCUCAAAGGACCGAUUUUGGAAGCAGAAUCUGCCGUCCAUGACCUUAACCAUAAGGCUCGUCUUGCUACUGAAGACAAUCCCAUAAUUCUGGAUGCCAAUUUAAGAACUUUUACCAACAUAUCCAAAAGGUAUUCGUUAGCCAAGUGCAUGUUCUGAAACAUGUGGCUAAGUUCUUUUACUUGGUCAGAAGAUAAAAUAUCUUGUACCGUAUCUAGCCAAAUGCCAUUAGCUCUGGCAACCGCUGCUCCUGCCAGUGAAGCCCUGCAUUGAAAACAGUCUGUCUGGUAAGCUUGCCUACAAGAGGUUUCGGCUCUUUUAUCUAUUGGAUUCUUUAAAGCUGAAGUUUCCCCUAUAGAGAUAGUGGUCUUUUUAGCAAUCUGCGCCACCUGAACAUCUACUUUUGGGAGAUCUUCCCAGAUAACUUCACCAGUCAGUCUGAAGAUAUCCUUAAAGUGUCUGGAUAUAAAGGCACGUUUCUCAGGGUUUCUCCAUUCCCUGAAUAUUAGAUCAACCAGGUUUUGUUGAACAGAAAAAACUUUUUUUUAGGAUUCUCAGAGCCUUGCGGUAGGAUUGUAAGAUUAACUUUCUUUAUGAAUUUACGGAUUUCUUCCGAAGGAAACCCCACUGGUUCACUUGAUGAGGAUCCUGACUCAUCUGAAUCUAUUGAGGAAAAAUAUUCCCCGGAUGACGUUUCAGAUGUAGACGAUGAUCUUCUUUUCUUGAAUUUUUUUUUUUUUUUUAAUGUCCUUGCUGUAUAGGGGAUUCCACCUUUUUAGACUCUUUAAUAGUCUCCAAGGUCUGGGCCAGAUUUUCUUGGAACCAGGUUAGGAAAGAUUGCAUCUCUUUUUGCUUAUCUCUUUCCAAAGAAUUUGCAGUACACUGACUGCACACCUUCUUCCUUGAUCCGUCUGGAAGAGGAGUUGCACAUUCACUGCAAACUAGAUGUUUAGAUUUUACCGUAGCCUUUCUAGGCAUGGAGGUAGCCAGUUUUUCCUUGUCCAUCUCAGGAUAAGCUGGGCUAGACAUAUCUGUGGAGAAAAUAUAAACGGAGGCUUAGAUUGUUUGAUAUCUCCUAUAAACUAUCCAGAGAAUAUUUUUAAAGUAAAAAUUACUUUUAAUCUUACCUCAAAAUACCUCUGAGCCGUGUGGGGGGCAGGUGACACGGCGUACCUCUUCUGAUCUGCAUCCAUUACACCCGAAUUUCACAUUUUUGCAGGGUUUUUUUGUCUGUACCUUUAAGCUUCCGGUUUGCACAUGCGUUUUAGCGCACCCGGAAGCUUAGGUGGAACGCAUCACCACCCGGGCAUGCGUUCCACCGCUGUGUGCCUGCUCAGGACGAGCUCCGUCUCCAGGAAGCAUUUGCCGGAACCAUUCUAGGCAUAAGAGAAACUAACCUCCACUUGCUCCGUAAUACCAUUUGAGGAGCAUGGUCUCUCAGCAUACCACCCGGGCAGCUCUCGGACUAGGACCUCAGACAAGACAGUCUGUGUGUCUCACCCUGUGGAUGUCCUGUCCUUCCCUAUCGGGACAAGAAAGGAAGCUGGGGUAGGUUUUGCGGUACGGCAUUUUAUAGGGCAAGGAGGGAGGUUUUUUUUUGAUCUUUAAUUACUUGUUAGAUGUCUUGUUAGAUGUUACGGAGGAGGAAAACCCAGUAGUACUACCACUAUAUGACAGAAAAAACAUUUAAUAUAAAGUGAUAUAUUAAACAUCCCAGGUCUGUAAGUAACAUGCAGCCAUAACCCGCCCAGAGCUGCUGUAGACCUGCACAAAGUUGCCUGGUGAAGCUCUGUAGCAUCCUAGAUAGCCAUAUAUUAAAGGUGCACUGUAACAGAUUAAUCUCUUUGAAGUGGUUAUAGUUUCAGGAAUCCCGUGGCACCCUCCUGUCAUUCUGUUUUAAUGCUAAAUGAAAGUCCCCAGCAUCACUUUCCCUCUGUGCUUCUCUGAGUUUAUAAGGAAGCAUUAGUCUGAGCUGCAGUGGAUUAACGGAUGUGAUUGGUUGACUGCCUGUCCCAACCGCCAUUGCUGGGAUGAAUUAUAUCUAGAAGGAACUGUACAAUCUCUACCUUAGCCAUACUUACAGUGGGGGCUUGACUGUGGGUGCUGAGGAACCCAUAAUUAGUGUUUAAACUGCUUUAAAAUGGUAUAACGUGGAAUAAAUAGACAGUGCCAUAUGACUCAACGCACUAUAACCAAUUCAAUGUCCCUUUAAGAGUAAAGUUAAAGGGACACUCCAGGUACCAAAACAACUUCACCUAAAUGAAGUUGUGAUGGAUGGUGCCUGGAGGCACCCUUACCUCAAGGGGUAAACUCAUUAGCGUUGGUCUCCACUUCCCCCUUGCUUCUUCCGGCUUCUGAAUUUUCAAAAGGUAAGUUUCUUUGCAAGCCAAUUUAGUAAAUGGGGAGUCACUGAUUGCCUGAGAAUGUCAGCUCUGCCCGGCAGUACUCCGCAGUUCCUGAAUCUGAAAAUUCGGAAGCCGACGGCGGAGUGGAGACCAGUGUUGGAUGCAACUUUGAAGUCAGGGGCCUCCUUACACCAUAACAACUACAUUUAGAAGUGCCUGGAGUGUUUCUUUAAGACCUGAUCAAAUAUGAAACCAGUAGAAUUGAACAGUGAGACAGCAGGAGCAUGAUCUAUACACCAAAACUGCUUCAUUAAGCUAAAAUUGUUUUGAUGCCUCUACUAUCCCCUUUAAAUGCAUAUGUUUUCAUAGGGGGUAAAUUAUAUUAAAAAAAUUGUUAUUUUAUGUUUUUUUACUUUGAGCAGUAAAGUGUCUAUUUAACCUGGACAUGGCACUACUAUGAUUUUCAAAGAACACUAAUAAAAAAGGUUUAGUUGCACUCUGUCAGAAUUAUACCGAGACAACACCGGUUGAGGACAGUUUUAGCCAUUGGCACUUAUAGUACAGAGUUUUUCUUUAUAUUUUGCCUUAAAUUAUGAAGAAUCGAAAAAUAUUGGACAACCCUGUGAUCGUUGUAUCAAAAACCAUACCUUGUAUCCCGGGGAUGGGAGAAGCAAAAAACAACCACAACCCACAAACUAAAUCAACUCACUUUAUGGCACUGGGAUGGGUGAAGCAAAUCACACACCUUAGUGCCAGAGGCAAAUGAUGUAGAAAUGACACACUUACAUACACAGGUGUGAGUAAAGGAAUUCACACACAAGUCGGGAGUGACGCAAAUCACACCUUCUAUUGGAAGAGUAGCAUUUUAACACUAUUUAUAAGAACUGGGAAAGCUGAAGAAAGUAUCCAGUUACACUUUUUAGUAAUUUGUAGAUCAUUUUUAUGGCAAGAGUUUAUUGAGCUACAACUCCCAUGAUGCUUUGCUAGCCAUAACACUUCAUUUUCUGUAUUUUUUUCCUCUACAUUUGACUGCAAUCUUUCCAAAAAUAAAAAUAAAAUAUUUGGCAAUAUAUUCCUUGACCAUUUUUGAAUAUAUAUUCAGCCUACUGCCCAAUAAAAUAGUUUAAAGGGUUACUUCAUUUGACAUGGCUGUGGUGCUUGGGAUCUGUGUGUGCAGUGUUUCAGUUUGACAUAGCAGUUUGCUGCCGGAGGUUUAACUCUCAGGCUGGCUCGUGCCACUGCCAAAGGUGAACAAGAGUUCCUGGCUGUCUAAUAUGAAUUCUGUGCAUAUUGGGUGUCUGUUAUGAGCACACACAGCAUGCUGACCACAGACCACCUAUGGUGUAAUGGCACUUCCCCUUCUGUGCCGCCCAAGUCCUCUCCUCGGCAUGUCCUCUACAACAUCUGCUGUGGGGGGGUCACCGGUGGAGGAUCGGGUUGCAGGGAGAACCUGGUGCCUCAGAGCUGGAUGCAAAAAGUGUUUUUCCAUUUAUUUUUUUAAUUUUGUGUAAGACUAUGCAAGGAAUGGAUACUUCAACUAAAACAGUGUUUUAAUAAAACUCUACAAUCUGGAUUUAAAUGGUCCUUUCAACUAAAAAAUAAAUCUUUAUUUAAAAAAUACUUUCUCUCCAAGUAAGCAUAGAAACAUAGAAUGUGACAGCAGAUAAGAAUCAUUCCACCCAUCUAGUCUGCCCAAUUUUCUAAAUACUUUCAUUAGUCCCUGACCUUAACUUAUAGUUAGCAUUGUGCCUAUCCCAUGCAUGCUUAAAACUCCCUUACUGUGUUAACCUCUUCCACCUCAGCUGGAAGGCUAUUCCAUGCGUCUACUACCCUCUCAGUAAAGUAAUACUUCUUGAUAUUCUUUUUAAACCUUUGCCCCUCUAAUUUAAGACUAUGUCCUCUUGUUGUGGUAGUUUUUCUUCUUUUAAAUAUAGUCCCCUCCUUUACUGUGAUUCCCUUUAUGUAUUUAAAUGUUUCUAUCAUAUCCCCCUGUCUCGUCUUUCCUCCAAGCUAUACAUGUUAAGAUCCUUUAACCUUUCUUUGUAAGUUUUAUCCUGCAAUCCAUGAACCAGUUUAGUAGCCCUUCUCUGAACUCUCUAAAGUAUCAAUAUCCUUCUGAAGAUACGGUAAUACUCCAAGUGAGGUCUCACCAGUGUUCUGUACAAUGGUAUGAGCACUUCCCUCUUUUUACUGUUAACACUUCUCCCUAUACAACCAAACAUUCUGCUUGCAUUUCCUGCUGCUCUAUUACAUUGUAUUCCUACCUUUAAGUCAUCAGAAAUAAUUAGGGAUUAUUCUAGCCUCGGUGAGGGAAUAAUCUAAAUUUUAAUAAAGACAGGAGGCGAAUAUUUGCUUUCUUUGAGGUCGAGCAGGAGAGCAAGGAAACCAACGAAUCCACCUUGUAGCAGACACAUCCAGAGAAACAAUCGUCAAGCCCAGAGAGAAAACAGAUUACACUGCCAGAAAACAUUGUGAAAGUAAACUGUCAAGGCAAGAUGUCAUAUUCAUACAAUAUCACUUGCACAUCAUAAUACCUGAUGAAUAAACAAAGUCUACAGAUCUUAUGAAGAUCUAGUAUGUACCUAAACUGAAAGGCAUUGAUGAAACAAUUACAACACAAACAUGAUGAAUAAAACGCACACGGACUAUCAUCACUGAAUAAUAGAAAUAACCUUUUUUUAUGUAAAACCAUGCAUUCACAAAACAUAACAAUAUCCCCAAUUAUUUAUAAUAGAAUAAGACCCAAAUCCAGGGAAGGAACGUAAAAAAAAAAGGGGUGGUGGUGGGGGGGGAAUAUUCGCCUCCUGUCUUUAAUAAAAUUUAGAUUAUUCCCUCACCGAGGCUAGAAUAAUCCCUAAUUUUAUGGCCGGAUAGGAGGCUUCAUAUUUGCAAUUUUAACGCCCAAAUAGUAGAACCAGAAGCAAUAUGAGAUAAAGGACUGAAAUAAAAGGAAAAUGGAAAAAACGAUUCCCUAAACCAAGCAGCGGUGUAGAGAAAAUGCAGAAGGGACCCAACGGCUUCCAAAGUUGUUGAGGUCACAGCACCCCGAACCAAAAGUGUCCCAGAGGAACUCUCAAGGUCAGCCAAUGAGAGGAUCCACCAAAUCCAACGGGUGUGCGAAGAUGCAGAAACAGUCCAAAAUGGCCGUACGCAGAAAUCAACAGCUGUCCACUAGUAGACGGACAAAAGAACCAGAUCCUGGAUCUACAUGGUCGUGUACAACCUGUCAACAGAGCCGUGGCCUAUCCGGAGGAUAGGGGUACGGCAGAGGACGAAUAGAAAUGAAAUGUGUGUGGAGCAGAAGCCGAUGUACUGAACGACAAGAAGGAAGAAGACACUACGUCGAUACCAUGACGUCAGAAUGCAAUGAAAUACAAGAUGUACUGGGAAAAAAACGUAAGCGGAAAAAACUGGCGCAAGGCAAGUCCUUGUCAUCAGGUCAUUCCUCAAGGAAAUGCAGAACACUCGAUACCACUAGAAUUGAGGAAUAGCGAGAGAUAGGGCUCCCGUACGGUAUACUCCUCUUGGUAGACUGCAGACCAAGAGAUCCUUAGCCAAUGCCAGAAUCUUGAGAAAACGCACGAGUCGUCCACUAGCUGACAUAGGACGUGAAUGGCCCCCAUACGAUCCUACCCUGAGAGGGCAACUCAGCCAGGCAAUGGGGACAGCCAUGAUAAGGACCGUCACAGGGACCCAAACAUCUUUCCAGACACCAGUCGUGGCAGGCUACCCCUGUGGAUCCCACACAGGACAUUAAGAGACAGGGAGUCAUAGAUUGCCUUCCCAUGGCAAACUCCAGCAAAAAGGGGAAAACACGGAGGACUCCUCCGAAGUGGUGUGGCCAGGCGAAACGACACUUCCAGGAAUUCGGUCUGAAGCAAAGCCCAAAGUAUCCUGUAGGUAAACGGGAUGCGUACACCCCGAAGGAGACCAAGCUUGGAAAACGCGUCCCUCGCCUCGCUGAGGGUCCGGCAGCCAGCUGGAGAACUUCUCCGUAUGGCGGUUCGCACUGAAUGUAAUCAUGCCAGUACUCGAGACCCCGGAGGGUAAGGCAACCAAUCAUUGGGGUCUCUCCAUGGUCGGGUGAAGCCGUCCACCACAUGAGUGUCUCGUCCUGCAGACAUUCUGUCACAAAUGACGAAUACUUGUCCAGAAGCUAUAGAUAGCGUUCCGACUGCAGUCCGUAGUGGGCAACCGGUGAUAAGUCCAUGCCGGAAGGUAGCGAGCAAUACUACUUCCCCUGGGGAAGCUGCGAAUGGUGAACAAACCUGCAGGUAGUUCCAUGCAGUUGGUGUGAAGAGGUCCCUCCUCCGGACUCCAGAGUCCAGGCCGAAGUUGGUUGGGGUCCGAAACUCCUAGGUAGGCCAGGUCCCCCAUGUCGGAGUCAUCAAUUAAGUCUUAGAUGAGCUUCGUCCGAAGGUCACAUGAUUCGGUCGUACCGAGAAAGACCGAAGACCAUGCCAAACUAAUCCAAAAAAUUAAUAAGAUUAGUUUGGCAUGAUCUCCCUGAAGUAAACCCAUGUUGUCUCUGAUCUUUAAAUGCAUGUGUUUUUAGAUGUUCAACAAUCCUAUCCUUUAACAUGGUUUCCAUUACUUUCCCCACUACUGAAGUAAGGCUUACUGGCCUAUAGUUGCCAGACUCCUCCUUCUACCUUUCUUGUAAAUGGGCACAACAUUUGCUAACUUCCAAUCUUCUGGGACUACUCCUGUUAACAAUGAUUGUUUUAAUAAAUCUGUUAAUAGUUUUGCUAGUACACCACUAAGCUCUUUUAAUAACUUUGGGUGUAUUCCAUCAGGCCCCAUUGGCUUAUUUGUCUUUACUUUUGACAGUUGAAAUAGAACCUCUUCCUCUGUAAACUCAAAUGUAACAAAUACCUAAUUUGUCCUUUUUCUUAACUGAGGCCCCUUUCCUUCAUUUUCAUCUGUAAAUACGGAACAAAAAUAAUCAUUGAGACAGUCAGCUAGACCAUUAUCCUCUUCUACAUACCUUCCUUUUUUUGUUUUAAAUCCAACUAAUCCUUGUUUUACUUUACCUUUCUCAUUUAUGUAUCUAAAAAAAUGUUUUGCCUCUUUUUUUUUUUUUCCUGGCUAUUUUCUCUUCUGUGUGUGAUUUGGAAGUAGCUGUAUAUCUGAUAUUUUGGGAUUGAUGCAUUUGUAGCCAUAUGAGCCAUUUAGCUAUUCUGUAAAACUCUUGCAACCUCACAUUGUCGUUCCCUUGGGGGUCUAUUCUCAACACUCACAUGUGAGAUGUUUGACUACAUUCUGAUCCAGCUCUGAUCACCAGCUGUGUUUACCCAGCAGAGUUCUGGCUAAUGCAUCCUUCCUACUUUAUUUUUGCUGCUAUUUGGUAUAGGACUGCCUGGAUACAGAAAACUGUUUGACUUGCUCUUAGCAUAUUGGACUGUUGUGGUUUAUUUACUAAAUGGGGAAUUGUGGAGAAGUAAGAAGAGUCAAAAGUAGGCAAGAACUAGGCGAGCUGGUUAUAUUUGUGUUUUCCUAAUUUUGUUUUUUGUGGACUAAAAUUAGCAAUUCUCUACUAUUCCCAGCUGACUGACUGGCAAAAUAUUCUGAAGUUUUUUAAAAUUUUGUUCAAAAUAGGGUUCCAUAUAAUAUCAAAUGACCUCUACAAGUGCAGAAGGAAAAGAUUCAAAAUGUAGAAUGUGUAGCGCCUUUUGUGCAAGGGUGGAUUUGAUUUACAUGAAGCCAAUUUAAAUGACCAGUCAUAAAAAUCAUGAAUCGAAUUAAAUAUUACUAAGUAAAGACUCAUUCUUGCUUGUUGUUAUAAUCUUAGUUUCAGAUUAGUUCAACCGUUCUAUCAGAACUGAUUGUUAUAUGCCAUUAGAAAUAUUAAUAAUGAUGAAAUGAUUGCAAGGUUCACUCCUUAAUAUGUUAAUCACUCCUGUUUGGAGAUCAAUUUAAAAGACCACUAAAGUCAUCCAGACCACAUCUCAAUGCGGUGCUUCUGUCAUUUUUAACCCUGCAAUGUAAAACUUCAUGAUUUACAGAAACAGCCUAGAAUUAAAAGGAAAAAUAUUUAAUUGCAUUCAAUUUAUUUACAAAUUGCAUUUUUUAUACAUAUUUGCUGCUGGGACCCUCACAAUCUACGCAUCUACUUGUCUUUUAGUUACAUACAUACAGACAUGCACCGUUUACUGGAAAUUUCUCUCCUCUGUAUUUACUGAGUAAAUGAUGGCCUUGUGCUUUUUUGGGAUGCUUGGCUGUUGAGAUAAUUUUAAUUAUUUUUGGCAGAUAAACCAAAGAGAGGGGAAAUCCCAGAUGCUGCUGAAAUGGAAAUUCUUAGCACAGCGUAUUCUGGUAGUAAUGUGUUUUUCUCUAUAUAACCUUGCACCAACAAAGUCUCUGGAUUAUAAUUUUUUUUUUUUUUUUUUUGCCACAUAACUCCUAUCAUCAUCUAACUGUGGCUAGUUGAAGGGACAAUCCAUGCCUGAGCACAUGUUUGGUGCAAUGGGUAGGUUAGGUGAUUGUUUGGGUCUUCUUCCUCUUCCCUCGUUACUAAAUGGUAUUGGUUUUGCUCCAUAAACACACACCAUUUUACUUAUUCAUUAGAAGUAAUGCUCUGCAUGAUGUCAUGGGUUUCUGGGAAAAGUUUUUCAGCUAUUGACUUUCAACAACACAACUGAACUACAACUCAUAGAAACCUUUUGGGUCUAUAGACCUACAGGUUCAUAAUUUGUUCCCUCCUGACCGUGUCCUGUUUCUCACGGAAAGAAACAGCAUUUUAAAAAAUGUUUUACUUUUCUCUCCUGCAAAAAUCAUGGCAGCUAUUGCUUCUCGUUUCCUGCAAAACCGUGGCAGCCAUUGCUUCUCGUUUCCUGCAAAACCGUGGCAACCAUUGCUUCUCGUUUCCUGCAAAACCGUGGCAGCCAUUGCUUCUCGUUUCCUGCAAAACCGUGGCAGCCAUUGCUUCUCGUUUCCUUUCACAUCAUGUUCAUCUUUUCUCCUACUUUUCCUGCAAAUCUUAUCCCCUUUUAUGCUUGUGCUGAGCACUGUAUGAAACCAUUUACCUUGAUUACAUGUCUAAAAGAGAAAUAGGAAUCCACAAACAUGAUUCCAUUUAACAUAUUAUUAACCCCAUCACCACUGCACACUUUUUGAUUUGAGAUAUUAGGAUACCAUUUAUUUCAAGCAACAUAGCUUCAAAUAUCAUAGCACUGCAAUUUGUAUAAAUUGCCUUGCAGACAAACUUUAAAAAAUGUAAUUGUGUCAAUGUACUCUAUAUUUCUCUCUUUCAUUCAAAACAAAUUAAAAAUAAAUUUGGUAACUGAAAGAAUUUUAGACCGUAUAUAGUGUACUUGAUUUUGCAAUAUUUCACACAUGGUCUGCAUUUUUUCCCCUCACAUACAGUAUUGUGACAAAAUAUAUAAAUAAAGUUGCUUUUAAGUGUUUGUAAGGCACUGGUAUCAGUACACCUUACUAAAAAUGGGAAGUGUGUCAAAUGAAUGUCUGCAUUUGAACAUCAUGCCCACAUACAGUAAAUACAAUUAAAUCCUAUCUUUCUAAAAUAAAGCUGCUAUAUCAAUAUUUUUCAAUAUACACAAACAGUAAAUACAAUUAAAUCCUAUUUCUACAAGAAAGCUGCUGUAGCAUAUUUGUCAAUCUCUGGACUGCUAAAGUAAUGAUGACUGUAAAAUGGUAUAGUCCUUUCACCACCACCAACCCCCACCCUGCCGCCUGACUGUAGGAAUGAUAUGAUACAUUGAAACUUACUGUAAUAUUUAAAAGCAGGGUGAGUUUACUUUUUCAGCAAAUUCACAGGGAUUAUAUCUGUGAUAAAUUGGUUAUUAUUACCAGUGUGAGGGAGGGACUUUCUCAGACUGAAAAGGUAUAAAUGAGGGUUUGUGAACUAGAUUACAUACGGGAAAAAAAAAUACAGGGAAAGAAUGUUUAUACCUGAUAUGGGCAUUAAAGGAGUUUAAGAAAAAUUAGAAUGUUAGGAAUACAAACCUAUAUACCAAAACGUAGAGUGUUGUACACACUUUAUUUUUCUCACUAGAAGUAAGAAAAUAAAGCUUAUUACUUACCUUUCUUCUUCUGGUAAACUGCCAGGUGCAAACCAGCGUCAAGCUGUGCCAAUUUGCAUCUCCUAAUGGACAGUCUCUUUGUAGUGGUUCUGGUGCCUAGAGUAUCCAUUUAAAUAAAACCUUCUUGUUCUGCUGCUAAAGUCUUUCUGUCUGUAACUUCAAUUCCAUGUUUCAAAUGACUGUUGAAGAGCGUAUUUAUUAGCCCAGAUGAAAAUAUUGAAGAAAAUUGACUUGAUUUAAGUAUUCUGCCUAUGUAGUUUCAGCAGGGAUGAUCUGAGUGCUAUACAGAGUUCUAAAAGCAUUAGGGCUUCGUAGUAUGUGGAGCAGCACAUUUAAAUCCAUUAUUUGCCCUCUACAAGUUGUGCCAAAUGUUACAUCAAACUGCUCUAUAUUGUUGGCCUUGUCUGCUGUGUUCUAUCCGCAUGUUAGUCAGUCAUAGGAAGACAAAUAUUUGAUACAUAUUGUUGUGGUGUUAAGUAAAUAUACGCAAGCCCUGACAUUCUUGUACUUUAUUUUUAUUGUAGCCUGUGGAAAGAAAGGUUGGCUAAAAUACUUUUUAAUGACCGGCAGCAUAUUUAUUUUUUUCUUUGCGUGUCAACACUUGGGGAUGGCAUUAUGUACAGAUAUAAUCUCAUUUCUUCAUGAGGAGCACUGUAAAAAAUGUAUACUGGCAUAAAAAAAAUUACGUUAUUUUACUUCUUUAAUUCUGCAAAUUUGUCAAAAUAAAUGGUUACAGAACUUUUAUACAAAAUGUGAUCUAAGUCAAUGAGAAACAAGUAAACAAAAAAUGUAUAUUUUAAAUGCUUUUAUUCAGUAAAGGUUUGUAAUUGCCAAUUGGGCCAGUGUGAAAAAGUAGUUGCCCCUGAACCCUGGCCAGCACAACAACUGCUUCAUGAACAUGUUAACCCCAAAGUUUGAAUCAAAUGCCGUUUAGCUCUGCCCCUGCUUACCCACUUCUCUGAAAAUUUUGAAAGGUGAAGCUCUGGACAGAGGCACCACCAAUUUGAUGUAUGUAAUUUUUCUCAAGCCGAUUUUAUGAAUGGGGGUGUUAUUGGUUAACUUAGAACCAACCAGUAUUGCCCCUGUCCAAGGCUGUUAACAGGUGGUGUGGAUAUGUAUGUUACAAGAAGUUGGAGGCGGCUCGUGGCAUUGAGGGCUACUGGACAUGGCUCAGUCAUUAAACACCAUAAAUGUAAGGGCAAAUAUUAGACAUGUACCGAAAUUUUGGCUGCCAAAAUUUUCGAGCGAAAAAAAUGGGCCUUAUCCCAUUUCGCCAAAAACGGGUCAAAUCUGCCGAAAUUGUAUUCCCUUUUUUUUUUUUUUUUUUUUUUUUUUUUUACUUUUUAAACUUUUUAAAAAAAAUGUAAAAUAUUUUUUAUUUUUGUAGUGCAUAGUUUAACAGACAUGAUUGCAUUGACCGUUCAGAUGAUUAUAUAUUACAAUGAAAGAUAGUAAUGAUAACAUGAAAAGUCAAGAAUACUGCACUUGGGACGUGGGGGAGAAAAGAACACCAUGGGAGAAAAAGGAUGUUUUUCAUUUCAAAUUCAUUAAAAAGUCUAAUAUUAAUAGAAUUAUAGGGAAAAAAAACUAUCUUAAAAUCAUUUGGGGGGAGAGGGAAGUCCUUUUCGGCCAAGGGCAUCCUGAAGUUUCAGUUUCUGCCCAGAAUUUUCAUUUCGGUGCAUCCCUAGCAAAUAUGCUCUAGCUAGUCUUCCACUGAUUAAAAUCUUGCAUUUUCAAACUGCUCAGUUGUGAACCGUUUAAAUGGGACCAACCUCAUUUCUUGGAUUUGUAAUAUUAUGUUAACAUAGGUGCACUGCUAGAUUGCCGAAAACAUCUGGGACUUGAACCCAAAAGAAAUCUUGAUGACCCCCACACUAACCGGGAGUCACGAGGAGGCAUUAGGCUACUAAUCUUUGUUUUAUAGUAGGCAGCUCCUUUGAGAAGAAGUAAAAUUAAAAAUACAGAUUUCUCAAACCCUCCUCAACCAACUACAGUGAUUCAUGGUAAUCCGGCACUUCAGCCCCAAAGUACUCCCCAUUUCUGCCAUCAAUCAAUUACUACAUAUUAACGGUGCAUUUAAAACAAAAUGGAGCUUCACAUGGAAAAAUAUUCAACAGAUAUUAUAGGCGAUUUGCAAUGUUUAAAGGGGAAAAUGACCGUUCCCCUUUAAAUAGAAUACUGCAAUUUUUCUGACUGUUCUAGUGUCCUCAUUCCUUUGCCCCAUGAGUCUCCGGGCAUGCUAAUGACCAAUAAAAGUAAAAAAAAGGUGCACCGUGUUUUUAAGACCAAACUAUUCCUUACACUGUGGUCGUUACACUAGUGUUAAAGUGCAAUGCAAAUAUAGAAAGUGCACAUUCACUGAAUCGAAAUAAAGUGCAAAGUAAAUUAAAGUGCAUAAAAUUGUGUAGUUAAAAUAUUCACAUAAUUAUAAAGUGUCAAUAGUGUGCGAUAUCCACUCUCCAAAUACACAGAAAAAAACGUGCAAUAUUUUAAGUUCAGUAUAUCAUAAAAAUAUAAUAAGAGAAAGUGUUAUAUUAUGUGCCACAGAAAAACACUCACAGGCAGAGCAGUGGAAUCUGCUUUAACUUUAAAAGCUUUCUAUAUAUGCAUUGCACAUUAACACUAGUAUAAUUACCACGGUGUAAGACUAUUGAAAUUCAUAUUUAUUUAUUUUUGUUUUGUGGCGAAGGGGGUUAUGGCACUUUAAAAGUGCUGCUUGAUUUAAUGUGUACGUUUUAAUUUAUAAUCUGCUUUGUUCACCACUUCCCCCCCCCACACACAUGAGACUGCAUGCCACCAUUGACGGGACAGCCAUUUGUAUGAUGUCAACUUACAAAACACUUUGCUAUCUUGAUUAGUUUCUGGAUUCUGUGAAAAUCAAUCUAUUGAAGGUUUCACUUUAGUGGCCAAUUCUAUAUAAAGUCUUCUCUGUAAAUGUAAAUUAUUGCAGUAAUAAAUAGUAAUUUGAUUUUUUGUUUGUGUCUUUUUAGGUACCUACUAGCAAGCUAAACCGGACGCAAGAAUGGCUCAGUUUUCAACCCCAUUCGGGGGUAAGUAACUGCCUUAUGAAAGGGUUUUAUUUAAAUUAGUGGUUGCUUUAUUUUGCUAUAACAUGAUCCAGUCUUGGCUGCAAUGUGAUCAAUGUGGCUCUACCAAGACACUUGGCAUUAAAUAUAAGCUUUAAAAAAAAAAAAGCCCUUUAGAGCACUUUUGGUUUGAAGUGAUUUUGCCUUCAUACAGCAUUUUCUGAGCAUGCUCGGUUAAAUCAUCCUGGACAUUCAAGUGUUGCUAGAGUAUAAGCCGACCCGAAUAUAAGCCGAGGCCCCUAAUUUUACCCCAAAAAACUGGGAAAAUGUAUUGACUCGAGUAUAAGACUAGGGUGGGAUAUGCAGCAGCUACUGGUAAAUUUCUAAAUAAAAUUAGAUCCUAAAAAAAAUUAUAUUAAUUGAAUAUUUAUUUACAGUGUAUAUGAUGAAUGCAGUGUGUGUGUAUGAGUGCGCAGUGUGUGUGUAUGAGUGCGCAGUGUGUGUGUAUGAGUGCGCAGUGUGUGUGUGAGUGCGCAGUGUGUGUGUGUGUGUAUGAAUGCAGUGUGUGUGUGUGUUGCAGAGCCUUGGUGGGGGGGUGGGCAUUUUUAUAAAAAAAAUAAAUUAUUUUAAUUUUUUUUGUUGUUAUAAUAUUAUUAUUAUUAUUAUUAUUAUUAUUAUUAUUAUUAUUUAUUUAUUAUUUUUAUUAUUAAUGUAUUUAUUUUCGUCCCCCCUCCCUGCUUGAUACAUGGCAGGGAGGGGGGCUCUCCUUCCCUGGUGGUCCAGUGGCAUUGGCAGUUCAGUGGGGGGAGGAGGGAGGCUGGCAGAGCUGUUACUUACCUCUCCUGUCAGCUCUCUCCUCCUCCGCGCCGGCCCGUGCAGCUCUUCUCUCAGCUCACACUGUAAGUCUCGCGAGAGCCGCACUAUGACCCCGCGGCUCUCGCGAGACUUACACUGGGAGCUGAUCGAGGUGCUGACCGGACCGGCGCGGAGGAGGAGAGAGCUGACAGGAGCUAGAGGAGAGGUAAGUAACAGCUCUGCCAGCCCCCAGUCUGUAUUAUGGCCAUGUAAAUUAAUGUAAAUUGCCAUAAUACAGACAGUGACUCGAGUAUAAGCCGAGUUGGGGUUUUUCAGCACAAAAAAUGUGCUGAAAAACUCGGCUUAUACUCGAGUAUAUACGGUAAGUGUGUUUAAAUGAAAACUGAAAUACCACAAGCACUGUAGCGUGCUUUGACAACUUACCUGGAGUUAGCUGGUAAUCCAGCUGUGAGAGCUGGACUGAAAUACCUGGCAGUGUAGGGCUUGGCUCAUUAGCGGAGAGUGUUUAGCGGACGCCCUCACACUAAGAGCUGACCGUGCACAGCAAGACUUCCCUCAGGGGAGCUAGCAGAAGCUCAGUCUCUCUUAGAGGCUUUGACUGGUGCUUAGUGGACCAUGGGUAAAUUAUCUAACCAUUUACAAAUUGUCCACUUACCCUGUUAGGGUGGCAGGGCACUCGUGGCAUAACCACUACAGUCCGCUGUACGGUGUUUCUUUUACUUGGAAUGUUGCUUUGAUGCUUUCUCAAGAGGAGGGAACUUUCAGCUUAGUGAUUUAACUCCCAUUUAUUUAUUUAUCUUUUUAUUCUGUCACAGGAUUAGUCCACUGAAUGGCAUUGGAUUUAUGUUAACGUAAAUCUGCCACCGUGGAGUGAAAGUAGCGUUCUGCUUUUUUAAUAUUGAGGGAGUCCCACACAAUUUGAAUUACUUAUUUAUUUAUAAAAUAUUUUACCAGGAAAGAUACAUUGAGAGUUCUCUCGUUUUCAAGUAUGUCCUGGGUCACUUCCCACUAACCACUGAUUACUCUGUCGUGUGAGCCAUGAAUGUCAACUCAUGUUAAAAAACAAAAACAAAAACAACCAAUGAAAACAUAUUUUUAUUCUUUAUAAGUUUUAAGUCAUGUACUUUAGUUAUAUCUUAUUAGUUUUGUGUGGCUUUUUUUUUUUUUCACCAUUCUGUGCCAACAUUAAAUCUGUGUUUAGUUGCGUUGUUUGACAACAGGGCAGGGUUUGGCACAUUCUUUGAAUUCUUGAUUGAUUGAAUUCUUUUAUUUAGAAAUUUAGAGAAAUACAUUGUCGCAAUGGCCUUGAGUAGGCGUUGCAUUAUCAAAGGAGCUGGACUGAUGCACACUUUUCGAUUCUAAAAAAGGUCUCAGUGUACAUUUCGUAAAGCAUAUUCAAUAGUGGCUUAACCUUGAGCUUAAAGGGACAGAAUUAUUUGGACCUAUGAUCAUGCUGUUGCCAUGUUUAUGGUGAAAAAUGUUCUUUGUCUACCUGCAGAUAGAAAAGACAAAACAGGAGAACAGAAGCUGAGAGAACACUUGUAUAGGGGUUAACCCAAGGACUAGGAACGUAGUGAAAAAACGAAAAACGAGUGCCCUAAAUACAUUUUAAAAAUUAACCUUUAUUGGUAAUCCUUAAAAUAUGUAAGCUUUGAACUAAUUGGAAAUUAACUGUCUCUCUCUCAUAGCUUUCUAUGAGAGUGGAAUGAAGUUCUUUAGAGCAUUUAAAAAAAAUUAAAAAAAAAUCUCAACCUCCCUUCCCCCCCCCCCAAAAAAAAUAACUUUAUAAAUUUGCUGGAAGUCUAAAAGUGUAUUAAAUAUGGUUUAGAUUUUUUUUUAUUUAUUUUUUUAAUUUUUUUUAAAUCUUCAAGGAAAACCACCUUGGACUUACCAACAUGUUUACUCUUAGAGUGCUUUAGCCCAACUUAUUGCCAUGUAAUUUGUUAGGCACACUCCUGGUACCCAAAGGGUAAAGGUGACAUGGAUCUAAAAAUUUAUUCAUUUGAGUGUGUGUAAAUCUGUUACUAUCUUGGGCGGAGCUCCUGUACUCUGACAGAGUACCUCCACCCAGUCAAACUCCUAGCUGCUUGCAGGAACCCUGGAUCGCUUCAGCCCCAGUCUCCAAAGCUUGACUAGGGUCUUUCCGGAGCUCUUCCUCCCAAGCAGGCUGCAGCACUCCUUCCAGGCAGGUAUCAUCCCCUCUGCCUAUUCCGCUGUAGUCCUUCUUCGAGGCAGGUAUCGUCCCCUCUGCCUGUUCCUCUGCAGCUUUCCUUCCAGGCAGGUAUUGUCCCCUCAUCUUAUUCCUCUGGAGCUCUGCUUACAGUGAAUCGUUCCUGUAAGUUUCUUGUAAUUGUCCUAUUUAUAGUUAAAUCUUAUUAUAAAUCUUUUAUAGCAGUGAUGGCGAACCUACUCUGCUUCCGUGUCGGGAGGCCGGGGGAGGGAUCUGUGAAGCAGCUUCCCUGUCCUCCCGCGAGCAAUCUGUGUGGAGCUUUGCCGCGCAUUACCAUGGCAACGCUCCACACAGCGGACAGGGGAGCUGCUCCCUACAAUCCUUACCACCACCAGCGAUGGCUUCCCCCCCUCUCCUUCAUCAAAGGUAAGAAGGAGGGAGGGGGAUACAGAUUUAGCAUUUUUUUUUUUUUUUUAUCACCCCCUACACACAGUACCCCAGAAUAUAUCUCCUGCCUGCAUAAUUGGCAAUGUGCACAUUGGCAAGCCUUGCUAUUCAGGUAGUGCAUACAAGCUGUUGCUGCAACCAACAGAGGGCGCUGUACAGGCUCCAUAGCCAAAUCCUCCUUGUUGGUAGCAAGCAUCAGCAGGACAGGAGAGCAGACAAAUAAUUAACAAUAAAUACAUAAUAAACAUACAUUGCACACAAAAAGCAAUGUGUGUGCACAAAUCACAGUGCAAUAAUACCACAAAUACAAACCACAGUGCAAAAUGUGUGUCGCCACCAGGGGUCCUACGCGUUUCGUCCGUAUGUAGGACUUCCUCAGGGACUUCAGUGACCAGAAAUGACAGCAUACAAAUGAACAAUAGGACCCCUGGUGGCGACACACACACCUCUUAACUGCCCCAUGAGAGUUUAAAAGUGGUGGAAGAACUUUUCCUGGAAAAGAAUUGAUGCUGAAAAAGAAAUUUAUUUUCAAGGCAUUCUUAUUUCAACGAAAGUGUGAGUGGCCACUUGUCAUUUAUACAUUUGGUUCAUUUCAUACACACAGUUAUGCGCUAUGCAUUUUUCUUGUUAUUCAUUUAGCAGAUCAUCCCCUCUUUUGCUACAUACAUUGCACACACUCUGCACCUACAAUGGGCACAGGGUGAUUUAAACAUAGGAGUCAUCCAGGGAUCUAAUUGAAGUGUCCAUCUUAUGUUCCCAGUGAUGGUGACUACAGUCACACUAUCUCUUCAAUUUCCAUUUGUACCCUCAAGCACAGACAAUAUAUAUAAUAUAGAUUUUUUUUAUUUUAUUUUUUUUUUAGUCUCAACAUUUAAUGCCAAGAUUGUAUCAAAUUAAUUAAUUUUGAUAUAGGUUAUAAAAAGUAUCAAAUGUUGUUCUAGGUUCUAAAGCUUUUGUCCAGAUCUAGUUAAACCUCUUUUAUUUACACCCUGAUUUGCACAUGACAUCACAUGAAAGUAGACCAGGACUCAAGAUUGUGAGAACAUCCCAAUUACUGCUGAAGUCUAAUCAUUAAACCUUUAAUAUGUAAUGUUUUAACUAGUCUUGCAUUCUGGUUUACAAACACCACAUUGAUAUUCUCUCUCUGCUUUCCCUCUCCCAGCAGGGAAUCUGGACAUCUGGGCCAUAAGCUUAGAAGAACGAGCUAAGCAUGACCAGCAAUUCCAUGGUCUCCAGCCAACAGCUGGGUAUAUUACUGGUAAGAAGCAUUAUUAAAUGGCCCUACUGGGCAUCAUAUUUUGUGUGGGUUGUGUAAUUUGGGAUGUCUACAAGCUUAAAGAUGUGACUAGGAGAUCAGUCGAUAAUAGUAAUUUAGCUGUUUAGAACAAUGGGGGAAAUCGUCGCUACUCUGCAGAUGUGAACGGGGGAAAUAGACGUACUAGUGCAUCCUUUCCACUUCAUCUACAUUUAGUACAAAACCCCUUAAAUGCUACACGGUCUGUGAGUUAUACCAAUGUAGGUUUUAUGUAGCUCUAAUAUCUGCAUGUCAUUAUCCCAUUGUUUCCUUUUUAUUAGAAAAAAUACUUAAAGGGGGUUCUCUGUGGUUGCCAUAUUCUGGUUUAGAAGUGUUUUGUCAAAUACCAAGGCUCUCUUGGGCAUCUAUAAUCCUGCUACACUGAUGACGCACCGAUUACUUACACACACUAGGUUCAUAUUGGUCCCCUAUUGAGUGCUGAUGAACAGGUAAAUAUGCUUGGCUAUCCUGUUGCUUAGACAUCUUUUAUCCUGUAGGUAGUAGUCCGGUAGUUAACAAAUAAAUUGGUCCAAGAAAUAAGUUUCUUUUAAAUUUCCAGUGGUAUUUAGUGGGAAUUUUACAAUUUUUUUUCCAAGAAUAUAUUCCUUUGUACACUAAGGAUUUCUGUAAUAUAGGUUGAUAACAAUAAGUUCCUCCAGGUUUAUUUAUUUAUAAUAAAUCCUUUAUUAUAACGGUCAGUUAGGUGUAGCCAGUUACUAGCCGUGAUGUAAUACUGAUGGGUGUUCCAAAGACCAUGAAACCACUCUGUUCUUUACAUCCUCCUGAUAAUGGGAUUUACUGCUGCUAAUCACACUCCGGAUCAGAUUAGCUCUGGAAAUGGAAGCACAAUAUCCGAAUACCACUCCCUGCAAAUACCUUCUCUAAUCUAUCCAGCACACGUGGAUCUUAAUUUCAUUAACAUGCCAAUUACAGUGGGCUAUUUUGAUUGCUGGUUCAUUUUAUUCCCUUGUGUAAUAUUGUGCUGUCUCCUUAUGAAGAAUACGUGUAUUGUUGUGAUUGUGAUAUUUUUUUUACAUAUAAAAUACUGUACAGGCUCCCAUUAUGUUUGGGUUCAUGGGUUACGAGUGUCCUGGAAAUGAUUCUGGGUAUUUGAAACCUGAAAACAGAUCACUUGUUAAAAUCUUUAAAAAGGUUAUUUAGUUUUGGCGGAUAUUCAUGGAAUAACACACUUAAAAUGUUGGCUGUAUUAGAAUCAGUGCUACAAAGUUCAAUAUAUCUUGCCAGGCAAUUUUCCUAUUGUUUAAAAAAAAAAAAUUAUUAUUAUUUUUUUAUUUUUUUUUGUUAAAGCUUAAAAUCAGAUUUAUUAAACCAGUGUAACAUUUUGGAUCCAGUAGCGGAGCCUUUAUUAAGACUCUGUAACUUGAUUUACACCAUCCACCCCCUUUAUUUAUUUUUAUUAUUUAAUUUCCUUGUAAGUUUUGUACAAUAUUGGCAAACUUCAGGUAAAUCAGAUCACAGUGGAUCCUCCAUAAAACUAUGUUUACAGUCCUUUAGUUAGUAGGGCAGGUUGUUUGGGAACGUUACUUUGCAGUUGGGUUGUAUUCUACAAGGGACUGAUUGCUUUUCUCCCACAUGGGGUCAAGGUUAAAGCUUUAUACUCAAAUGUACACUAAGAAAUCACAUGAGCAUUUAGUACUCAAGCUUUGUAUAAAUGAAACCCUGUUACUAGCUGUAAUAGUUUAUAGUGCAAAUAAAAAAUCUAAUUACUCUUAUUUUCCAUACGCAAUGGCAUUAAGAUGGUUUGUGUUAUAAAGAUGAAAAGCUGGCAUAUUGUUCAAGGCUUACUCUGUGCUAAACAAACCCAUAGAUCCAGCGCGCACUCCUGUCUACUAAACAGCAACUUCAAUGUUGACAGUUUUUUAAAAGUUUUUUUAUUCUAAAGGUUUAAAAAAAAAAAAAAAACACCUAAUCUAGGCAAAAAUAAUGGGGGUUUAGUUACAUUAUAUGAUCAUACAUUGCAUAAGCCUGCCACAACGCGUACCCCAUCUUUGGCAGGUCCUACUCUCACAGUCUAAUGUCUGCUCUUAUGAGAUUAACCCACUUACUUGGGGAAAAAAAUUCCAUCAGAGAAAAACGUUUAGAAAAACAUUUAAAAAAACUAAUAAAAUCUUUCAAUAUUGAAGUUGCUGUUUAGUAGAUGGGAGAGUGCAUGGGUGUAUUGUUUAUUGUAUAAUAUGGCCCCAGCAGCACCCCAUUUAAGCAUGUUCAGGUGAGUGCAACCACCCCCAUGUUUUAUAUAUAUAUUUAUAUAUAUAUAUAUAUAUAUAUAUAUAUAUAUAUAUAUAUAUAUAUAUAUAUAUAUAUAUAUAUAUAUAUAUAUAUAUAUAUAUAUAUAUAUAUAUAUAUAUAUUUGGGAGUCUAGCCAACUCCUUGGUUUUGCACCCCUCCCUGUCACAGGUGCCUCAUCCCAAGGCCCUAUUUAGCUUUGUACUGCAGAGAGCCUCAGAUGGAAUUUUGUUCCCCAAGUAAGUGGGUUAAUCUCAUAAGAGCAGACAUUAGGCUGUUAGUGUAGGACCUGCCAAAGAUGGGGUACAUUGACGUUGUGGCAGGCUUAUGCAAUGUAUGAUCAUAUAAUGUAACUAAACCCCCAUUAUUUUUUGCCUAGAUUAGGUGUUUUUUUUUUUUUAAACCUUUAGAAAAAACUUUUUUUUUUCAAAAACUAAUAAAAUCUUUCAACAUUGAAGUUGCUAUUUAGUAGAUGGGAGAGUGCGCUGGAUCGUGUGUAUUGUUUAUUGUAUAAUAUGGCCCCCAGCAGCACCCCAUUUAAGCAUGUUCAGGUGAGUGCAACCACCCCCCCAUGUUUCAUAAACCCAUAGAUAGAUUGACCCGCUGGGAGUCUAACAUCUGAAGCUGAAAUUUCAACAGGUUUGACCAAAAACUGCCACUGGUGCACUAGUUAUUCCUGCAUGACAGUGAAUUUCCUUCAACCUACCACUGGUCUCAAUGCUGCUAAAGUAUUUGGCCUACAUGUAAUGCCUGCUCAAUCAAUUGCUUUUUGCAUAAAUUAUGAAACCAUUUAGGAAAUGUUAAACUUAUAACAAGCAGCAGUUCAGAAAGUAUUCAGAUGCAUGCUGCGAUAUGCUCUGUGUUAAGCACAUAUGAGAUGAUAUCCUUGGAAAAAUAUUAUUAAAUGUUAGAUUUUAGAGACAAUAAUCAGAGUGCGUGAUUUACAGCCAUCUUUUAAAACUAUGUAUUAAAAUUGAUAUUUUCUUCAUCUACAGGAGACCAAGCACGGAAUUUCUUCCUUCAGUCUGGCUUGCCGCAACCAGUUCUUGCCCAGAUAUGGUAAGUGUGGAAAAACUGAACUGGUGUGUUGUUGGAUGUUGGCGAUUUUAGGGGAAUAUGAAUGAAUUUUCAAACUUUAUAAAUAUGUUUAUUGCCUGGUUUAAACAUACUGUGUGUGACUAUUUUCAGUGCCUCGCCAUUUGUGUGUGUAUGAUGUAUAAAUUACUUGCUGUAGAGUAAUUUUAUUGUUGAUAAAAUUUCACAUACCAGAAAUCAUGUUUAAAUAUGUCCAGAUGUCCUAUUAAAUAUUAGAAUAAUAUAUAUGUUCAUGUCCUUUUGUAGUGGUUCACAUUAACCCUUUAGUGAAUAUUCCGGUGGUAUAUUUCUGGCUCAGACUUGUCGUUCGGUCUUGCUCUAUACUAGAUGAAUAAGUUCUAUGUUUGAGAUAUGUUUAUUUUUAUUACAAGCACAUAUAAUUAUAUAUUUCCAGCAGAGAUAAGUAAUCAAGGUGAAUUGAUAAAAACUGUGCAGAAAACUGAUAUUUUAGUGUAUACAUAACUGUUAAAUGGUACCUCACGCGCCAUGACCUCUUCAAUGCUGCCUGGAGUCUCCAUGUACAGAGUUUAAACCCUCUGCUGUUGGUAACGUCAUUUGGGUGUCGUUACCCGGGCUGUCUAAUACUAAUUUUGUGCAUAUUAAACGUCCGUAAUCAACACAGACUUGCUGUCCAUAUCCUUUCCUUAGUCUGUAUUCCCCCUACAUUACUCCACCGACUGGUAGGGGGAGUGAUGUCACAAAGCAUGUUUUUAUUUAUUUUUUUAUAGUAAUUUAAGUAUGCUGUCUGUCUGAAGGCAUCACAAACUUAAAAUGCCAAAUGUUUUUUUUAUUAACAUUGUAUACCUGGUUUAGCACACUUUAGUGCUGGGAUAAUUUCCUAAUGUAUCAAAAUAAUAAAAUAAUCCACUUCUGUUGAUAUGCUACAACCCACUCUACAGGUUGUAUACCAUUAACCUUGCCGACACUGUGCACCUUGCCGACACUGUAAUGGCUGUGUGCACAGCUUGCUGGGUAAUGGGCAGCUGACAUUCCUGGAGACUGUCUGAUUGAUUGUAAUUAUAUAUUUUUGCUGAAAUAUAUCUGCAGCAUUUCAUAUGUGCUUUUUGAACUGUGCAAGCUGCGUUUGAACCUAGAAUUUUGAUGCACACAAAAUAACAAAAGUGUAGAGAGACAUGGAGCUUCUGAUCAAUAAAUAUUUUUUUUUUUAUUGCGAGACUGGCCAUAACUUGCUUUAUUUAUCUGUUAACAAAAAAUAUAUAUAUAUAUUUACUAGAUCUUUCACCGUUUAGGAUUAUCUUCUUUUCUCUAAUUGACAUUUAUAAUAUGCUUGAAUUCAUUAAUUCAUAAUAAUAAUGUAAUGCUGUGUUGGUGACUUCUAUUUAUUUAUUUAUUUUUUUUGAAAUUUGUAUUUUAUUGGUUUUCACAUCAAAAAAAACUCGGGGGAUGGGUAGGGUUGGGUACAGAAAAAGAGAAGGGAGGUGGGAAAAAGGGGGUGGGGGUACAGUCACUUAACAUCGAAUCUUAUGUCGGUUAGGAAUAUGUAAAAAUUGACAAUUGACAUUUGGCAGUUGACAUUUGCAGGCUUUUGAGGCGGCUCAACAGCGCACAGUAAUCGGUUGAUCUCCUUAUGCAACACAGUACAAUUGCUCCGACUAUCUAGGCUUACUACCCAUUCCUAGGUCCCAGUUUGCUUUAUACUAUUCUCAGACGUACUAAUGUUCCCCACAUUUUUUGAGGCGAUUGCCACCCCCAGUCUACCUGCAUUUAGCUUUUGUGGUUAGUUGAGUUGUUAUUUUAAGUUGUGAUUGGUGAGUACGUGUUGUGCGUUAGCGUUUCUCCAAGCUCGCCACUGUUCCCAUGUUCUACCACUGCCUUUGGUGCUAUUCUGCGCUUUGGAAAAGCUUGUUUCGUAAAUAGCCUGCUUGUCUAUGUCUUGGAUGAGGGCAGGAAUGCUAGGGGUGUCUGUUGUUUUCCAGAGUCGUGCGAUCAGUUUUUGUGCGGUUAGCAGGACGUGAUACAUUAAUUUUCUCGCUUGUGUGGGUGUUUCUCUGGGUAUAUCUAACAGUAAAAAGGUCUUAGGGUCAAAGGGUAGGUGGAUGGUGGUAGUAUCUGCAAUGAUUUUUCUUGUGUCUUCCCAAUACCUGAUUAGGCGUGGACAUUUCCACCAAAUGUGGAGGACCGAGCCUUUCUCUUGUUUGCAUCUCCAACACGUCGGAGACGCAGUGGGAUACAGUUUGUGUAUACGUAACGGCACCAUAUACCACCGAUAUAUUGUUUUCUGGUGUUGUUCUAUAAGGGGAGCGGAUUUGAUCAAUUUUCUAGUGGAAGAUGUGAUGGAAGACCACUGUUUCUCAGUGAUGGGAGUUUGGAGGUCUAUUUAUUUAUUUUUAAAUGGGUUAAAUCCUAAAUUGCUGUACGUGGAUUAGAAUUAAUUUUGGAACUCUUACUCUGCUCCCUUUCCUGUUGUCAUGGGUGUAGUGAGUGAAUUAAUUUCAGACACAGCUUGGCGGAAUCAAUCUGCUUUGGUUCCAGACUCUGCAUUUACCAGGACUUAUUAUUUGGCUUUGCAGAUCCUAUGGUUGUGUUAUGGUGCCAGUGGCUCUGCCCCCCUCUUGGAAUAUGGCUGAUGCAGAGUGUAACUCUAUUAGUGAUAUCAAUUUAUACCAGUGGCAGAGAGGGGACAAGUUGCGGGAACCCAGUGACCCUCUUUCCUGUUAAACCGUUUAAAAAUAAUUAAAUACUAUAGUGGGAUGGCGCUAAGGGACACCUGGCCCUAAAACCACUCCUAUAAUAUGAAGUGGUUAUGGUACCUAGCGUUGUCUCGUGAAUGCCCGAGACCUUUAGAGAAAAAAAAAGAAAUAUUAACACAAUGUGCAAUGUUUAUAGAGGAGUAGUAAAAUAACUGGGACCAUAAGCAUAUUCUCCACCCUGCAGGUGAGAUAAGGUGGCUUACACCUCCUAUCGGUGUAUAAAUGAUAAUCCAUCACUGGACACUGUAGGGCCAGUCACCCCUUUAAAUGAUGCAUUAUUUUCAGGAUGUGCCAGCCCAUUGUGUUACUUCAGUAAUCUCUUUGCAGGGCACUGGCUGACAUGAAUAACGACGGCCGCAUGGACCAACUGGAGUUCUCUAUAGCAAUGAAACUCAUCAAACUGAAGCUCCAAGGUUACCCCGUGCCAUCUGUCCUCCCUUCCAUCAUGCUACAGCCCCCAGUCACCAUACCCACUGCUGCAGGGUUUGGUGAGUAUCAGUGGACAUAUGAACAGCACACUUUCAUAUUGCCCUAUAUAAAUAUAUGUUGAAUAUGUGAAGCAUUUAUUAGGAGACAGUGUAUCUAACCAGCUCAUGCUUCAUUAGAUAGAUAUGUUACUGUGCUGAAAAACAAUAGUCUUGGAACAGAAGUUGUUUUAAAAUGAAUUCAACUAAACACCCAUCUUUCUCUUAAGGAUGCAUCUAAUUCUAUCUUCCCCAUGUCUAUACCCAGUACGUUGUUUUCUGUUUUCCAGGUAUAAGUGGAAUUGCGGGCAUGCCUCCCCUGGCAGCUGUAGCCCCUGUGCCAAUGCCUCCCAUUCCAGUAGUAGGAAUGUCUCCACCUAUAGUGUCCUCUGUCCCUGCUGCCUCAGUGCCACCCUUGGCUAAUGGAGCACCUACCGUCAUACAGCCUCUUCCUGCUUUUGCUCACUCUGGUAUGCUGCUUGGUCUUCAUUAUUAACAUUGCUUUAUGGCUUAGAGGGACACUAAGCACCGAAAUAUCUUUAGCAUUAUGAAACUGUUAGGUUGUGUGAUCAUACCACCGCAGUUUCUCAAUUCUCUUUAUCUUAUUAGUUAAAUCACCCUGUUUAACCCUAGCCACAACUCCCUGGCUGAGACUCUCGGACUCCAUGAAGGAAAAAAAUAUCAUUUUUAAAAAACGAUCUUACUGCACAGUGGGUUUACUUUAGAGGUUAUAAACUUUUGUUAAUUGAGCUUGACUUACACACAGGAAGAUGCUGCAUUCUCUAGCAGGCAAUUAACAGUGCAGAAGAUAAGAUAACUCCUCUCUUGCAACUGUCAGUCUAAUACUAUCCUUACCUUUUGUGUCACUUUACUCCACUCCCUCGAGCAUGUAAGCUCAUUGAGCAGGUCACUCAACCCCUCUGUUCCUGUGUGUCCAACUUGUCUGGUUACAACUACUUGUUUGUUCGUCCACCCACUGUAAAGCACUGCGGAAUUUGUUGUCACUAUACAAAUAAUAUUAUAAUAACUCCUAAAUGAAAACACAGUGUGCAACAAGGGAAGUUUAAAAAUGUUUGAACUCCUGUUCAUGAAAUAUGUUGCGAGGCUAUGUGAGUUCCUGCCAGGGGAGGUGUGACCGGGGCUGCAUAAACAGAAACAAAAUGGGUUUAACUCCUAAAUGGCAGAGAAUUGGACCGUAAAACUGCAUGGGCAUGAUCACUACACCAAAAUGGCUUCAUUAAUCCAAAGUUGUUUUGGUGCUUGGAGUUUCCAUUAAAAGGCACUUACCCCCCAAAUAAUGUAAAUUUCUCUUUCUGUACUAACAACCUCCAGCAUAUAAUGUUUAGUAUUUUAUUUUUUUAAUACUAUUUUAAAUCAGAAAUCGAUGUUGUGCCUCGUGUCACUGCAUUCGUCAUCGUUGCUCUGUAGACUUUCUGUGAGGGUUAUUUGAUCACUUUAUUCUUUAUUGCUGUGAAAAAAUCCAAACGUUUUCUUCAAGCACAGUCAUGUCAAGCCUAUUGUCUGUUUAUUUUAUUGAUAUAAUUGUAAUUUUGCUUUUCAGCUUGAAAUCUACUAAUCGGGUAGGGAUAUACAAUUUUCUUCUGCAAUAUGACUUUAUUUGGGAUGUACCAAAUAAUGUCCAAAGAUCCCCUUGACCGUAGCAGAAAUGUUUGAUUGUGCUUGCUUUAAAAGACAAUGUUUUAAAUUUAAAGGAACACCUAUAGUGUCCGGAAUACAAACGUGCAUUCCUAAAAAUAUAGAUGUAAAAACACCUUUUGGGUAUCGGGCCUUCCUUACCCCCUGUAAAAAAGUUUCCCCUACUAAUUCCCAAAUUGCUUGUUUAGUGGAUCAUCCCAAAGGGUCAAUGAGUUGGAAUCUAGUUCUUUAGCAGGGCACAUUGAAGUAUGUAUACAAAAAUAAAGGCCUUACAGUAAAAACUAUAAACCUCUUCCAACCCCCCUCUAUCAAAAACCAAAACCAAUCACAGCAGUAUUUUAAAACGUGGGUUUAAAAGGACAGGAUCACUUUAUUUACAGUGUGUAACAGAUUUUAAAUCAAAUCCUAUAAUCUGCUGUAACCAUAUCAUAAAUUGGGAGUGCAGAGAGAAUGGAUACUAUGAUUUUAAUGAUACCACAAAAAAAAAUCAGGGUUCCUAAUUUGUAUCUAUUUAAUACUAACAAUUUAUUAUCCCUUGCAAUAAAAAAGAAAACUUGAAAUUGUCUUUGCAGCCACCUUGCCAAAGAGUUCGUCAUUUGGCCGAUCUGGUACUGGACCUCAAAUAAACACUAAGUUACAGAAGGCUCAAUCAUUUGAUGUUGCAAUGUAAGUGAUUUAACCUUCCAGAUGUGGGAUUUAUGUAUGAAGAGUUUGCAAAAAAUUGGAGAUUUCAAUAUAAAUGGGCACUUUUAUGAAUUAACCUUGCUACACCCCCUCAGUGUCAGGCAACCAGUCCUGUUACUUCCUGGUUGUUUUGCUCACACAGGGGCCCAGGGCACCUGCCUUGCAAAGACUUCACAUUGAACUGCAUUGGGGAGUCUGUGAUUUGACAGCCACAGAAAGUCUGGGCUGGGGAAGAAUGGGAGGGCUUGCAGUGGCUGCAGCUGUAGCAAGCUAUUUUUAGAUAUACCACCAAUGAAAUUGGGUAAUUAUAUGCUUGCAUGUUUUCGUUAAGUAUAUUUACAAUAUAUAUUUAUGUGAUUUUAUAAUAAAAAAAUAAAAAAAUAUUCGGGCAGUGAAGUAUCCGCAACAUAUAGCAUAUCGCCAUGUAGCUCUUUUGUAGCCUCGGUGGGUUAUCGACUAGUAAAACAAAAUCUCCCGUUGGUUGGAGCCAGAGAGAUAGGGACGAUGGAGGGGAAGUGGAGUUAUGUAUUUGUGACGGACCGGUGGCACUCCGACAGAGUACCUCCGCCAAUCGAUGCUCCUAUUGCUUGCCAAGGACCCCAAGCACUCCAACCGACACCAUCAUCACCGCAGACCCCACUUCCAGCGAUGCAGCUGUGCCGGGGUCUCGCCAUCUUUCACCCACCCUGGACCCAAGGCCAGGAUCCAGCUUCCAGUGGGUAGACCUCUCCUAUAUCCAGAGAGCAGGAAGCAGGAACAAGCUCUUACAAGAGCUUACACUCAGGGGAGUAUUGUGAUAUAGCAAUCCCCAAGAGUGUAGUUAUCCCAGCCUCUAAGCAUGAGCCAAGGCUUCAAGAAAGGGUCAAGUAAUUCUGUUAAAUGGCACCAAAGGGCUUUCUUUUAUGGAGGUCUUACACAUACAGGACCACCCACAGGGUUUUGAAGAACAAACCAAUACAUUACAACACAGCUAAACACUCCCAUUCAUACAAGCAGAAAUCCUCUCCUCUGCCUGUGAUACGAUUAUCUCAACACAAUAGACUAACUUAAUUAUCACAGGCAGAAAAUAUACAGUUUUACACAAUAUUCAUAACUUUAAAAGUAUACAUCACAUUCACAUUCAGCAUACUCCAAAUACAAACAUACUCAAAAAUCAGGCAAUUCCUUCCAUUGGUUUAAAGGUUAGGUCAAAGUCCUUUGUGAUCACUGCAAGCAUGGCUUUUCCUGCCCAAACCAGUUCCACCGAUUUAGGCAUGAGAUAAGUGGCUUAACUGGGUGUGGUAAGCCAACCAUCUCCAGUUACAGAAAAUAUCCCUAUUCACAACAACAGCACAAAUACAUAACUCCUGUCACUGUACAGAACCCCCACAUUCCAGAUAGCUUGGAUCUGAACGCUCAAUAUAUCCGAACAGCGCUCAGAUCCCACAACCACAGUCAAAUCGCCAUGGGGUUAAAGUUACAGCAUGGGAUGAUGAGAGGGGCCAAAGUCACGAGGCAAGAGGCUAGCCAUUAGUCCUCUCCAUGUAGAAGUGGACAAGGGCUUUUCAUCACAGUAUUUAUCUGUAAAUGACAAUCACUUCUAAACCCUCACACAGGAUGUGAUCUUAUCUUCACCGCUCCCAAACAAAAGUAUUAAUAAGAGGAGAGUUUGUAGUUUGGUAACAGUUGAUUUAAAGUCUUUUUUUAUUUUUAUUUAUUUAUUUUAUUAGAAAGUGUUUAGUAAGAAUAUGUUAAAGUUUUUCAUUUUAAGCUAUGUCACAGGGCUGAAUUUCACAAAACAAUAAUGCAUUAUAUUGCAAGGUUAAAACUACAGGUCCACUGCACUCGGACCAAUUCAAUGAGAUGAAGUUGUCUGUGUGCCUUUUAGUGGUCCUUUAAUAUGUACUGGUAUGGUUUGCAGCAUGGAUUAUUGGAAUAGUGGCCAUUCUGUUAUAAUGUUUUUAUGUAAGACUGGUGUCUAACUGCAUAUUUCUGAAAUUUAUCUUCUAAAGGAAGAAUCUCCAAGUGUAUUUAAUGCCCACAUACUAAAAGCAUUGAAUGCUCGAAUUCUGUGCUUUGUUUGAAAUUCUGACAUAUAUGUAUAUAUGUGUGUGUGUAUAUAUUUCCUUUUUUGACUUCUGACCAUAUAAGACUUUUGUUUUUAUUUUUCUUGUAAUUAUCUGAUUAAUUUUUUUUUUCUCAUUUCAGCCCUCCCCCUUUGCAAGAAUGGGCUGUUCCACAGUCUUCAAGACUCAAGUACAGACAGUUGUUCAACAGCCAUGACAAAACAAUGAGUGGCCAUUUAACGGGUAAUGGGUUUAUAUUCUACAAGAAUAUAAAUAGUUUCUUGGAGACCUCUCUGAGUAAAUUUAGACAUUCUAACAGGGUUAUUCACUAACAUGAGAAUUCAAAGUGAACUCAAAAAGAAUUUUCAAUUUAAAGGAUCACUAAAGCUUUAGGAAUACAAAACGAGAUUCCUCACUCUUCAGUGUCCUCAUCCAUAGGUAAAUUCAGGUCCCCCAGCCGUAUGCAGUAAAAAUGCUAAAAUGUAAAGUUUUACUAACCUUUUUGUACAGCUUGGGUUUCCUUGGCGCUGUUUACCUUGCUGCCUCCCGUGACGUCAUUGUGGUGGCAUGGCUUCCUCUGAAUCAGUGGGGUACUGUUGUGCGUGUUCUGCGCAUAUAUCCAAGCUUCCCCCUAGGAAAGCUUGGAGUCAUUGCUGUCCUAUGGGGUGCUUUCGCGUCAUGUGACAUUUUUACUGGUUCAGUGCCAUGGAAGCGACUCUACUGGCACCACAGCCACUAGUGGUGGAUUAAACCCCCAAUGCAAACAUUGCAGUUUUUAAACAAAGUAUUCUAUGCUUCCAGUUUGGCUAUUUUGGCCUUAAAUUUGAAAUUCACCUUGAAUUCCUUAUGGAAUUACUCACUAAUUCCACACACAAUUUAUACACGAAUGUGUGAAUAGUUGGUAAUUCAGUGUGAGUUCAUAGCGAAUUUCACAUUUUAAAGCAAAAUAGUUAAACCGGAAGAAAUUCUCCAACUCCGCUAUAUUUUUAGUAGGACUAUUUUAACCUAAAAUCUGAAAUUCACCUUACUUUAAAUUAUCAACAUUUCACAUUACAGUGUGACCUGCUGCUAAUUCAGACUGAAUUAAAAGGGAACUCCACAUUUAAUGUAAUGCUGCAGUAAAUAUCAUUGAAGUAUUAUUAUUGAGGUUUCCAUCCUCCAUGGUUCUUUGCGGGUGUGUGAGAGCCAGGAAUCAUUAUUUAUAAGUCCUGUUCAUGCGUGGUCAUGGGCCAAGUGUUAAGAAUCAUGGAGCAGUUUUAUUAUUUGACCACGAUUUGUAUACACGUGGAAGUGAACAUGGGACAUUUGGAAUUCAUUCAUCAGCUUUGCAUCGCAUUCCAUUCCUUUCAUAUUGAAAGGGUUUUUGUUUUGUGUUUGAGUAAUAGCACAACUAGUAGCUAACAGUUUUCUGGCCAUUAGAAUGUGCUUUUUCCUCUAAAUACACAGUGCCUCUUUCAGACGAAACGUACUAAUUGAAUCAAAUGCUCUCGUAAUAACUGAAUAUAUUAUUCAGAAUAGGAGUUAAACUAAAGGAACAGUUAAACAGUUUGAAUACUUACUCUGAGAGUGUGCCAGGCAACCCCUGGCACCAUAAUCACUACUGUGAGCGGCUGUAGUGGGUAUAGUGCUCCUUUUUAACAGAUCUUCUAUGCACAUAAGAAAAAUAAAUAAUUACAAAUGUGGGAAGGAAGUGUUAAACAUAAAAUGGAAAUAGUGAUGUUUAAUGGGACGGUGGCUAGUUGCAGAACAUUAACGAAUAUUGUGGUUUAAAAAAUAAAUAAAAUUGAAUUGUACUAUAUUUUUAAAAAAUGUAUAUUUGUUUCCAUUAAAGCCUAAUUCUUCCAUUUUUAUUUCCUUUAGGACCUCAAGCCCGAACUAUCCUUAUGCAGUCUAGUUUACCACAAGCUCAGCUUGCUACAAUAUGGUAGGCAUUAUGUGGGCACAUACAUGACAAUGUUGUCAUUUAGAUUGUAGUAAUCUAUAGGCAACUGAUGAUACUUAGGUCCAAAAGUGAGCAGUGAAGAGAUUCUGCUUCUUCAUUAUCUGUGAUUGGUCAAUAUUUUCUUGUGCUGCACAGUAAUUUUGUCAAGCAAACCCAGAUGUUUUGUGUUUAAAGCAUAUCUGUUUUUACAGUAUUUACAGAGUUCCCACCCUACCUAUUUGGCACACAAUACUUACUGUUAGUACUUUUUGGGAUGACCCAUUUUCAACAAUUUCAUGAUUCUAUUUUAGGAACCUUUCAGACAUUGAUCAAGAUGGCAAACUAACAGCAGAAGAGUUUAUCUUGGCGAUGCAUUUAAUAGACAUGGCUAUGGCUGGUCAGCCUCUGCCUCCUGUCUUGCCCCCUGACUAUAUUCCACCAUCUUUUAGGUAAGCGUGGUCAUUAAAAUACUUUGGAGGAGGGGAUGAGUUUGUUUGCCAAGUCCAAAAUUGUCCUCUGAUAUGUCAGUUUUAAGAUACAAAAAGUAAUUCCCUAACCUUAUCAGCUAAACUGUGCAUGUUUCCCUGACAAAUGUUUCUCCACAUUUCUUCACUAAAGCUUUUGCUAGUUAAAUGGAUCUGAACCGCACAAGUUAAAUUCUAUUAAACGUGUCGUCAUUAAAUGCAAUCCUCAUAGAGAAAGUAUAAUUGUUCACAUGAUGUGCAUGUACUGCACCCCACAGUCCUUGACAUGAAGCACCCGACAUUGUGGAGUAUACUGAGUGCCUGUAGAGUACUUCCUUCUGUUUCCAAAAAUAAAACUGAACUAAAUUUUGGGGUAAAGUGCUGCAUCAAGUUCUUUAUUUUUUUGUGUUUUAUUUUCUCUUUUCCUUUCUUAUUCCUUAUUAAUGGAAACUCUUGUAAAUACUGAGCAGAGCUGGGUGAAAAAUAUUUACAAGGAAUUUCCAUUCAUAUUUUAUCUACAUGGGUUCUGUACUCCCAUUAAAGGAAUUCUUCCCCCUUUUUGUCUUUUAUUUAAUAAAUUGUUUACCGUCUUACUAAAACUGCUCAGGAAAAUCUUUCUCCAACAGCAGAAAAAUUGUUAGAGAGCAGGUGGAUCCAAUUUGCAAACUGUUGCUUUUCCACUGGUUUAACAACGGCCUUCCAUGUGUGAAUUUAAUGGCGCAUUUACAAUAUAGGACUAUUUAGUAUCGUUAUGAAAAAUACCAGAAAGAUUUCUAAUCACCCAUGAAAAAACAAGAAAGAUUAGGAAAAGUGGCUCCAGUUGCAAAGUUGCAUGUUAUGUAGUAGACAUUAUCUAAAAAUUAGUGAAGAUCCUCACUCCGUUUUAUGGGUUGGGCAUUUAUUUUGCUUCACUUCUCCCAUGGACGACUCUCACUUUGGUGUUUAAUUGCACACCUCACGCAUGGCCUUCCUGGUGUUUUGAAUGAGGGUAGCCAGCAUGCAGCUCUCAACUACUUGGGACAGCGCAAAGCAUUGUGGGUGUUGUAGAACAAUGUGGAGAAUUGGGAAAACAAAUGUCGUGAAAUUAGACCUCUGCACAAAUUAUAUAUCUUGACAUUUAUCCUUUAACUUUAUUACUUCUUUAUUUUCUACAGUUUUCAGUAGUAGUGUGUGUAUUCUUUGGUGUAUGGUUUGUGUGAGGAUACCAUGUGGUUUAAUGUCUGAAUUGUGAAUUGCAAAAUUCAGGCUAAAGUAGAGAAACCGCUAUGGCAGAAUUUGACAGUUUUUCCCAAUUGGAAAUUUUGGCCUGAUUUUUGACAUUCAGUUUUAUUUCAUUUUACUAGAAACCACUGUUCAAUAAAGACAUACUUCUUAAAUUUGAUGCAAUUACUAUUCUGCAACGGUACAACAGUUAAAAAGGAAGAAAAAAAAUAUAUUGCAUAUACACCUAUAUACAACAGAUGUGUUUGUAUUGGUAAAUACAAUAUUUUUUAAAAUUUCUGUAAAUCUCUACUUUGACAGCUUUCUUUAGUUUAAAAUGUUUGCAUAGUAAAAAAAAAAAAAAGUGUUCUGGGAAUACUCAGAUUAUGUUUAACACAUUUGUAGUUGGUUAAUUUAGGGAAUGCUCUUCUUUUAGUCCACCUGUAGCAGAUUAUCUUUGUAUCAAAUUGUGGGUUUUUCCAAAGGUGGUGGGGAUUGCAGCCUGUGCCAUGCAUGGUGCAGGUUCUAGGGUUAUGGCUGAGAUACAUUCAUAUGAAAAUACAAUUAGAGAAAUUUAAAUGUAAAAGUUUAUGGAAGGGGCUUACUUUUCACUUUACCCAGGAAGUCUGCAUUUUCCACCAGGCAGCGGGAUGAGCUCAGUUCCCAACUGUGCAUUUUCUGGUCAAUGACCAGUUGUAAUUUCAGGACGAGAGAAAGUUAAUCCAUAUAAAGCUGUGGAUUGAAAAUAUCAUUUUUUUUGUUUCCUCUGUGUCUCUCUGCCACUUUCAUCACCUGCUUUCUCUAACAUGCAGGACAUCAACCAUCAGAAAGAGGCCAAGCAGGCAAGUUCCAUAGCUUACAAAACUGUUUGAUCUGUGUUGCACAUUGGAGCUUUUUUUCUCUUUGGCAUUCAUGCUGCAAGUUUAUACCCCCCCUCCCCACCUGUGUUAGAGGUAGCAGCAUAGGUAGAGCUAGUUAUGGAGGAUAGUGAAAGCCAAUUACAGAAGGGUCAGGGAAGGACAGGAGAUUCCAGGGAGAUUAGGAACCCCAGCCUCUGUCGGGUUUAUUCACUAAAACAAAUUUGUAAUUUAACACCAAAAUAGCUGAAAUGGAAGCAUAUCAGACUUGGAAAAUGUUCAGUUUGGCUAUUUUGGUCUGCAAUUAAUAAUGCUCUUUGAAUUCCUGACAGUUCUGAGUUUAAUGAAUAAUCCUGUAAGUGAGUUGCUGGGGCAGAAGGCACAGAUCUCCAGUCCUUCACAAAGGAACAGAUAUCAGUAUGGCUCCCUCAAACAUUACAAUAUCUUACUAUACAGGCUCCCUGCAAAACAACAUAUCCAGGUCCUUAAUGCUAUAAAGAAAGCACACAAGUGAGGUGGAGUCAUGUUCUAUAGAUCUACGUUGGCAGGGACACACAUAUCUUGUUUAUUAUAUUACAAUGGCAGAUAGAAUUUUCUCCCUCUACUAGUUUCCCUGCAGGGCCAAAGGCUCCUAAUUUCUUUAAGGGGUUAAUCUUUUUUAACUUUUUGGAAAGGGAAUAGAAGCUGAGCUUUGGGAGGCAGGGAACUUAACUUAGUCUGAAAAAAAAACCGUAUAUAGAAGUACAGAACAGGAAACAAAGGUUUCUGCACUAGGUUUCAUCUUUAUAUUUUCUCCAGCAGUUUUGUGGAACUAUUCCUUGGAGUAGGCCCUCAAAAUACAUUAUUCUCUUAAGUCCCUAAUUUCUUUCUCUGUAUUUCCCUCUGUACAUGUUUCUUCUCAAACCAUUUGUAUAUUUAUUAGAUGCAUGGCUUCUAGUUGAUACCCCUGCAGUUUAGUGAUUCCUGGUAAACACACCAUAUCAUAUCCAUAACAAGCUACCAGAUCACACCUGUAGUAUUGAAAACCUAGCACCACACAUACAUAUAUAUAUAUAAUGCAUGUGCUAAUCAUAGGCAAUUGGUCCUAGUGACUUGGUAGAAGUGUUUUUCUUACAUAUUUAUUGAUUUUAAAUAUCUGAAUGCAUUGUUUGUUAUCAAACAAUUGACACUGCUACCCAGAACCUUAAAUAAAAUAGUCUGAACCUUGGGCCAUCCUGGAAUUACUUACUUUUUAAUCACUAUAACCCUUUGUCGUGGAUGACGGUGCAAAGUAAUUACCACUUGUCACAAUCAAUACUUUGAAUAGGUGGGCAGAAUAUCACGCCUGGAAGGGUCUGAAUGGAGACUGGUUUGCAGUUUUUCUGGGGGCCUGUUGAAUAAAAAGGUUGUGAUGUCUCAUGCAUCCCAUUUUAAUUGGGUUUAUUCAUAGUGUUGUAUGGCUAUAUUUACAAUUAACUCCAGGACUGCGGGAAGAGUCAGCGAGGAUUGUAAUAUGAUUGCCUGUCAUCCUAUAUCAAACCAAGGAAACAUGCACUUUAAAAAAAUUUAUUUUAAAAACAGUCCUAUCUAUCUGUAACAUGCUUGCCUAUCUGUGUGUCAAAAUAAUGGUGGUCAUUCUACUUUCAUUCUGCUACCACAAAUGCCUGCCUUCAUUGUCUCUUACUACUUUGACCUUUUGUAGGUACUUGUGGGAAGAUUGCAUGUGUGUUUUAAGGAAACAGUUGAUUGGCGAUCACUUUUUAAAGCCGCUAGACCUGUUUUUACUGUAAAGUGGUGUUAAAAUAAUCUCUGAAUAUUCCAGAAGGGUACGGUCUGGAAGUGGGAUCUCGCUUAUAAGCUCUGUGUCUGUCGACCAGCGAUUACCUGAGGAACCAACUGAAGAAGAGCCCCAGCCAGCAGACAAGAAAUUGUCAGGUAUUGCAUCUGCUUUUAUAUUUUUUAAAGAUUAAAAUUUGAUCUGUGGUUUCUUUCUAAAAUCUUCUGGUGAUUGUUUGGAUUCUGAGCCAGAACGAAGGUUUAUAAAUAAAGUGUCUUCUUUUAAAGAUUAGAAAGGAAUUAAUUCUUACUACGUAUUGUUCCGUCUCCUAGUUGUGACUUUUGAAGAUAAGAAACGAGAAAAUUUUGAGCGUGGGAACCUUGAAUUGGAAAAGAGGAGGCAGGCUCUCUUAGAGCAGCAACGGAAGGAGCAGGAGCGGCUGGCGCAGCUAGAGCGUGCGGAACAAGAGAGAAAAGAACGAGAGCGGCAGGAACUGGAACGGAAGAGGCAGCAAGAGCUGGAGAAGCAGCUGGAGAAACAACGAGAGCUGGAACGGCAGCGGGAGGAAGAGAGGAGGAAAGAAAUCGAGAGGAGAGAGGUAAACUGGAUUACUGGUAACUGCUGCCCAAGGUGCGACAGAUGUUUAAUGAUUAGGUAGAAUGUUCAUAUUAUUCUAAUGGCAAGUAAUGCCCUCGAAGUGCUAGUCAUUGUUGGCGUGUGUUCUGUCUUCAAUUUGAGCAGUUGCUUGAAUUUGGCAUCAAUUUUGUAUUUUGAAACCCACAGAAAUAAGCAAUUCUUGUGUAGUUUAUUUUGUGAUUAAUUCGCACACCAGGAGUAACACAAUCUAUGCCUCUUCUGUAAGUGUCAUUAGUCUAAUACUAUCCUUACCUUUUGUGUCACUAUAUCCCACUCCCUCUAGCAUGUAAACUCAUUGAACAGGGCCCUCAACCCCUCUGUUCCCGUGUGUCCAACUUGUCUGGUUACAACUACGUGUUUGUUCGUCCACCCAUUGUAAAGCGCUGCGGAAUUUGAUGCGCUAUAUAAAUAACAUCAUAAUAACUACUUUGAGCUUCGCUGUCUACAUUGAAGGGACAGUAUGUCACCAAAACAACUUUAGCUUAAUGAAGCAGUUAUGAUGUAUCGAUCAUGUUGUUUUUUAUUUUAUAAAUAACUCUGUUACAUGAAAGAGGUUUAGAAAUUCUUUUCUUCAUUUUAGAUUUUUAUUUGGGACUUAUCCCUAUCGAGUUAAGGCACCUGUUCUUUUUAUAUGUGACUAAUAAGUACCCGUCUAUAAAAAUGAUAUAUUUCCAUUGUAUUGGUAAGUGAAUGUUUCUCUCAAGGUACACAAUGGUAAAAAUUACUUUCCACACUCCUCAGCAGCUCUGUUGCCAACCCAUUCUUUGUUGUAUAUUUAAUUUACUCCCCAGUGUUCGUUCACUUUGUGCGGUAUUGGUGUGAACAUCCACUUCCUCUUACAACAUGGUCCUCAUUACCCAGAACUUAGCUUGCUUCCUGCUAGGAUCAUAACCACUGCAUUAUAUCCCCCCAUCCCCCGUAAAUACACCUAAUGCAUAGGAGCCCUUUAAGAUGGCGAUAAUUCAUCCUUUUGUUAAAUGGUAUCCAUAGGCGUGUAGAAAUGGAGGAGGCAUAUUUACUGUCAAAAUAGUAUGUAUUGAUAGAACUUUUAGGACAACGUUAAUAACAGUUUGUUUACCUCUAAAGCCCACUGUGUGAAAACCUUUCUAACCUGCUUUACCGCUUUGCUCUGUGAAUGUCUGCUUUUAGUCAGUGUGAAGUUAUAACUGUAUUGUUAAAUCAUGAUUUAUAGGCCGCAAAGCGGGAACUUGAGCGUCAGCGGCAGUUGGAGUGGGAGCGAAAUCGAAGACAAGAACUAUUAAAUCAGAGGAACAAAGAGCAGGAAGACAUUGUUGUUUUGAAGGCAAAGAAAAAGACUCUGGAGUUUGAGCUAGAAGCACUAGUAAGUAAAAAACUUAUAGUAAAAAGGAUGACAUCUACCUCCUAGCAUCCCGUCUUAUGGGAAAUGGCUGCCUCAAAGACAUGCUUCCAAUCACACCUUCCUGUCUUGUUUCUCCUAAAGAAUGACAAAAAGAAUCAGUUAGAAGGAAAGCUACAGGACAUCCGUGGUCGUCUCACUAUGCAACGGCAUGACAUAGAAAGCACCAACAAGUCUAGAGAGCUAAGAAUAGCGGAGAUUACGCAUCUCCAGCAGCAGCUGCAGGUAAAUCAUUUAUCCAGAGUUAUGCCCGAAUUGUAUACUGUUCCUUUUAUAGAUUACUUUAAAUUUUUUUGAUCAUGUUAAGUGUAUUUUAAGUUGUGAAUCAUAGACAUUUAGAUUUCAAUUUUUUAUGUAUAGUUAUUUAUUUAUUAUGUAAGUCAAAAGUAUCUAAAUAUAUUUUUUCAUUUGAACAGUAAUUUAAACUCACAAAACAAUAUAAGUGUAGCUCUAGCAUACCUGAGUAAUGGUAUUAAAGAUGGGUACAAACGGUGGAACAAUUUACACAAAUUUGUGGAAAAUAGAAAAAACAACCAUAGUGCAGAUGGUGUAAACAAAUAGUAGCACAGUAUGGAUGAAAAAUUUCCAACUAACAAGGAAAGAGCCAAUAGGUCUCCUGGCUCUAGUGUAUAGCGCCCUUGGAUCCUUAAGGGCGAUCCACAGCCCUCUUUUGUGUCUUUAAAACCCAAAUAGAUGUAAAUAAAAUAAAACAAUCUGAUCAAGUGAUCAAUAUACUUAAGAAACAAUGAAGUGUUCAGUCCAAAACGUGUUUCGCCAUAAGCUGGCUUCCUCAGUUGUUUAAUGCUGUGUAUCUGAGAGUUCCGUCUUUUAUACCGUCUUAAUUGCAAAAUCGACGGCAUCUGUGUACCCGAAAGUAUUCUCUAUGGAACGCACGUUCCGUCUUCUGGAGCUCACGUUUCGACCGUCGGCUGGUCACAUGAUCCGGUGCAACGCAACAUGUGUUCCAAUUAAUGUUAUCACUUCCUCUCUCUGUGGAAUGCACAUGUGCGUUUCACUUCUGGACUUUCAGACGGAGGAAUCCAUCAAAUGAUAAUAUAAUUGUAAGGGAAACGUUUAUAUGUUCCAUUUAGUCCCAAAUUAAACACAUUGGUAUAUGAAAGAAAAAAGACAUAUAAAGAAAAUGUAUAAGUAAGAAACAAAGUAAUUAUGUAAAAUUCAGUAUUAUCCAAAUACAUACCAUAGUCUAUAUAAGACACUUAAAAAAUGAAUACAGAGUAUGUCUAGGAUAUUCGAUAUGUAAUUAAAUAAAACACCACAAUAUAGUAUUAUCCUUAAAUACUUCCCUAUAAAAGAAAAUGGAGGGGAUAAAAUGAAGAUAAAUACCAAAUAGUAAAAUAUAUAAAUAAACAUUUCAUUCUAAGAACUAUGAGUAGGGUAUAACAAUAAAUUGAAACCUACAUAUAAAAAAUAAUUUCCAUUAAAAAUCUUUAAUACCAUUACUCAUGUAUACUAGAGAUAUAUAUUAUAAAAAAAAAAAAAAAAAAUUGUGUCUGAUUUUAUUGUGGGGGGUUAAGGGGAUCCCUCACAUAAGUGUUGAGCCCACCAUAUCCAUUGUAUUUUUUGUACACUUGCUUAGUAAUUUAAACUGCUACCCAGAAAAGAUAGUCACGUGGAGUUUUUGCGUGAAGAAAUCUUUUCAGUUUAAUGGCUCACUCCACUGCCCAAAUAAAAAAAUAAACGUCACUGUUUAGUAGAUGUACCCUAAUGAAAACAUGCACACAUUUAAUUAUGCAUUUUUCCAUUUGGGUUAUGUCCGCAGCAUCUGCAGUUCUCUUGUCUGCAGCCUUCUAGCCCCGCCCACACUUUCUUUGGCUGUCUAAUCACAGACUUCUCAAUGAGAAUCUUUUGCAAGGCAGGUGCUCUGGGCAAUUGCUGCCACUUAAGUUUAGUUCUACUGAGCUAUACAAACCAGGAAGCAACAAGGACCGGCUGUCUGCUUGAAAGCCAAGGGGGUGUAACCAGGUUAAUUUAUAAAAGUGUAAUCUUCUAUUGAAACCUGCACUUUUUGCAAAACGAAAAAAUGACACACUCUUCACAGAGAAAGCUUUUCAGCAAGCCAUUGUGCUUUAGUGGUCUGGAGUGUUCCUUUAAAACAAUAUAGAAUUAGAAUUUCUUGUGCAAUGUGCAAUGACUAAUAGGUGUCCCAGGGCCCAAAACAUAAAUGGAUACUGUCGAUUCCUUCUGGCUUUAUGUGUUGAAUUUAAAAUAAUAAAAUUAGUUACAACACUUCUGUUCAGCUAUUGUUACAUGGAAUCUUCCUGAUGUGUACAAGUGGAGACAUUACUAUCUCAGCCCCGGGGCUCGCUUAGCCCUCUGCAGUCUUGGGUAACAGCUGGGCUAAAUGUUCAUUACUAUUAUAUAUGUUAUGAAUGUAUAUAUUUGUUGUUUUCAGAUAUUGUCGACUCCUUUGCAAGACAUGUAACGCGAUGAUAAAUACAUCAUGAUUAGAAAUGCAUUACAGUUUGAUUGAUUGUAAUGUUUAAAUAGCUAUUACAUCACUAAGCUCCCUGUUUAAAAUUCUUAAAGGUUUUCCCAUCUGUGAUACGUGCUGUUCAUUCUUUCAAGGCAUGAAUGCAGAGAUUGUAUACAGACGUUUACACUGAAUACUGUGCAUUCUGUGAAAAAUAAAUGAACGUCCUUGUUUUUCUUACAGGAGUCACAGCAGCUGCUUGGAAAACUGAUUCCUGAAAAACAAUCCCUCAACGACCAAUUAAAGCAAGUUCAACAAAACAGUUUGCACAGUGAGUUCUGCACAAAUUCUGUCUUCAACCAAGUCCGAAGUUGCAGAAAUGCGCAGUGGGCUUUUAAAGAAUAUGUUAAACAUUUAGCCUGUGAAAUUAGAAGGCACGUUUACUUUGCUGCCAAAGCCCUGCUGCACACGUUAACUAUCUGUAAUCCUGAGAAAGUUUUAGAACAUUAAAACAUAAAUAAAUUACCCCGCACAGUGGGCCGGGUUAAUUACCACUUUCUUUCACUUUCUGGAUUCAUGGAUUUUAUUUAAAGGAUCCUCAAAACUACCAUAAUAUAUACAAAGUGAAAAUGGAAAAUAUCAUUUCAAUUUGAAUGAUUGGCAUUGUCAAACCUUGCUUAGAGGCCUUGAUUUCAUAUUUCUGGCUAAGCUUUUCAAAUGAACACAAUCUGUUAGAAAUAGCUUUCAAAUGAAUUAUCUGCAGAAGUCACCAUCAAUAUCUAUGUAUGAGCUUUUUAAAUGCUAACAAUCGGCUAAAAAAACCUUUUAAAUGAUUUAUAUACAGAAAUUCACAAAGAUUUUAAUGGUGACUUUUAUAGAUCUAUCAUUUGAAAGAUGUUCUUACAUAUUGUGUUCACUUGAAAACCUUAUCCCAAACUAUUAGAGGCCAUAGUAAGUAAAGAGAUAUUGAAGAUCCGUUAUACGGAAUAAACAAACUAUUGUCCAAGUUUAUACAGGACAGAGGUUCAUAAACUUGUCCACUUUGUAGAUGAGUUAAAAAAACCCUGUAUGUUCUGAAAUUCCAUGAAUCCCAAAAUGCAUCAACCACCAGAAGUUGAACCUUAAAGUGGCACCAAUACUUUUCUUUUGAAAAGAACUCCCAAAAGAGACAUGACCACUUGUACUGCGAUGGCUGCAGCAAAGGGGUAGGCGGGCGGUUUACAGUUAUAAAAACAGUAUCUAUGGUGAAUGUCUUUACAGGAGAUUCUCUCCAAACACUAAGAAGAGCUUUGGAAGCUAAGGAAAUCGGUCGCCAGCAACUCCGAGAACAAUUGGAUGAUGUAGAGAAGGAAACAAGAGCUAAACUUCAGGAGAUUGAUGUCUUUAAUAACCAGCUAAAGGUAUUGGGUGCAUUUCAUAACUUUAUUUUCCAUUCUGUUUCACUUGUCUCGGGGCUGCCUGGUGACGCAAAACCUAUUGCAUAGAAUUUAAUGUUUUGUUUUUUUCCAAGGUGGACAGCCCAACAUGAAUGUUGCAUUACUUGCCUUGAACAAAGAUCACUCGAUCAGCUCCUUUCUAAAUUCAGAUUUAUUUUGUUUAGGUCUGCUUCUGCAGCGCAGCUUUGGCAAUGUGCCUGACUGACAUUACAAAGGUCACGUAUUGGGCUGUUUAGCUAUUUUACUGUGAGCAAUCUACAAACUGAAAACUUACUGGGGAUGGAGUUUGUAUAUUAAAAAAUACACUAUAUACUGUUCUGCUUUAGGAAAAGAUACAUAAUGUCAGUUCUGUCUGUUAGUGCAUACAGUCUGGCGACAGAGGUAAUAAUCUUUCUCCCUGUGCCUACAUGCGAAAGAUGGAUUCAAACUCCCCUCCUUGUGUCUGCUCCCUUUCACCUCCCUCUGUAACUUUUUAAAUAUUAUUGUUGUGUUUUUUUUUUUAAUUCUAAAUAAAAUAUUCCAUCCCCCCCUCAUCUAUUCUCCGCCCCCCCAUGCCAGCUCAGUUUGCAUGCAUGUACAUUGAGUUGGCAAAACAGUCCACUGACAGGCAUCUCUACGAGAGUCCUAUGAUUUGACUGCACUAAUGCUGGGAUGUUGUUUGGAUGGGGCGUGCAAGAUCAACUGUAGGAGCUACUCCUGGCGCUGGAUGUCUUCUUGGGGGUAACCUAAUAGUAAUGCCCCAUAUGGCAUAGUAAAUUGAAGAAAAUUUAAUUAAAGCGACCAUCUUUGUCCAUUUUAAAUUUUGAGAGACAUGUUAAAGUGAUUUUAAAGUAGCUUUAAAAUUAAAACCCUGUAUUUACACUGUAGCAUGCAUUAAUUUACACUUUGUUAAAAAAAACUAAAAAUUGCCUAUGCAAUUGUGGAUCAAUUCUUUAUUAACACACAUGGAAUCUUGGCAGAAUCUUUAGAGCUUCAGGAAGCCUGUGAGGUCCAUAUAUUUGAAAUGUAUUUGUUUAGUCACUACAACACAUGAGGCAGGUAGACUCUAAAGAAUAACAGCCUGUGUUUGUACUCUGUGGGAGCCUUAAAGGGUUAAAAAUACUGCACUUGAAACACUGCAUAUAGGUAUUGUUAAUUGUGUGCUGGAGGCUAGCUGCACACGUGGCUUGGCAGCCCAGAACGCUGUUUUGUGCUGCCUAAUGUCAAUUCAGUGCACCUGCAUGGAGAGGAUAGCCUUCCCAUUCUUUCCCUCCUGCCUCUGUUGCACAGUUUUUUUUUUUUUAAAUAAAUAAAUAAAACCUUCAUCCCUCCUCCUUCCCCUUGCCGUCCCAGAGUGUCCCGCAUGCUCUCUGAGCCAGUGACACGGUCCAAUCACAGGCUUCUCCUAGUGAUUGGACCACACAAGGCUGAUGUCAGCUGGACCUUUUUUUUUUUGGUUUAUUUAUUUAUUUAUUUUUACAUGGAAAGGGUUGGAGUGACACUCAGACUUAAGACUUGCGUAUAGCAUUCAGAAUGAAUACACACCGUAUGGGACUUUUAAUUUACAGUGAUUAAAGUCAAUGUAUUUUAUGUCUUUAUUUUGGCUCACUCUCCCCUCUGUAUUGACAUAUUAAUUCUCCCGCUAGGAACUACGAGAAAUGCACAAUAAGCAGCAGUUGGACAAGCAGAAAGAUAUGGAAGCAGAGAGACUCAAAAUGAAGGAACAGGAGAGAAAGAUCAUAGAACUUGAGAAACAAAAAGAAGAAGCUCAAAGGUAUUUUCUCUGGCAUACUUGCUUAUAUUUAUGGGUCCGUGUUCUUUAUAAUUUGAAACACUUGGUAAAUAUGCAUUAUUAGGAGAAAGUGAAAUUGAAUUCUUUCUAGAAAAGAUAAUUUGACUCAAACGUCCAUUAACGGCUGGAACUGGAAGCACAAAUCCUGACAAUUUCACACAAACGUUUUGGGAUUCUAGAAUAACUGUCCGUAUAGUUCUCUGUAAUCCAUGGUUUCUGCUACAAUGCGGUCUGCCUUGUAACAGAGUCUUCUGUUACAGUGAGCUCUUGGCCAUAGGACAUUAAUCACCUAGUACUUUGUAAACAUUAUAAUAUACCAUAUAUUUAUCACUAUAUGUGAACUUGUAUGACGGUGAUUAGAGAGAACACAGAAGAGGAGAUUGCGUAGUGCUGCUCAACUUAUUAAGAAAUGCAGGGGGAGAUCCAAACCUUUAAUUUGAGUGUUGGACAGAAUAGCACUAAACCAUAUGACGGUUUCUAGCGCUAGGUGUUGCUUGUUGAGCUAAGUAGAUGGUGGCAAUAGAUAUUAGUGGAAUUAGAGUUUCGUUAUUCAGUAGGCUGUUAAAGCACAUACAGAUUGUUAGCUUGGAGAGAGACAAAGGCUGUUUUUGGUUGAGAUACAACACAUUUAUUGGCCAUGACUGUGUUAUGUUUGGAGAUACUUGUGCAAGCACCAAUAAUGCAUUCCCAUGCCAGCCAGUAUCCUAUUGAAGUCAAAAGGAUGGACAUCUGUCAGACAGGCUGGGUAAUCCAUGUUUGUGAAACUGAUUGCGUCUGUAUUAUUUAUGACAAACCUUUUUUUGCUCAAACUGCAAAUGGAAACAAAGUUAUUUUAUAUAAGUGCCAACACUGCAAUUAAACUUGAAAAACGAAGUCUGGCUGUGUGUGAUGUGUGCUAAAUCCCUGGUGGUUCACUGUAGUUAAUAAUAAAUUUCUGGUUGUCCAGUUUUCUGAAAGCAAUUCUCAGGUGACCCAUUCACGCAGGCCUUAUUAAUCGCUACUUCUGGCUUGGCGCUCAUUGGGCAAGUCAGAGCACAAGCUGGGAAUCCUGGUAACUGCACGGACUGCUUUACUGAGUGCUGAAACUGCAGGCCCGCAAUAUCAAUGGGCUGCACCAGGCACAACUGCAGACCAGCACUCUACCAUCUGGCCACCAGGGAAUCCUAUUGAAAAUGUAAUAUAUUAUUCUGAUGGAAGCCGCAGAACCCUCGGACUCUGCGCCCCCUGUCUGUGUUCCAUAAGGCGGCCACCUCUUGCGCUUUAAGGUAGUGCCACCCCCCAGAUUACCAGCGAUAUGGAAAACCUCUGCCCUAUAUACUGCGUUGUGCCGUUGGUUCGCCAUCACUGUUCUAUAGGAUUUAUUUCAAAUAUCUUAUAGGGUAUAGAGUACAGAAGGUGGAAAUGUAACUUAUAUAUUUUUUAAUAGCAAUAAUGUUUUAUGGUUGACUUUCUUUAAAGCAGAACCAUCAUUUCCCUGGAUUUGUAAUAUAUUUAUUUAGUAGUUAACAAAUAUUUGUGGGGCGUUAAGCAUAGAAGUCUAGACUGUUUAUACAAUGCAUUGAGAAAGUAUUCAGACCCCUUAAUUUUGUUCCAUCUCCAUCUACACUCAAUACUCCAUAAUGGCAAAGCAAAACCAAGAUUUUUGACACCAUUGCAAAUAUGUUAACCAUAAAAAACUGAAAUAUCACUUUGACGUAACACACAUACAGAGAUACAGAGAUAUCCUGGACAAGGUUUUCCUUAAGGAUAUCUCUGUAUUUUAUGGAGUUUCCUUUAGCACUGAUCAGUCCCCCCAUCACUGCUGCUGAAAAAACCCCACCAAAGCAUAAAACUGCCACUAUCAUUCUUCAUCGUUGGGCUGGUAUUGUGCAGGAGAUGAGCAGUACCUGCUUUCCUCCAGGCAUGACUCUUUGAAUUGUGGCCAAAUAGCUCAAUUUUCAUUUCACCCGACCAAAUAAUCUUGUUUUUUCACAGUCUGAGAGUCCAUUAGGUGCCAUUUUGCAAAUUCAUAGUGAGCUUUCACGAGUCUCUCCAGGCUGCCAUAAAGGCAAGAUCACUGAAGUGGGGCAGUAAUGGCUGUUCUCCCAUCUCCCUACAUGAUCUUUGGAACUCAUGCAGAGUGACAAUCUGGUUCUGGAGGGGCCCUUCUAUUGCUUAGUUUGGCCAGAUGGCUAGCUCUAGGAAGAUUCUUGGUUGUUCCAACCUUCUUCCAUUUAAGAAUUAUUGGGGCGACUAUGCAUUUAGGAACCUUAAAUGCAGCCAAAAUAUUUUCUAGCCUUCCCCCCAGAUCUGUGCGUCCUUAGAACUCAUGGUUUGGAUUUUGCUCUGAGAUAUAUAUAUAUUGAAACCCCCUUCCACCUGAAGUAAGUGGAUUGUUAAUAUAUUGCUAAACACAAAUACACACACCAGUCAAGCCAUAAGACUUUCUUUUCCCACAGAAAUCUCACUUUAACAGUGCUCUCACUACUGCAAGGGAUUCUAGGUAGGUGUAUGCAAAUGAGCUCAACAAAGAACCACAUUUUUGCCUCAUAAUUCCUCUUUAUACAUGGAUUCCUUGGAGUAUGUGUCUGCUGUAUACAACAGCUUUGAAACAACUCAGGAAGAGGAGCAAAGCCAGUGAACCACUCAUGGACAGCUAUUUCGUUGUUAAUGCAACUCAUCAGCAUGAGGUUGGUUACUGGCUUCCUAUGGAGGCUUGGUGUUACUUGUAAAGUACAUACCGAAAGAGUUUUGGGUUUUCGGGAAAAAGUGUGGAUAAAAACCCCUUCCACCUGAAGUGGAUAGUUAAUACAUUGCUAAACACAAAUACCCAGAAUCCCUUGCAGUAGUGAGAGCACUGUUAAAGUGAGAUUUCUGUUGGUAGAGCAAGUCUUUUGGCUUGACUGGUGUGUGUAUGUGUGUUUAACAUUGAAUUAACUAUCUAGAUAUAGAUAUAUAUUUACAGCUGUGAGACCUUUAUAUAGAAAGGUGUGGAACGUUUUUUAAACAUGUCCCUUCAAUUAGACUUGCCUCUGGUGGACUCCAAUCAAAGUGUAGAAAAAAUCUCAAAGCUGAUCCAGAGAAAUGAGAUGCAUUUAGGCUAAAUUGCAUAUGUCAUAGUAAAGGGUCUGAAAGCUUAUAUCAAUGUGAUAUUUCAGGUUUUUUCCUCCUCCCCCUCCCCCCUUUUUUUUGGGGGGGGAUUGUGAUAUUGAGUGUAGACUGAUGUGAAAAAAUUAAUAUUUAAACCAUUGUAGCAUAAAGCCACAGCAGAGAUCAACAACCUAUGGCCACUCCAGGUGCCUUUGUACGACACUUUAGGCCCUGGCCUAUCAGGGGUCCUGGUGGAGCUUCAGAUAUCUGCUAGUGCAAACCAAGAGAAGUUUGCAUGUGGUUGCAGGAUCAUCCUUAAUUUACGCAUCACAGCACUUAGAGGAAGUGCCAACAGCCAGCUCACAAACACACAGUCCCCACAAACCACAGCACUGGCCAUCCACAUACAUGCACACAAUCCCACAAGCAGCCUUUCCCAAGCAAUACCACAAGCAAACAUGCUUACACACAACACCAAAUGCACACUGUGACUGUGAUUUCAUCCACACAUACAAUUCCACAAGAAGCUCCCAUACACAGCCCACAUUCAUAGGUAUCAUACACAACACUACAUACAUCAUGACUCUGUUAGUCAUUGUUACAUGCUCUGUCCUAUUCAUCAAAGAGAAAAGUCUGUGUGUGUUGUUUUUGGGUUUUUUUGGGGUUUUUUUUGUAACUCGAUUGAGAAGUAACUUUACUCAAAGAUUAUCACAAGUUCUAGGUGAUUUUCAAUGUUUUAGUUCAUGGUAUGAUUUCCAGAGAAGUGCUGGUUCCCCUUAAGGACCAAACUUUUGGAAUAAAAGGGAAUCAUGACAUGUCACACAUGUCAUGUGUCCUUAAGGGGUUAAGCUUCCUAUAUGUUCAUGAUAUGACCAUUAUAGCUGUCUAGUAUACAAAGGCAACCUGUGUCUGUCAUUUGGUGUUAACCUUUUAACCAUUUAUCAUCCAGACAAAAUGCUGAAGCAGUGAGGAGUAAUACCAGGGAAGCAGUUGUCAGGCCAGGCAGUGAGCAAACACAGACCAGCAAAGUUCUCCAGCUCUCCAGGCGUUUGCAGAAAGGAAUUAGCUUAUCCCGCCUGCGCAUUGUUUUCAGCUAUCCCGCCUUGCUUAGGUAUACGUGUACGUAGGAUGAAUGACACCGGCUCAAUGUAACACAUCUGAGAAGUGGGUAAUUCAUGACAUACUUUCCCGAGCUGAUGUUCUACUAGUCGGGCUACAUUUUAAUUUGCCAGUGGUGAGUGGAAACUUUCAGCCCCGACAUAUUUGCAAUAUUAACCCCAUAAGGGCACAACUUCAGAAAUAAAAGGGAAUCAUGACGGAAUAUUUCCGUCAUGUGUCCUUAAGGGGUUAAGUAAUAAUAAUAUUCUGUUCACUCUCUAGUUGGGAAUUUCUUGGAUUUAAAAUACUGCACAGUGGCUUCUAUUUGCAAAAUUGUGAAACGUGUUUUUAGUAGCGCGCGCUCCACCCACUGUAGCGGAGCACAACCGAACAUAUGGGGAAAGUGUCUGCUACACCCACCCCCACCAUUGACUUAUAAAGACUUGAAUUUGAUGUGGGUGCUUUUGCAUCCAUCAGUAUCAAGCUGGUUGGGGUGAUUGUGGGUGCUUAUUCAUAGGCACACAGACCUCGAGAUUGAGGGGAUAAAAUAUAUAUUUUAAUCAAUUGUUUGAAGAAUCUAGGGUUCCAGGUCAGAAAUGGGACCUGAUGUCAACCCCACCCCCCUAAACACAUUUUACUUUAGUAAAAAUUUAAAAAUGGAAAGUAAAAAUAUGUAUAAACUGUGGUCACUAUUUAUGAUGGGGUAAAACUUUUAUCUGAUGCCUACUAGAAUUGUAUAUAAAGGUGGGGGGAGAAGGGGUACCGCUAUUUUCAGAGCUGCCGUGCUAGGUGACUGAAUCGAACUCUUGGAGCUGUUAUGUUUGUAGAGCAGUGCUUUAGGGAAGGUCCAGUUUUUAAGUAGCUGCUGCAGCUUCUGGUUUGUGAAUAAACCGGUAGUAAUAUCAGGAGAAUAGAAAGGAUCUGUAAUGUAUCAUCAUUUACAAUUCCUGUAACGUUACUUCACAAUGCAGCACUGAGAACAAGAUCAUGAACACGUUCCACAUGGAUAUUUAAUUUUUUUUUUUUUUUCUUAACUGGACAAUUCCACCAGGAGGGCACAAGAGCAGGACAAGCAGUGGCAGGACCGAGUGAAGCAGGAAGAAGAACAAGUAAGACACAAAGUCCUUCAAGAAGAAGAAAAACAGAAAAGGGAAGACACUUUGAAAAGGAACCAUGAAGAGAAAAAGCAAGAGGCACAUGAGAAACCUGCCAAACUGUUCCAGCAGCCGCCCGAGCCAAUGAAGCCAGGAGGACAGGUCCCCUGGACAGGUACAGGUGUGUGCUUGGCUUUGCAUGUGCUGAAUGAGGUAUAAAACACUUUCUCAGUUGCAGCCCAUGCUUUAUGCGGAGUGUAAUUAUGAAGCCCUAUUACUUGUGUAGAACAGGUUACGCACAUGAAUUGGGUGAUCAUUGAAUGGGGUGCUUGCUUAUGACAAGCGUUUGAGGAUGUCUUCAUGCAAUGCGUGAGGACGUCUUGUGAUAGAUAAGAGUUUCAUUCUAUUCUCACAGCAAAAGCAUCCUCUAGUGGCUCUCAGACCGCUACUAGAAGUGUGUUUAGCCUUGCAAUUAAUACAUUAUGAUGUCUACAAAACAGGAUUGUUUUACAUUGCAAAUCCCCCAGGAAAGUUCUGAUUAAGUUCUUUCUAAUUUGAUUAGAAACUAUUUUAAUAAUCCUUUCCAGGUUAAGCAGACCUUUAUUUUUCUCUCCUAAAUUAAUUUCAAGUGAUAUCAUCUACUAAUUAAUAUAUAAAAUAUAUAUUUCCCCACCCAAUAAAAUCGCAUUUUUGGUAUGCAAUAAUUAACUAUAAUUGCUUAGUAUGCAGUAUGUGAACAUGUGUCCAAUAACAAACAAAGGUUAGGUGGUGAAUGUUUGGUUAUUUUUUUAUUUUUAUUUUUUUUUUAAGAAAAGAAAUGAAAAUUAUUGUCACUACAGGAUGCUGUAUUGCAAUUGCCAUAACCCCGCCACUUGAAAUCAGAUGCUAUUGUUUGAUAUUUCCUCCAUUGUUUGCGUUUUAGAAAAAGCACCACUAACAAUCUCUCAGGGCGAUGUCAAGGUUGUCUAUUACCGAGCACUUUACCCGUUCGAUGCCAGAAGUCAUGAUGAAAUCACAAUCCAGCCUGGUGAUAUUAUUAUGGUAAGUGUGAUACGUUUGUUUUGUUAAACUGGUAAUGGGACUAAUAUUGGGCAGCCUGUCUUAGCCACUUCAUGUGUGUACAUUGCGUGGAUAAUGCUGUUAAUAAAUAAAAAUGAUAUACAUCCUACGCAGAAAAUAAAAUAAAGCAUUCAUCGGAGAAUAGUCCUGUCUUCUGGCCAUUAUUAGAAACUUGCCUUAUUUAAAAAUAUAGGUCUAUUUGUUUAAUGAAAUCCUAGAAGUAGAGCCUUCAGUGGGUUUAAUUAAAUGUGAGAUGAUCAAAAUAAUUAACCUUUUAGAAACUGCAGGGUCUCAAGACCCCAACAAGUAAGUGAAAACUCAGAGGGUUAAACAUGUUGAGAAAUCAUGAGGAGAGGGCAAAAUGAUCAUUGCUUCUAUGUAUCCCCUCCCAUGUUACAAACAAGCAUUGCCUUUGCUAGAGGACUGUUGUAGUCCGGAUAAGCACAUUUAAAAGGUGAAUGUUGAGGUUUGGUUUGGGCGUAACUAACAUUGUCUUACUUUGUUAAUUUUAUUGGUUUGGGGUUUUUAUCUUCUCUUCUCCAAACACCUCCCCUUUUAUUGUUGUGAAAUUGUACAAACUGCUUUAUCUUUGCUGAUUGUGUAGCUCUGUAUUUGUUUGCAGUAUCACAAUGUUGUCAGCUGUGUUACGUGCUUUGUGGUGUUAAGUUAAACAUAGUGAGUUGGAGGGGGGAGAGAUUAAUUUUGCAACUUAUCUUUCCAACACAUUUCAAUCUCGACGUAUGUUGAAGGUAACAAACAAAGCAUUUAGAAAGAUGUCGUAAUGAUCUACUACAUCACACAAGUUUAGUGUAUCCCGUAUUUAAUAAACUCAAUGAGAAACUUUUUUAUCACUAGGCUUCACUAUUCCAAUUAAUUUCUGGAAAUUUCAGUGGUUUCCAGAAAAAAUGUUUUCUUCAAAAUAAAUAUUUUUUUAAAAAUAGUAAUGUGUAUGUUUUACGGACUCUUUAUAGAGUGAAUAGUGUUUUUGAUAGCAAACCUGACAAAUGCUAUAUCUAUUAACUGUGAUGUUAAUCCUAUUUCCCUUUCGAAUGAAUAACAAAUUACCUUUUGCAUACUUAUAGCAUCAGCAAUGUCCAGCUAUUCAGACAUACUUUUUGUCAGAGAUUUACAGUUAUGUAGUAAGUUCAUUUAUUGAAUUGGGAUAUCAUUUUUGCCUGUUUCUGCAGGUGGAUGAAAGCCAAACUGGCGAGCCUGGGUGGCUCGGAGGUGAAAUAAAAGGGAAAACUGGCUGGUUCCCUGCUAACUAUGCAGAGAGAAUGCCAGAAGGUGACUAUCCAAACACAACAAAACAGGCAGCAGACACUACAGCCAAAACCACUGUCCAUGUGGCACCAUCCACCACUGUAUCCGCAGCAUUCACAGACUCCUCUACCAAUUCCAACAACUGGGCAGACUUCAGCUCAACGUAAGCAGGAAAAUGCUUGUUUAGAUUUGGGGGAGUGUAUAUAGAUCAAGGGUUUAGAAUGGAUGAACAAAAUAUCUUACCUCAAAAUUUACAGUAUAAUUUAAUUGUUGUGUUUAUAGUACUUUUGUUUUCUGCAGAGUGUGUGCAAGUUUACAAUCCUGUCUUUGCAUUGAACUACCAGGUGGCCAACAAUUAACAAUGACAAAGUAGAGACUGAUAACUGGGAUAUGUGGGCAGCUCAGCCCUCGCUGACCGUACCAAGUGCCGGCCAAAUGAGACAGCGCUCUGCAUUUACUCCGGCUACUGUAACCGGAUCCUCUCCUUCUCCUGUACUCGGCCAGGUAAGAGAGCUCACAUUCAGCACACAUUCUUAGGCUAAAGGGCUUCGUUUUUAGACAACUUAAUCUUAAUUAUAAAUAUCUGUAAUGUGCUGUUCAUAUCGAUAGCUAUUCUUGAUAUAGUUUGCUAUGAAGUAAAGGUCUAUCAUUGGAAUGUAAUAGGAUUGUUUACAAAGUUUAGCUCCAAAGACAGACAUUUUAAGUGAGGUCCAGAGGUAUGUUACCAUUGGUCGGGGGGAAAAGUCUCACAAUCCAAAUCAUUUUUGUGCUGGAUUUUAGAUACUUCUAUCCAGGCAUUAGAUACUUCUAUCAUUGGUAUAGCUGUUUGAGGCAAGUGGAAAAUCUGUCUACUUCUCCUCCAGCAUUGUCUUCCAUUUUUAAGUUAGGCAGAAAUUAUUCACUCACAGUGGGGAAUUAGAGCCCAAAGAUUGUGUGACUUUAAUUUCUUACACCUUGGAUCAGUUAAAUUUUAAGGGGAAAAAAAUGAACCUAUCAUUUACAAGACUUUACAGAGGGAUCAGUUUGCUAUAUUCCAGAGUUUAGAGAAUAGCCCUACGCAUGCUGGAAAUAUAGGAUUUUAAAGAGGUUUCCAUAUUUAAAGGACCACUGCAAGCACCUUAACCACUACAGGCUGAUGUAGUUGGCAUUGUGGCAGGAUUGCUUUAGGGCCCUCCAGUGUUAAUAGUCAAACUAUUUAAGAACAUUUUUGCAAAUUAUCUGGCAUCCACCAAGCGCCUCCUGCCACCUUCUCUCCAGCUGGAAUCUCCUGCAACUGAGCGAGCGUCGCACUUAUUGUUAAGAUCUCUCAGCUUACACUCUCAGAUAAUGAGCUGUCUCUACACGGCAUGGGUGCUAAUGGGAUCUUUGCUGAAGCUUCCUUCCAAAGAGGCAGCAGAUGCCCCCAGGCAAGCUAUGCCAGGUGAUAAAGACGGGGCACUCUAGGGCUGUGUUCCCAAAUGGUAAAUAAGGCAAUCCUUUUAUUCUAACAAACCACGCUUGACAUACGAGAACAGUAGGUGAAGAAGGCCCUGCCAAAACAAGCUUAGAAUCUUAUGAUGUGCAAGUGAUGGGAAUUAUGACUAUCCUUUUUCUGUAAGAUCAUUGCUAUAGCAUUGUGAUUAAAGGCUAAUAAUCUCUAGGAACUGCUAAGGCUUCCAAUAAAACUCAAAAUAAAUAUGUCACCCUAUGAUACAAGUCUGGAUGCCAUCACAUUGACAUUUAAUUUUUUUAACCAUACAAAAACUUCCUUCCUUCCUCUCUCAUGCUUUGUGUGGGCUUAGACAGAUGUCUCUUUUUUGCCACAAUUGCUAAAUUAUAAAUUUUACUCUAAUUUUUAGGUAGAAUUUGUUUUAAGUCGAUUUGGUGACUAACUGUAAUCUUUCUUUAUAUUUAAAUAGGGUGAAAAAGUAGAAGGGCUUCAAGCACAGGCCUUGUAUCCUUGGAGAGCGAAGAAGGACAACCAUCUAAAUUUUAACAAGAAUGAUAUAAUUACAGUUCUCGAACAGCAAGACAUGUGGUGGUUUGGAGAAGUUCAAGGUCAUAAGGGCUGGUUCCCUAAAUCCUAUGUGAAGCUCAUUUCAGGCCCCUUAAGGAAAUCUACAAGGUAUCCUAUAUCUGUCUUGUUUUAUGGUUAAAGACAAACUGUCCCUUACCAGGAAUUUUAAAGUAAUGUUCACCUAUGCCCUUUAUUUAAAGAAACAGUCCAUUAAAUAAAUGAUUUAGUACAUAUACCCCCAAAGGAAAUGUGCAUGCAAUUUGUUUUGCAUGUUUUCUUUAUGGAUAUAAAAAUGAUUGCUUGCAAUAGCUGCAGAUCUAGUAUCUGCAGCUAUUUUAAGCCCUCCCCUACUUCCACAAUACACAGGGUUAUUCGCAAAGUAAAAUUCAAAUUUAGGGUCCAAAUUUGAUAUUCUCUUUGAAUUCACUUUUAAAUUGUCAUGUUGAAUAACCCCGCCCAGACUUUCUGUGACUGUCCAAUCAAAGACCUCCAAACGCCGCUCAGUGAAAAGUCGUUGCAAGGCAGGUGCUCUGAGCUAUUGCUGCCUCUAGUUUUUAUUUUUUAUUUUUUUGGUUAUUGUAAGUUUUCUGUCUAGUCUUUUUGUUGAUUUCCCAUUUUGAGUUUGUUGGCAGGGAAACUCACCUUCCACCUUAUCUAACCUUUAAUUACAAAGUACUAGGAAGAAGAUUAAUGUAAUAUAUAUAGUAUUGUAAACACAACAAGCAAUAACUGCACUUCACUAGCUAUCAGACUAUACAUUUACCACAAAACUAACCGUUUCUCCUCUUGCUAUGCCUUUCGUUAUCGCAAAGUCUUGCUGGUGUACAGUGCUGCUUUUCAGUUCCUGAUAGCUCGUCUAACUUUAAAAUUACUUUUAUUUAAUUUAUUUUUUUCAUAUACAGCAUUGAUUCCACAUCCUCUGAGAGCCCAGCCAGUUUAAAGAGAGCAUCUUCCCCAGCAUUUAAACCUGCUGUCCAAGGAGAAGGUAAAGCUCAUGGUCUGUGUAAGCCCAAAAAAUCCUGCUUUACAUUAUUGUGUUGUUUUAUUCUGUGUUUAAUAAACUUUUGCUUAAAAGCUAGACUUUUACAGUAUAAAUUACAUACUCCAUACAGACUAGAAAGUAACAUCGUACCUUAAAGUUGUAGUAAAUGAACAAACCAUUAUAAACUUGAUAUUGUCCCUUAGUCAAAAAUGGACACACAAUCGCCUGGGGCAGUGGAUUGUGUCUGGCAAAAUAUUGGCUUUGGAUGAAUGUUUGGAAAUGGAUCUGUGUACCAUCUGCGAGUCUGUGCUUGGAGUGGGUCUAAUGCUCCCACUGUUAACUCACAUGGCGCUUUUUAUUGUACAAUAAAUGAACUUUCUAUCAAGAGAUUUUCAGGAGAGUGUCCGUUUAAUGUUGCAGUGCUGGUAACAGUGUGGUUUACUUUGUAUUCUAACAAUUAGUAUGUUACCACUGUGCCUGAAAUAUCUUGCUUUAAUAUACUUAACGUUUAUUUAUAUUAUAGUGUUUCUUACAUUUUCGCGACAGUAGCUCUUUAAUGUUAAUAGUUUUAUUGUAUCUUGCAAUAAUGAGCAUUUGAAUAUUAUGGACACUGUGCAGCCAAUUAGUGUUCUAGGAUACUGAAGGUAUAUCCGUUAUCUAAUUGAGCAUACAGAAGUUAAAUAACCUAUAAUGUAUUGAGAAAUUUUGUACAUUUGUUCAGGUUUUUAAUACCCAAUUAGGGUGUCUGGUGUUACUUCACCUUUUAAUUAAAUUAAUUAAGAAAAUUGGCUGUUUGUAAUUCAACAUGUAAAACUCACCUGUUUCCUAUGUUUCAGUAUAACUAUUUUACCCUAUGCCCUUUAAGGAUCUUUAUUUUUUUAAACACUUUUUUGGUGCAAUUUUAUUAUAAAUCAAACUUUACCUCUUGGUUUACAGAAUACAUAGCUAUGUACACCUAUGAAAGCAACGAGCAAGGUGAUUUGACGUUUCAGCAGGGAGAUAUGAUCGUAGUCAUAAAAAAAGAUGGUGACUGGUGGACAGGAACCGUGGGAGAUAAAACUGGAGUCUUCCCGUCCAAUUAUGUGCGACUCAAAGAUUCGGAGGUAAAUGAACAUUACUGGCCCUCAAAUUUUUGUGGCUUUUGGGUCAAGAAUCCUAAUAAAGUAAUCAACAUCUUCCUAUACUUCCAAGUAGGUGGAAGCACAAUAUACUCUGAGAAAAUAGCCUGCACUGUACUCUUGACUACUUGGUUCAUAUGCCCCUUUUCCUUUUGAUCAUUAUAUCGGAGAAUUAAACAUAUCAUAUUUUUGUAUGUCUUGAACUACCGCAGUUUUUGAUUCCAUACCUGUUUUUCCACAAGUGACUGUGUGCUUUUUCAAACAUUGAAACAACACUACUGACAGAGGUUUAAUGUAUACCCUGUAAUUUCAAACCGGUAUGGGAGACCAUUGAGUGAUUUUUAAAUUAUCAAGUGUAUUUGUUUAUAAUGCUCAUCCUGGAACUGUGUGAUAUUUAACUUCAGAUUAUAGGUUUCGUAUUUUAUUUUUAUACACCAUAAAAGUUAUAUUUUAACUAUUGCACAAUUUUCUUUAUAAAUUAAGGCUGGGCUUCUUAUGCUCUUAUAAAUCUAAUUGUUUGUUCUAACUGGGUUCAUGCCCCCUGAGGCUUCCAGCCUUAUUUUGAUCAUACUAUACUCAUUUUCCUAAUUAUCUUCUAUAAUCAGUCUUUAUUACAAACCUUUUACAGACCACGAGCGUCAUACACGCAAGCAUACAAAAUCAUCAAAAUCAAGAAAGUAAAUGAUUUCCUAUGAAGAGAGCACUUACAUCACGUCGGUAGUUGUGAUAAAUCACCAAUAGCGAACGGCAAUAUUUUGUCAUGCACCGGUAUUAUUACCUCUUGGUAACUGGUAGCCUUUGCACUCUAGAGGGGCACAUUCUGAUAAAUGUAGUUUUAAUUAAAUUAAUCUAGAGUGCCAUGGCUUAUCUUCAAGGACCUAGAAUAAUUUAGAACAAUCUCACUUUGAUUGACAAAACAUUAAUCUUGUCACAUUUCAUAAACCAUCUUGAUGAAGUGUAAUUUUAUUAUUUUAUUUUUCCUCCCCAGGGUAUUGGCACAGUAGGAAAAACAGGAAGCCUUGGAAAGAAACCUGGUGAGAUUUUUUUAAUUUAAAAAAAAAAAAAAAAAUUUAUUCUUCAGUAAAAAGAAUUUCAAUUGUUAGGCUCUAAUUAAUUGUGUUUCUACGGGAAAUUCUUUAAAAGAAAAAAAUUUAAAUCCAUGUUACUAAAUCACAAUCGGUUAAAAUUGCUUCAUAUUGUAGAAAUAUGCAAAUCAAAUACAGAUCGCAAGAUUUUCCUUGUUAACAAAUGUAUGAUUACAUUCAUACAGAAUUAUUCACAAAAUUAUGGGUUUUCAGGAUGUAUCCAAACAAACAACAUUGGUAUUUUUUUGCCAGUUUGGUUAUGGUGGUCUAAGGUUUAAAAUUCAUAAAUCCUGAAAACUGUUUAAUUUUAGUGAAUGAGGAAUCAUUGGCAUGAGCAGCAAUGGGUGGCUGAGAGUGUCAGGCUUUAGCCUAUCAUGGUGCCCAUUGCUGGUAUGAAUUGGUAUGACAAUAGGGUAGUGUAAACUCUGCCUUAGCCAUACCUGCAGUAGGGACCAGGCUAUGAGUGGACAGGAACCCUUAUUUACUGUUAAAUUGUUUGAAACAGUUUAACACUGGACUUAGAGAGAGCACCAGAGGACCUCGAGCAACUGCAAUUAAUUCAGUGGGAUGAAAUGGUUAUUGUUAGUGUACUUUUAAUAAUGUGUCAAAACAUAAAUAUUUUAUAAAAUUUCCUUUUACCUUUGGGGCAAAAAAUCAAGAAAUCGAAGCCGGAUUUGCUCAGGUUUUGUGCAGGUAUUGGAGACAUGCAAAAGAGAUUGGAUAUUGGAGAACUAGGUGACUUCUCUGACACUUCUGAAGACCUACCUCUACAUAGAAUGGAGGACUUGGUCUUUUAGGGACCCUCCAAACUUUUUCAAACUGAUUGAGGGAACCUCUCACCCUGUGACUACAGCCAUUCUCACAGGCCUCCUGGCUGAUCUCCGUCAAGAUAAUUUAGCAGAGAUAUUACAAGUACGGGAGAACAUGUGUUUGUAUCAAGAUUAACUACAGUGAGGCAGACCCACAGGGAGUAAUAGCACACAAAUCUGACGUUCAGUAGCAGGUAGGCGAUGUUGCCUCAGCCCAAUUCUAACUAGACUACCAAUUCUUGUCCCUGGAGGACAAAAGAAGGUGGAAACACCUGAACGUUAGAGGCUUGUCUGACGGAGUCACCAUGGCAGAAUUGCCACUCCUUCUACUCGGCAAAUUAACGGCCUUACUAACUCCCAAACAAGUGAAAGAAAUACAAUUGGAUGGCCUGUUGCGCCUACCAAAACCUCAGUCACACAAGGUUGUGGCUUUCAGUGAUCUCCUGAUAAACUUUCAAUUUGGACAGGAUUAGUCUGCCUUCUUAACUGCAACCAGAGGGAAGACCCCAUACAAAUUCAAAGAGAUAGAUCUCUCCUUCUGACCUCUCCAGUAUGACCGUGCAAUGGAGUAAAUCACUCCAACCCCUAGCAGCUAUCUUAUCUUCUAAUGGCAUGAAGUACAGAUGGGGUACUUCCUAUUCAUUCAUCAUCCAACACAAUAACACAGGGUGUCCUAUGCCUCAGAGAUGAUUGAUGUCCUGUCUACACUGGGCCUUGGCCUAACCUCUCCACCUACUGCUGCAGGGAACACGAAUGGUGGCUGCUACCUUAUGGGAUCCUGAAACUAGUGCUACGAUUGUGACAAUUACCUGAAUUGCGUAAUGUUUAUGUUGGGAUUUUUUCAUUCCAUUUUAAUUUUUCAUAUCAUUUGUAGACAACCUACCUUUUGUAUACUUUUUAUAAAUGGCACAAUUUUCAGGUCUAUGUAGGCCGAGAUCUGGUUCGUCCUGGCCAAAUUAGCUCUGAAGUUGAUACUAUAACGCUGCCCCCAGCUCCAGUUGCUCUCUCUCAUUUUUCCAUUUGAACGUUGGCAUGCUGUUUAACCUAAUAUUCUAAGACACACAUUUAUGUUGCAUGUCCAUUUUGUUUUGCUCAAUCUGUUUAAGCUAGUCUCACAAAUCUAUGGUAUGUGGUUGAUUUGUCAUAGUCUGUGUUUGCUAUACUAUAACAAAAACCCUUCGUCAGAUGCGUUAUCCUUUUAUAGAUAUUGUUCACUACUUAUUUACAUAUGUACACCUAUGCUGUGUCUAUUUUGUCUGACUGGAAUAAAUAAAGAAUUUUUGAAAAAUGUCUAAAUGCAAAAAAAAAAUAAAAAAAAUUAUUGGUCAGAAAUGUACUCAAUACCUGCAACAGAUCUGAACUUCAGGCACCAUAAACACUUCAGUGAAAUAUCGUUAUGGUACCACGAGUGUCCAAUUAAGUCCGUUAGCAAAAAUGUACAGUUAGCUUGAUUGAUAACAUGUAGACCCCAGGAUGUACUUGGAAACUAGCAACACGCUUAAAUGUACCUUUCAUUCUUAUUAAACACUCUUAUUAUCUGUAGUACAGUUGUUUUUUCCUGCGAUCCAAAAAGAUCAAUUUAUAAAAAGAAAUCUUAUUGGGCAAUCUGCUAUGAAACCACUAGUGUUGGUCUUAUUUGGUGAAAGUUUGCGCUUGUGGUUUAUUGUCAUUAUGUAUUAACAAACUGUAUUUUGGCAGAAAUCGCCCAGGUCAUUGCAUCUUAUACAGCUACUGGACCUGAGCAACUCACGUUGGCCCCCGGCCAACUAAUUCUCAUCAGAAAGAAGAACCCUGGGGGCUGGUGGGAGGGAGAAUUACAAGUAAGUCACUUAUCCUGCAUUUUAUAUCAUUCCUAAUGGAGCCUUACAGAAAAAGCAAUACAGUAUUACAUGUUAACUCCAAAGUAUGGAUUUGCCUGAGAUUAGAAUACUGCAUGCUGCAAAUUAUUUUUAAAUUGGAUUUUGCCUUUACUACACCUGAUUGAAAAACCACACCUUGAAAAUAUGGCACUGUCUCUCCUAACCUUUUAAGAUAUGCUGACUCUUUACUGACCGUAACAUUUCACCUAUGUACAUCUCUGAUUGCUAAGAUUUUAGCUUAUUGUAUGCUUAGCACAGAGAUGUGAAUUUUGGUGGCUACAGUGGGAUCAUCAAUGUUUUCCCACAAUGCUGAAGGUGCAGCAGUGUAGUAGGAAAUGUGUGAGCAUGCAGCCCGCAGGAAAAUUAAAACCAUAGAAAAAUCUUCCACUUAUUGAAAUCUUUCAUGAGCCCACUUUAUAGAUUCUUAUUUUAAUACUCCAUGAACUUGGAUGUUUGGGGUGAUAUGGGGCAUGUAAAUAUUCAUUUUUUUUAUUUAUUUAUUUAUUUUUUAAAUAUGUCAACGUUAAACAGACUUACAGGAAACAUUCAUUCCGGUAACUCCUUUUACAUAUAGCCUUUUUUUUUAAAAAAGCUACUUUACAUCACAUGUGUUAGGAAAUGUUCACAGUAUUUAACAUGUUUGUCUGACCAGGCUCCCUCAGGCUGGUUCAUCCAGUUAAACUUUAGUAAGGCCACAUUAAAGGAACACUCUAGGUAUGAUAAUCUCUACAUUUUAUAUAAGUGGUUAUAGUGCUCUAGUACUGCUCUUUGCUUUCUACAAAUGUAUUGUUCUCUCUCUCUUUACAGAGCUUUAUAUAACCAUCCCACAGUUCAUUGGUAUCCGGUUAAUACUAAACUUGAGUCCCUGGGCACUUGCUCCCCUGCCUCCGCUGUGGGUAUGAUUAAGGCUCAUCUCAUACCAAUGAUUAGCUGUUGUGAUAGGUGGAAAGUGGUCACUUGAUGCCUUCAGCUAUUCCCUGUCACCCAUCACUUGCCUUAGUCAAUCCUGAAGCAGAGGGGGACCAGGCUGCGAGUACCCGGGGACCCACAUUCAGUGCUAAAUCUUUUGAGAAGGGUUUAACACUGAACCAUUGGACAAUGCCAGGCUGCUCCAGGCAUUGUAAGCAGUUGGAGUAUUUGGGGAAAAUGGGAGGCGAUAGAGGGAGAUCUGGGAAUUAUUUUCAGCUACUGUCAGGACUUAUAAGAAGAGAUUGUAGGUAGGUGGUUGACAUGAGGAAUGAAAGCUCCUUUCCCCUUCUUUAUAAGCAUUCUGUAAUAUAUUGUAUUUUAAUCAAAUGUCUUUUUUAGGCACGUGGGAAGAAGAGACAGAUUGGAUGGUUUCCUGCAAACUAUGUCAAACUUCUGAGCCCUGGUACAAAUAAAACUACCCCAACAGAGCCACCCAAACCAGCAACUUUGCCACCAAGUAAGUGAAAAAUGAAUGCUGCAAUGUAUAACAUGUAAACCGCUAUAUGGGAUACUUGGUCCAUCUGGUGCUCCAAAGGUUAACCAAAAUGUGUAACUGUUUUAAUUACUUUUAUAGUUUACAUUAAGGAGAGCUCUGUAUUGAUAUGAUUAACGAUGUAUAUGUAAAAUGGGGGGUAUGGUAUCCUGUAGAAUGGCAGUUUUAAGAGUUCCUUUUGCUAUCUGCUUUCUAUGCUUCCAUGCCCUUCCUCGCCCCUAGACCAUCACUUACUAUGCUCCCACCCCUCUCCUUAAAAUACUGCUUUCUAUUGAACACUCACAUUCUAUAGGGCAUUCACAUCAAGGGUACAAAACAAACAUUCUUUAGCGCGAAUUAACAAAAAAGAAACCAUAAAGGAAACAAAACAGAGAAACAAGACUGCACCGUGUAAAUACACUACUAUAGUAGAAUAUUAUUAACAAUAAGGAAAUUUAAAAAAAAACAGAUUAAAACAAAAUAGUCUCAAAGUCUAAAAUGAAUGUACCCUUGUCAAUGGGUUGGAAUGCAGUUUAAGUUGUCCGAUAAGAAGUGAAUUCUUGUACAGGGAAAUAUGAUGAGUAGAAGAUUUAACCGUGAAUCCCAUUCACAGGGGUACUUUCAUUUUAGAUAUUUGUGGGACUAUUUUGUUUGAAUCUGUUUUUGUUUUUUUUCUUAAUGUUCUAUUAUAGUAUUGCAUUUAUAUGGCAGUCUUUUUUUCUCUGUUUUGCUUCACAUUAAGGGACUUAUGGGUUUGGGAGUGUGCCCUUGCAACUCCAAAAGUUUCCCGAUCUUUGUGAUGAUUGGUGCACAAGACCAUGCGUGUCUCCUCUGAAUCAUUACAUUGGUAGGGAAAAGCUGCUGACAUUUAUAGAUAAAUAUUUAUUCAUGCAUAUAUUGAUGACUGUAUUGUACUUUCCCUUGUGUAUCGCAGCGUGCCAAGUCAUCGGAAUGUACGAUUAUAUUGCACAGAAUGACGAUGAACUCGCUUUUGCCAAAGGUCAAGUCAUUAACGUGCUGAACAAAGAAGAUCCAGACUGGUGGAAGGGGGAACUGAAUGGUCAAGUGGGUCUCUUUCCUUCAAACUACGUGAAGCUAACCACAGACAUGGACCCCAGCCAGCAAUGUAAGUAAUGAUGGCCUCUCUCAUUAACUGCUUCUCUAACCUGUUAAUACCUACAUGCAGCAUUGCUGUGGUUCUGCGUGUCUUUUGUAGAAAUAAAAGCUCUGCCCUCUGCUGCAUUCACUAAGUCUCUUUGAAGACCUUCCAAAGUAUAAAACUAAAGGGACUAAGUUUAACAAUUGGGGAAAUACCAAAACCAUAUUCCUGGAACUACCCAACUGGGUCUGAGCAGAGCUGCUGACAGAUUAUUUGAACUAAUAUCAUGAUGCAGUGUGAUUUCUAUAAUCGAUUUCUGUGCUGUGUUGGGGUUCAUUAGAAGAACCCAACAGCCGGGUGCCAAUACUGCCACUAAGUCAUUUUAACAGUGCCUUCUUUAUUUUCCAUUAAACGUCCUCUUCAAAUCAUAAUAAAUCGUUAAAUAACUGAAAAUGAUUUCAAUAAAAACCUGUAGGUCGCAUAAAAUCCUGUUACAGGAAUACAACUGAGAUUUGCGUUCUUCUGGUCAAACAAUAUAUCAGGCCUCUGUCUCAGAACCAGUUGUAUCUUUUAACUCUACACUAGCUAUAUUACAAAUAUUUUUUUUCCUUGGUUCUAUCCCUACAUUUCUUCAUUCCCUAUUUGUGGCAUGUGUUUUUUUUUUUUUCCUUUUCUUUUCAAUCAUGCUAUUUUAGCACUCUUCUCGUCAUCAUUGCACAAUGUAGUUGGGUUUUUCUUUUUUUUAUUUAUUUGUUUUUGUGUGUGGUGUUUUUAUUUUAUUUUUAUUUUUGCUUAUUUGUGUUGUUUUCCUCCUUUUUCUAGGAAACAUAUGUUGUCCAUCCCCCUUCCCAGGCUUGAAAGUCCUCAAAGAGACCCACUAUCCCCAUAUCACUGCCCAGAGGGAUGAUGGGAGAUGCAGCCUUGAUCAUGUGACUUCCAGCAUGAUCAUCUACUGCCUUCUGACUAGAAGAAGUACUGCCCAGCAGUUAUACCUCAUUGUCCAUUUAGAUGCAUGUAACCUUGACGUUUUAUCAGCAGAUUCCGAAGCAAGAAAAUCUAAAAACCAUACAAAUAAAUGACACUGAUUACAGAGGAUAGUGGGUCCUUUUGUGGCUUUCUGCAUUGCUAGGAGAAAAAAAAUAAUCAUACAUUUCAAAUAGGAGCUUUCCAAUUGACUGUUCAUAUUUCUAAACCUGUACAAUGCAACCCUCCAAAGACAGUGACCAUAAAACCGAUCCGAGUGGCUUUAGAAUAGAAUUAUUUUAUUUUUCACGUUCAAUUUUACAAAAAGACCCACUAUCAAGGAAUGCUGCAUGUGCUGUCAGUAGUCCAUAAAAUCUGAAACGUUUUAUAUUUUUCUCCAUAUUUUUUUUUCUCCCCCAUGUGUCCAGUGUUAAUUUUAAUUUUUAUGUUUUGGAAUUUUUUUUUUUUUUUUUCAUUUAUAUAUAUAUUUUUACAAAGUAUAUUAUGUAACUAUGUUAAACAGCAAUGUGAUGAUAACAAGAUUACUUGUAGUGAAAUGUGCCCGAUUUAUAUUGAAGGUAUAUGGCUAACUCAGUUUGUGUUAUAGUCUUCAUAGAAAAAUGAUUGCAUUUUUGUAUACAGAAAUCAAUACUGUAUCGACCUGUGCAAUGGUUGCUACCUGUUAACUCCUUCAGCCUCAGAAAAAUGCAGGUACAAGAGGGGUUAACACUUAUAUUUUGCACAUAUAGUUAAAGACAUUUAUCACUUCUUUGUACUGUUAUUAUUUAAUUUUUACAUGUACUUGGCAGCCAUUAACCAGUUUUAUUGUAUAAUGGUUAAUCUUUUGAGCGGCAGACGUGUGUGCUACAUUGCAAUGUGUUAAGCACACUAUUCUCCUCUUCUGUCUCUCAAAAGGAUUGUCUUCGUAUCCAUCCAUCCUAUGAAAUUGUAUUUAAUCUCUUGGUGGAUAAGCUAGGGAUUUCCUGACUUUUGAUAGCAAAGGCAUCAAAUUGCUGUUCUGUGUUGCGCAUCAGGACAAAGAAUGUAUACACUAUUUUAACAUGAAUUUAACUGCAAUGUUUACAUUUUUUUUUUUUUUUUUUUAUCGUUGGUUUUAAAUAGACUGUGGAAAUUUUGUCAUUUUACUGUUUAUAGCCGCUUACAGUGUUGUGUCGUGACGUACGAGUCAUUAACUAUUUCCUUAAACACUAGUGGACUGCUUUUAACCCAUGUUUAAAUGCCAGUGGCACGAGCAACGCGUUGGGGAAACAUUGCUCUGCCCUAUGAUGCACCAUAAAGAGUUAAUACCAUGAGUAGAAAAAGCAGAUUAAAAUAAUGUAAUGGGAGUUGGGGGGCAAUUUGUGGAUUGUGGCCAGAACAAGAUGGCAGACUUUAUCUAUGGCUGUAAAGGGUUUUUAAUUAUAAUUUUUUUUUAAACUUUCUUUGUUUUUUUUGCUUUGUCAUCGACGUUUCUAUUUCUGUGCAUACUGAAAGUGUUACAGGCCGCGCUUUACCUAUCCAUGUGGCGGGUGGCCGCCAAAAACCUUUGUUCAUCUACACUUCAGUAUUUUAAUGGGUAUGAAUGUAAAAUAUAUAAAUAUAUGAAACUUACAGCUUUAACAACUGUAAUACAGCCUUUACAAUCAGUUACAUGUAUAGAUAAUUAAAUUCUUCUUAUAAAAGCUAGUCUUUGCUCUGUGUGUCUUUUUGCUUUGGGAUCUUGUUUGACUGUCACAGUGAUUCUUCACCAAAUUUAACCUCUAAAGACGCAUACAACACAUUUAUUUAAUGACGUGGUUGGUACAGAGUUGAGUCAUGGUCUUUCUACAAUUAAACACAUUAAUAUUGAGUUUAUUGAUGUUUCAAUUUGCGUUUCCAUUAAAUAUUUAGAAGCAUACAAAUUGUGGCAUGCUAUACUUUCGACUUCUCCAAAUGACACUCCAUGCAAAUUUUACUGCAUGGGUUUCCU